This is a messenger RNA of Myxocyprinus asiaticus (Chinese sucker), 92845 nucleotides long. It is a transcript of the gene ttn.2, whose product is annotated as titin, tandem duplicate 2. The coding region runs from base 202 to 91821 and encodes 30539 amino acids. The transcript is spliced from 230 exons. Gene Ontology annotation, biological process: protein phosphorylation. Gene Ontology annotation, molecular function: protein binding; ATP binding; protein kinase activity. The record is from RefSeq and is a predicted model, not a curated record. Lineage: Eukaryota; Metazoa; Chordata; Actinopteri; Cypriniformes; Catostomidae.
UAGGGAUUGCAAGGGAAAAAGCAAAACUACACGGCAAAGAUCCUGUGUAGUUUUGUUUUUUGGGAUCUUUUGAGGCUCAACCGUUCUCACACUGUGUAUUCUGAAGUCAUAUCUGGAUAAGGACUUUGUUUCCGAAGACAAAAGCUAGGGCUCCGUCCCUCCAAUUCAAGGCACUCUUGUGGAUACAAGGUGCCUUCCACCAUGUCAACACAGGCACCAACAUUUACACAGCCGCUUCAGAGCGUUGUGGCACUUGAGGGUAGUGCUGCAACGUUCGAAGCUCAAGUUAGUGGUAAUCCAGUUCCAGAGGUGAGCUGGUUUCGUGAUGGCCAGGUUCUUACUGCUGCCGCUCUGCCCGGCGCUCAGAUCUCAUUCAGCGAUGGCCGCGCUGUUCUGAUGAUCCCUGCUGUGACAGCCGCACACAGCGGAAGAUUUUCUGUGAGAGCCACCAAUGGCGCUGGACAAGCUACUAGCACCGCUGAACUACUGGUUACAGCUGAAACUGCGCCACCAAACUUCAUUCAGAGACUACAAAGUAUGACCGUGAGACAAGGAAGCCAAGUGAGACUGGAUGUUCGAGUUACAGGAAUCCCUACACCUGUGGUGAAGUUCUACAGAGAGGGAGCUGAGAUUCAGAGCUCUGCUGACUUUAAGAUUGUUCAAGAAGGAGAUCUUUACAGUUUGUUGAUUGCUGAGGCCUUCCCAGAAGAUUCUGGAACUUAUUCUGUCAAUGCUUCUAACAGCAGUGGACGUGCAACUUCAACUGCCGAGUUGCUUGUUCAGGGUGAAGAAGAAGCCGUACCUGCAAAGAAGUCAAAAACAAUCAUUUCAGCCUCUCAGAUUUCACAAACCCGACAGACUAGAGUUGAGAAGAGAAUGGAGGCUCAUUAUGAGGCCUCUGCCACAUCCAUGAUGCAAAUGCAAGUAGAGGGAGGUGUUGUGACCCAGCAGCUGGCACAUAAGACCCCACCUCGUGUGCCACCUAAACCAACCUCCAAAUCCCCACCUUCACAACUGACUAAAGUGGCAGGUGCUCGACAACAGUCCCCCUCACCUGUGAGGCAUGUUAAGGGUCCUACGCCCACACCUGUCAGAGCUGUGUCUCCCUCUAUGAGACUGUCUGUUUCCCCAAUCAGACCUGUCAAGUCCCCUGUGAUGACCCGCAAACAGGUCGCACAAACCUCUGAGGUCCUGCCUCCAUGGAAACAGGAGGGUUAUGUUUCAGAAGCCAGCUACACCAGCAUGACUGCAGGAGUAACACAAGUCCAGACCACCUCUGUCCAAAUGGAACAACGCUGGGAGGGCUCUGUUGCUAUUCAGCAACAAGCUGGUGCCAUCAAAGAGGCAGAGGCUGUGGCCACUGUGCUGGCAGCUGUCGAUUAUGCACGUGUACGAAAGCCCACGCAUGCUGAAGGGGCUCAAAUGGAGGAAGAGGCUGAUAUAAGACAGCAGGAAAUGCUAGCCACUAAGCAACAGGUCACAAGUAAAAAGGAGUCGUUGCUAAUUCCCCCUGAAAUGCCAACUUCCACCUCUAAGCAAAGUGUACACAUUACCCAGAUUCAAAGAACUACAGAGGCUAGCUCCAAGGUGGAGAUUGGCCUUGCACCAUCCCCAGUUCCACAUUUUACAGUAUCAAAAGUUACUGUACCAAAAGCAGAUCAUAGCUAUGAGGUUUCAAUUGCAGGUUCUGCUAUUGCCACACUACAAAAAGAGUUAUCCUCAGCAACUGCUGCUCAAAAGAUCAUCAAGCCCGUCAAGCCUCCAACAGAUAAGAUCGUGGAGACUCGUGUGACCCCAGAGCUGACACCUCCUCCGUUUAGAGACACUGCAGAGAGAUAUCAGACGCAUUUUGACACAGAGUUACACAGACAGAUAGGCGUUUCGUUUACUGGCGAAAAGUGGCACACCCAGGUUGUUGAGACUGCAGCGAUCCCCUCAGCUAUCAAAGAGCCUGUCAGGCCACCUACCUUGAUAGCGGGUUUGAAAAACGUGACUGUCACUGAGGGAGAGUCUGUGACUCUGGAGUGCCAGAUUUCAGGCCACCCCAUCCCAGCCAUUAUGUGGUUUAGAGAGGAUUAUAGAAUCGAGAACUCCAUUGAUUUCCAGAUUACUUAUGAAAAUAGCUAUGCCCGCUUGGUGAUCCGCGAAGCCUUUGCUGAAGAUAGUGGUCGCUUUACAUGCACUGCUACCAGUGAGGCUGGAACUAUCAGCACCUCCUGCUACCUGCUUGUCAAAGUGUCUGAGGAGAUUGAAAGCAGAGAGGAGAUUACUGUCCAGGAGAAAAAGACUGUCAUUGAAGCCGAAAAGGAGAUCAUGUCUGAAGUCUCAAUGGACACUGGAGUACCUGUAGCUCCAUUUUUUGUAAAGAAGCCAGUUGUUCAGAAACUGGUCGAGGGUGGGAGUGUUGUCUUUCAGUGCCAGAUCGGAGGCAGCCCUAAACCCCAUAUUUACUGGAAGAAGAGUGGAAUUCCACUCACUACUGGAUACAGAUAUAGAGUUAGCCAUAACAAGGACACAGGGGAAUGCAAGUUGGAGAUUUCUAUGACAUUUGCUGAUGAUGCUGGAGAAUACACCAUCUUCGCCAAGAACCAACAUGGAGAGGCCUCUGCUUCCACAAACCUCCUUGAGGAAGAGGAAUUUGAAGCCUAUAUGAAGAAACAGGAUGUGACAUAUGUAACGGAAGUGACGGCAAUGGUACAGGAACCCAAAGUGGCGGAUGUGCCCCCUGUAGUUGUAAGCGAAUAUGACAAAGAGCUGAUGCAGAGGAGGAUGGCUCAACAAACACAAAUGAUGAAGUCCUUCAUCUCAGAGACAGAGUUUCAAAUUUCUGCAAUCGAGCAAAGAAUAAUCCAAGAGAUUGAAAUCCGCAUCCUUAAAAUAACGUACCAAGAGCUGGUGAUUGAGGAUGGUGAAGAGAUGGUCAUGAAUAUUGCUGAGCAUGAGGCUGUCGGAUCCUCAUUUAGCACUCCAGUCAAAAGCUACAGAAUUUUGGAAGGAAUGGGUGUCACUUUCCAUUGCAAGAUGGAAGGACAACCAUUACCAAAGAUUGCAUGGUAUAAAGAUGGCAAGCGCAUUAGGCAUGGAGGCCGAUAUCAGAUGGAGGUUCUACAGGAUGGUAGAGCCAGUCUGCGCCUUCCUGUGGUGCUGCCAGAAGACGAGGGAAUCUAUACUGCAUUUGCCAGCAAUAUGAAGGGUAAUGCUGUCAGUUCUGGAAAGCUCUAUGUGGAGUCCACUGCAGCUGCACAGCCUUACUACCCUCAAGCCGAAGCAGUGAGGAGAGUCCAGUCUACAUCUCCAAUGUCUGCACGCUCAAUUAGCUACUCCCCUGGACGUUCUCCUGCACGGUCUGUUAGCCGCUCUCCUGCUCGUAGACUUGAUGACACGGAUGAGACCCAACUGGAGAGGCUGUAUAAGCCUGUAUUUGUACAGAAGCCGUCAUCCUUCAGGUGUUCUGAAGGACAGACUGCAAGGUUUGAUCUGAAAGUAGUUGGAAGACCCAUGCCUGACACCUACUGGUUCCACAUGGGGCAACAAGUGGUCAAUGACUACACCCACAAGAUUGUGGUAAAGGAGGAUGGAACUCAGUCAAUGAUUGUGGUUCCUGCUAUGCCUCAGGAUUCUGGAGAGUGGAGCGUAGUUGCUCAGAACAGAGCAGGAAAGACUAUUGUUUCUAUGACUCUCACUGUUGAAGCAAAGGAAAAUUUGGUCCGACCUCAGUUUAUAGAAAAGCUAAAGAACAUUAGUGUUAAGGAGGGAAGUUUAGUUGAGUUGGCAGUGAAAGCCAUUGGAAACCCCCUUCCUGACAUUGUCUGGCUAAAAAACAGUGAUAUCAUCUCUCCUCAUAAAUACCCUCACAUCAAAAUUGAGGGUACCAAAGGAGAAGCACAUUUCAAGAUUCCACAGACCUCUGGCUCUGACAGUGCAUGGUACACAGCCACAGCCAUAAACAAAGCUGGCAGAGAUACCACCCGCUGCAGAGUCAAUGUGGAGGUAGAGUACACUGAACCUGAACCAGAAAGAAGACUCAUCAUUCCCAAAGGGACAUAUAAGGCUAAGGAAAUUGCUGCACCAGAGAUUGAACCUCUGCAUCUUCGCUAUGGCCAGGAACAAUGGGAAGAAGGUGACCUCUAUGACAAGGAAAAGCAACAGAAGCCACACUUCAAAAAGAAGCUUACUUCAGUCAGGAUGAAGCGAUUUGGUCCCGUGCACUUUGAGUGCAGACUCACCCCUAUCGGUGACCCAACCAUGAUUGUUGAGUGGCUUCAUGAUGGCAAGCCACUGGAAGCUGCUAACAGGCUGCGCAUGAUCAAUGAGUUUGGCUAUUGCAGUCUUGAUUAUGAAGUUGCUUAUUCCAGAGAUAGUGGUGUCAUUACUUGCAGAGCCACUAACAAGUUUGGUGUUGACCAGACUUCCGCAACAUUGAUUGUGAAGGAUGAGAAGAGUCUGGUAGAGGAGAGUCAGUUGCCAGAGGGAAGGAAAGUACAGAGAAUGGAUGAAAUGGAGCGAAUUGCUCAUGAGGGUGCACCCUCAGGAGUUACUGGGGACGACAUGACUGAGAAGACCAAACCAGAGAUAGUCCUGCUCCCAGAACCCAUACGAGUAUUUGAGGGGGAAACAGCCAAAUAUCGCUGCAGAGUGACUGGUUACCCAACUCCCAAGGUCAACUGGUACCUCAAUGGACAGCUAAUUCGGAAGAGCAAAAGAUUCAGACUGCAAUAUGAUGGCAUUCACUACCUGGAAAUCACUGACUGUAAGUCCUAUGAUUCUGGAGAUGUUAAAGUAUUGGCUGAGAACCCAGAGGGUACAGCUGAGCACACUGUAAAGCUUGAGAUCCAACAAAAAGAAGACUUCAGGUCAAUCUUGCGCCGUGCUCCUGAGAUGAAGGCUCCAGAGGUGCCUGCCUCUGAACCUGGCCGGGUAUCCUUUGAUGUUGUAAAGGUGGAUAAACCUUCAGACACUUCACAAACAAAAGAGGUUGUUAGACUGAGGAAGGCGGAGAGAGUUGUUCAUGAAAAAUCUACAGAAGAGACAGAAGAGCUGCGAAGCAAAUUUAAACGCAGGACUGAAGAGGGCUAUUAUGAAGCCAUAUCAUCUGUUGAGAUGAAGUCUCGUAAGAAGGACGAAUCUUAUGAAGGCAUGUUAAAGAAGAGAAAAGAAGAGCUUCAGCAUUGGACCAAAGAGGUAACUGAAGCUGAAAAGAAGAAAGAGGAGGAAGAACGCAAACUUACCAUUCCUACAAUUAGACCUGAGAAAGUAGCCCUCUCUCCUAGCAUGGAGGCUCCGAAGAUCUUGGAAAGAAUUCAGAGCCAGACAGUUUUACAGUCUGAUGAAGUUCACUUCCGUUGUAGGGUUGUUGGUAAACCGGAUCCAGAGUGCCAGUGGUUCAAAAAUGGAAUUUUACUUGAGAAGUCAGACCGUGUUUAUUGGUACUGGCCUGAGGAUAAUGUCUGUGAAUUAGUGAUCAGAGAUGUCUCGGCUGAAGACUCUGCCAGUAUUAUGGUCAAAGCCAUUAACAUUGCUGGCGAGGCCUCAAGCCAUGCCUUCUUGUUGGUGCAAGGCAAGCAAGUUGUAUCUUUUACCCAGACCCUGGAGGAUGCCUAUGCAAAAGAGAAAGACACAAUGGUGACCUUUGAGUGUGAGACAAAUGAGCCAUUUGUCAAGGUCAAAUGGUUGAAGAACAAUGCAGAAAUUUUCUCUGGAGACAAAUACAGAAUGCACUCUGAUAGAAAGGUGCACUUCCUCUCUGUGCUGACAAUCAAUAUGCAAGAUAUUGCAGAGUACACUUGUGCUGUUGUUGACGAUGACCACUUAAGAACUACUGCCAAACUUCAUGUUGAAGGUGCACCACUGGAAAUUGUGAAAAAUCUGGAAAGUGUUGAAGUGCCUGAGACAUACUCUGGAGAGUUUGAGUGUGAACUGUCCCGUGAGGAUGCCGAAGGCACCUGGUACUUUGAGAACAAAGAAAUUACCCCAAGCCUUAAAUAUGUUGUGUCCUCUCGCCGUGGCCGACACACCCUAUCUGUAAAAGAUGUCCGGAAGGAGGACCAGGGCAAAUACACUUUCAAAGUGGGUGAUCUGAAGACAAGUGCCACACUGAAGAUGAAAUUGCGCCCUGUAACUCUGAUGCAGGGACUCUCUGAUCUGACCGUCUGUGAGGGUGAUAUAGCCCAAUUUGAGGUGCGAUUCUCUCAAGAAAAUGUGGAGGGAACUUGGAUGAAAAAUAGUCAGCCUAUCUCUGCCACUGACAGAGUUCACAUUGUCAUCGACAAACUUGUCCACAAACUUCUGGUGGAAAAUGUCAACAGGGAUGAUCCAGGAAUGUACUCGUUUGUUGUUCCGGUUCAAAACAUUUCUACAACUGGAAAACUGACUGUUCAAACGAUUGAAAUCGUAACUCCUCUAAAGGAUGUCCAUUCCAUUGAGGGUACAAAGGCAGUGCUAGAAGCUAAAAUCUCUGCCCCUGAUGUUGCUUCUGUGAAAUGGUACCAAAAUGACAAGCUCCUUGUGGCUAGUGAGAGAAUCCAAAUGGUUGCCAAAGGGUCCAAACAGAGACUGGUUUUAAACAGGAUCUAUGCUUCUGAUGAAGGACAGUACAAGAUGGUUGUUGGCAGAGUGGAAUCAACUUGUAAACUGUCUGUUGAGAAGGUCAGAAUCAUCAAGCACAUGGAGGACUGUGUGUGCACUGAAACUCAGAAUGUCACCUUUGAAGUAGAACUCUCCCACAGUGGUAUAGAUGCUUACUGGACCUUCAAGAAUCAGCCUCUUAAGGCCGGAGCCAAAUACAAAAUUGAAUCCAAAGGGAAGCGCUGUAGCCUCACCAUAAUCAAUGCCAUGAAGGAUGAAGAAGGCCAGUAUGCAUUUGCAGCGGGUGAAAAGACAUCCAGUGCAAAACUUACUGUGUCAGGUGGUGCUAUAAACAGGCCACUUUGUGAUGUGACUGUGGCAGAAUCCCAAACUGCUAUGCUGGAAUGUGAGGUUGCCAAUCCCAACUCUGAGGGAAAGUGGCUUAAAGAUGGCCACCAUGUUGACUUUAGUGACAAUGUCAGGAGUGAAGAUAUAGGUGUGGUCCGCCGACUUGUCUUUGUUAUUUCAAGACCACAAGAUAUUGGAGAGUACACCUACCAAGUGGCAAACUCCAAGACAUCUGCCAACCUAAGGGUCGAAGCUGUGAAGAUCAAGAAGACAUUGAAAAACCAAACAGUCACCGAAACACAAGAGGCAUUAUUUAGUCUUGAACUCACCCAUUUAGAUGUGAAAGGAUCCCAGUGGAUCAAGAAUGGAAUAGAAAUUGUCCCCAGUGAUAAAUAUGAGAUAAAAGUAGAAGGCAUGGUUCACACUCUAAAGAUCAAGAACUGCAACACUCAAGAUGAAUCAGUCUAUGGAUUCAAACUUGGAAAACUCUCUGCUAAUGCCAGACUGAAUGUUGAAACUGUUAAGAUUGUGAAAAAGCCAAAAGAUGUGACCUCCCUGCUGAAUGGAACUGCUUCUUUUGAACUGAGUUUGUCCCAUGAUGACAUACCGGUUACAUGGAUGUUCAAAAACCAAGAGCUAAAACCUAGUGCAAAUAUUCAAAUAAUGUCAGAAAGGAAAGCACAUAAGCUGGUCAUUCAGAAUGUUGAAGAAAGCAAUGCUGGAGAGUACACGGCUGUAGUUGGACAUUUGCAGUGCAGCGCAUAUUUACAUGUUGAAUCUUUGAGAGUCACAAAACCCCUGAGGAACAUUGAGGUUCCAGAGACCCAUGUGGCCACAUUUGAGUGUGAGGUUUCACAUUUCAAUGUUCCAUCCACCUGGCUGAAAAACGGAGUUGAGAUUGAGAUGAGCGAGAAGUUCAGGAUUGUGGUGCAGGGCAAACUGCAUCAGCUGAAGAUCAUGAACACAAGUAGAAACGACUCAGCAGAAUACACAUUUGUGUGUGGAAAUGACAGAGUCUCUGCCACACUGACAGUUAGCCCUGUUCUCAUCACAUCCAUGCUGAAAGACCUGAAUGCACAAGAAAAGGACACCAUCACAUUUGAAGUGACUGUCAACUAUGAAGGAAUCACCUACAAAUGGCUGAAGAAUGGAGUAGAAAUUCGAUCCAGUGAUAGAUGCCAAACUCGCACCAAACAGUUCACUCACUCUCUCACAAUCCGGAACGUUCACUUUGGGGAUGUUGGAGAGUACAAAUUUGUGGCUGGAUCUGCUGAAACAUCAGCAAAACUGUUUGUUGAAGCUCGUGUCAUUGAGUUCACCAAGCACAUCAAAGACAUUAAAGUUACUGAGAAGAAGAAGGCCAUUUUUGAGUGUGAACUCUCUGAGCCCAAUGUCAUGGUAACAUGGAUGAAAGACGGUCAGGAACUUGAAAUGUCUGAAAGGUUCAAAGUCUCCACAGAAAGACAUGUGCAACGUCUGAUGAUCCAAACGGUGCGCAUGUCUGAUGCUGGUGAAUACUCUGUGGUUGCUGGCUCUUGUGUAUCUAAGGCCUACCUCACAGUAGAGGGCAAGGAUGUGCGUAUCAGCGAACCUGCAGAGAAAGAAAUCACUGUGCUUGAGAGACAACGAGCUACAUUUGAAUUUGAAGUCAACGAGGAUGACAUUGAGGGUCGCUGGCUAAGAAAUGGAGUUGAGAUCCAGUUCUCUGUAGAUCAGCGUUUCAACUAUGUGACUAUUAGAAAAAUCCAUCGCCUAACAAUCACAGAAACCUACAGAAGUGAUGCAGGAGAGUACACGUUCAUUGCUGGAAAGAACAGGAGUGUGGUGACCCUACACGUCAACAUCCCUGAGCCUCCUCAGAUCGUCAGGCACAUGCAGCCUCUGUCUGUUGAGGCUGGCAAACCUGCACGCUUCUCUGUGGAAGUGACAGGAAUUCCUCAGCCCCAGGUGUCCUGGUAUAAGAACUCUCAGGCCCUUUCUUCUGGCUUCAAGUGUAAAUUCCUCAGGGAGGGAAAUGAGCACACCUUGCUGCUCAUUGAGGUCUUUCCAGAGGAUGCAGCUCAGUACAACUGUGAAGCAAAGAAUGACUAUGGAGUAGCCACAAGCUCUGCUGCACUUACUGUGGAAGUUCCAGAAGUUGUUUCCCCUGAUACUGGAGCACCACUAUCACCACCUGUGGUCAUAUCACCCAUACGUAACACUUCUGCCAACGAAGGAGAAUCUGCCAGAUUCCAGUGCCGUGUCUCAGGGGAAGAUCUGACGAUUACUUGGUAUUGCAAAGACAAGGAGAUCAAGCAGUCUGAAAUAUUCAGAGUGUCUCAGUUUGAUGAAAACUGUCAGCUGGAGAUUGCCAGAGUUUAUCCUGAGGAUGAGGGCGAGUACACGUGUGUUGCUCGGAACUCUGCAGGAAUGGUCUCUUGCUCUGCUGUAUUGAAACUGGAUGGAGAAACACAAUUUGCAGACUAUACAUCCAAGUCUCAGUCGCAAGCCACGUCCAGUCUCUUCAAAAGCAUUAAGUCUGUACAGAAGGAACCCAUUGGCCAAAGACCUACUUUUAUUCAACCAAUUGCGAGCUGUGUGGUGGUUCACGGGGAAGUGGCCAGAUUCCAUGCUUGUGUCUCUGGCAUGCCAAAACCAGAGAUCAGUUGGUUCCAUGACCAGCAGCCUAUAAAGCCUACAAAAAAUGUUGUCUUUCAUUUUGAUGAGAUGACAAACACUGCUACGCUAAUCAUAGUUGAUACUUUCUCUGAGCAUGCUGGGCAGUACACUUGCAAAGCAGUCAAUAUCGCUGGAGAGGCAGCUUGUUCAGCCAGCCUUGCUGUAACCGAAGAAGUUACAAAAGUACGAGAGGAAAUUGAAGCAAAAAUUGAGGAAGAAGUCAAAGAAUUUUCUAGCUUGACUGUGACGACUGAAGAAGUGGAAGAAGCCUACAGCACAUCCCUGCAAUUACCUGAAAAAUCUAAAACACUUGAACUCAAGCCAGAGCCAAAGCGGUUUUCUAGUUCAUUAGAAAGGAAAAAGGAAAAACCUGUAUUUGAAUCCAAGCUUACGCCUGCUGAAGUUACUGUUGGUGACUCAGUUAGGUUUACUGUCACAGUAUCUGGUUUCCCAAAGCCAAAAGUUCAGUGGUUCCACAACGGAAAGGUCAUCACUUCUUCAUCGGUUUAUAAGUUUGUUGAAGAAAGAGAUGAGUACACUUUAAUAAUAACUGAAGUCAAGAAAGAGUAUGAGGGUGAGUACUCUUGUUCCGCUAGUAACAGAUUUGGCCAAACCACCUGCAAGACAAUGUUAAAGGUACAAGUGAGUGAUUUAUCAGUUGCAGAAAGAUGGGUGGAACAAAUGUUCAAAAUACCAGGACAACCACCAUGCUUCACCACACAAAUCCAACCUGUGCAAUGUGCAGAGGGCAGUGAUGUAAAAUUCCAAUAUAGAGUUACUGGUACUCCACUCCCUGAUGUUCAGUGGUUUAAAGGUGGUUUUCAAAUUAAGUCAAGCCAGAACUGUUUUGUUGUAAGUAACCCAGAUGGUUCUGGCUUCCUAACCAUGAAUGUAAUCCAACAGAAAGAUAGUGGACUCUACACAUGCAAGGCUUUUAAUCCCUUUGGAGAGGCAAGCUGUAGUGCUGAGUUGAUUGUAUUCCACAAAAAGGUAUCUGUAUUUCAUCAACAACAGUUAGUUCAGGAGCAAAAAAGUUAUAAGGUGUCCAUGACUGAGGAAGCCACUGAAUCUCGCUUGUACAGUGUUAGCCUACCUGGUCAAGCAGGUGCGAGUCUGCAGGGAGGCCAUCAGGUGAUUUACACAAUUGGCACAGAAGAUAGACAAACGGUAACAAGUGAGCGGGUUGACACUUUGCAUGACUUAGAUAUUUCUGCUGCAACUAUGUACAAGGAGCAAGUAACUCAUCAAGCUGCAGUGUUGGAGUCUCAUGAAGUUCAAGAAAGAGUUAUUUAUGCUCUAACCCAGCCAGAACCAGUAGUAGCAACCCCUUUGAAACAGCUCCACAUGGCUGCUAUGACCUCAGCAGUUGAAGAAAGUCCAGGCUUCACCGAACAGCACUUUGAUCGCAUUAGAAGUCCUGAGGUUACAGUGCUUGAAGUUACAAAUGAGCAUCCCUCACAGUUAAUGUCUGCCAUAACGGAGAGUGUUACCCCACUAACCAUUGUUACAGCUGAGCCAUUAUCAAGCAACCAAACAGAACAGAUCAAGGCAGCUCCUGAGCCCAAGUAUCCAAUGUCAAGUCACCAAGUUGAGGCAAAACUCCCAAUUGUUAAAGAACAUUCACAGAUUAUACCACAUACACAGGAAGAAAAGGGCUACCAAGUUAAAGAGGGAGUUAAAAUUCUUUAUAGUGCGGUUUCAACUGAGAAACAACAAAUCACAGAGGGCCACUCUAAAGAACUGUCAAUACUAGACUCUACCUUUCAGUCAUCAUUAAAGAAAGAACCAGCAAAACCGGCUGUCCUUUCAGUUAAUGAGACUACACAAACCUUAUCAAAAGAACAGAAGGUAUCUAUGCACAGACCAAUUGAGGAGGCAGCAUCUCUAGCCAAAGACCAUGUAUUAAAAUCAUCUCUUAUUGCAGAGGAAAAAAAUAAGCUCCAAGCUGAUAAGACAAAUUUGAUCCCAGGUUUGGAAAGUGCCAUUUCAUUACAGUCCCAGAGAGAGCAGGAACAAGUUCUGCAUUUGCAGGUCAUUGCAGACCAGGAUGUUCUUCCAGCUGAAGGCAGAUUAAGCAGUGAGAAACCAAGCCCAGAGAAAGCCAGUGAUGAAAAAAGUUAUAUUCUUAUGCAUACUGUGUCAGUUGAUGCUCAGCAAUCUGUCACAUGUGAAGAGUCAUCUCAGUUUUCAGCUAAAGAAACAAAAAUUGCCAUACAGUCUAGUAAGGAAGCCCCUGCCCCUUUGCAUCUUCAGGCAAUUCAUUUAGAAAAUACCUUGUCAAAAGAAGGGAUAAUCUCAAUAGAAGAGCCAGACCAACAGAUGGCAAUACAGAAGCAGGAGAAAGCACGCCAACAUGUUGCAAGCACAGAGGAGAAAAGAGAGCAUACGGCAGAUUUUUGUAAAGAUAUUGAUGUAUCUGUAACAGGUGUCCAGUCUGAAAUAAGAAAAGAACCCAAACCCCAAAGUAUUCUUCAAGUCUUUUCAGAACCAAUGCUGUUACCGAAGGAAACCCCAUUUGUGAGUGAUGUUAAACAGCAGCGUGCCAUAGUUCAGAAGGAAGAUCACUGGAAUAUUGUGCAUGUACCAUCUGUGGUAGAGAGUAAGGAUAUAGAGGAGGGACACACAGAGAAUAUAGGACUAAUUGAAAAAUAUGAGUCUCAAAGCAAAGUUGAACCCAAAGUCCCUUCAGAAUCAAUUCAUAUUGAAGAAAAGGCAAUCUCAACAGAGAGCAGUGUUGCUCUGGAGGCCACAGAACAAGAUUUUGCUGUCCAAAUACAGGAGGGACAGUCUGUUAGACAGUCUGUGUUAAUGGAAGAAAAGCAUGCUAUCAAAGGUGAGCAUUCUCAGGAUAUUACAAAAUCUGAAACAACCACAGCAAUCAUCACAGAGCAGAGAAUGGAUGCUCUUUUAGUGUCAGAAUCAAGAGUGAGCCAAACUUUACCCAAAGAGCUCACUUUUGUUGUUCCAGCUCCAAAACCACACACACUGAACAUAAAGCAUCAGUUGAAAAGCAUACUCACAACUGCUGUGGCUCUUGACCAGCCAUUAAUCCUGGCAGAUGUGGUGCAGAGUUUAGGAGCUGUGGAAAUACAUUAUGUAAAAGAAAGGAGAGAACCCAAAUAUAUCAUGUUCACAUAUCUUGUCACAAGUGCAAGUGUCCCACUUGAAAUUACAAUUGCUUUUGAAGGAGAGUAUCCUCAGACUGCUGAUCUCAGGAGUGAACUUCAAGCUGCUUUCUAUUCCAUUGUCUAUCGAGAGCAGCAGGUUUUGACCUCUGAGCAGCCAGGCAUGAUGCACAUUGACAGACCGCAGAGAUUACAGGUCAGCAUAGCUUCCUCAAAAGAAAUACUUUCGCCUGUGGUGGAGAUGGUAAGAUUGACAGAAAACAUCGAGCCUUUUACAUCACCAAUUUCACAGUCUGCAGCUUUAAAAACUGAAGACAAAACCUCUUUUCAGUCUGUGACAGCUGAAGAUCGAGUUGUUAAGUCAAAAAUUCAUAUGGUCACUGAAUCAAAAAUUGAUAUCCAACAGUCCAUCCAGUUUGAGCGACAGGAAACCAGAUCUGUGACAGUGAAAGCCCAUGAGAGAGAUGUAGGUACUUCAAGUAUGACAACUGAACUGGUCCUGGGGCCUGUUCCAACAGAAAAAUCUACUGCUGUUAUUUUACAGAAAGAGGAAAGGGAGGAAUAUAUAACUGAAGCAAUAAUGAAAUUAGAGAGAGAAGAAGUUAGAGAGGGUUACCCAGAAUUUGAAAGCUCUUUGGAGGAUAUUGAAAUAGAGGAGCAUUCUGAGGUGAAAAUGUUAUUGACUAUAAGACAUGUAAAGAAAGUGAAUUGGCUUUUAAAUGGAAAAUCAAUUAAAUCUGGCAAAGAGUUCAAGUGUUCUAAAGACCAUGACACAUACACACUAGUAAUCAACAAAGUUAUGAAGGUUCAUCAAGGAGAGUAUACCUGUGAGGCUGUAGGGGAAGCUGGCAAGUCUACAACGUCCUCCCACCUCACUGUGGUCUCAAGAGUGCCACCCAUUUUCAGGCAGAAAAUCCAAAAUCUGGAGGUCAGUGUUGGCAGCCCUGCAAAGUUCAAAUGUGAGAUUGAGGAGGCUCCUGGUGUAACCUUCAAGUGGUUCAAGUCUGAUUCUGAGAUUAGACAUAGUGACAAAUACAGGAUUGUCAGCCAUCAUCACACCUCAUCUUUGGAGUUCUUGAGCCCAUCAGUGGCUGACAGUGGAGAAUUUACCUGCAGAGCUUCAAACCGUCAUGGAAGUGACAGCUGCUCUGCUAAACUGAGUGUGACAGAGGUGUUCCCACCAGAAUUUACAUCAAAGCCCGAUAUGAUGACUUUAUUUGUGGGCAAGCAAGCAAAAUUCCAGUGUGUUAUUUCUGGUUCUGCUCCAAUGAAUGUUGAAUGGCAUAAAGACAAUAUUGUCAUUUCACUAGAUGAUCACUGCAGAGCAUCAUAUGAAAAGAACAUGUAUUUUCUUGAAAUCUUGAAUCUGCAGCAAAGUGAUCAGGGAACAUACCUUUGCAAAGCUUCAAACAGUGUUGGUACAGCAACAUGCUGCACUGAGCUGAGGGUUGUAGACAAACCCAGUUUUGUGAAGACUUUUGAGUCAACCACUUUUGCUGUAGGAAACCCACUACGCCUUGAGUGUCAGGUAGAUGAAGACACUGGUGUAGCCAUCAUCUGGAUGAGGGAUGGCAAAAAAAUCCAUAAUACAAUGGAUUGUAAAAUAACUUUUGAGGAAAAAAUGGCCAGUCUUGAGAUUCCAAAGGCCAAACUCAAAGAUACAGGAACAUAUAACUGUACUGCUGCAAAUGAUGCAGGAAGCAGCAGUUGCUCUGCUGUUGUAACAGUGCAAGAACCUCCAGUCUUUGUCAAAAAGCUGGAGCCUAAGAUCUUAUGGAAACAAGGAAUGUCAGCACGUUUGACGUGCACAGUAAAAGGAUCACCUGAACUCCACGUGACUUGGUUUUUGACAGACAAACCGCUUAGUUCCUCUGAAAAACACAAAAUCACUUUCAAAGGCGGUCAAGCCACUCUUGAGAUUUUCAACUUACUUGAGUCUGACAGUGGACAUUACACUUGUGAAGUGAUGAAUGAGGCUGGUUAUGAAAGCUGCAGCACUCAAGUAACUGUAAAAGAACCUCCUGCCUUCAAAAAGGAGUUGCAAUUGGUGGAGGUAGUCAAGGGAUGCACAGCCCAGCUUGAAUGUGAAGUUACAGGCACAGCUCCUUUUGAUGUGACCUGGUUUAAGAAUAAAACCCCAGUAUCCACUGAUAAGAAGCACAGUAUUGUCUCAAAGGACACAGUUGCAUAUUUGGAAAUUAAAUCAUUUGAAAGUGCAGAUGUUGCAGAUUACCAAUGCUGCGUUUCAAAUGAUGUUGGUAAAGUAAUUACCAAAGCAGUGGCCAAAUUGAAAGAACCACCAUCCUUUGCAAAGAAAGUUGAGAACAUAACUGCAGUUUUAGGCAGCACUGUGAAACUUCAGGGAACUCUUAAGGGUUCUGCACCUAUGACAGUUAAAUGGUUCAAGGCUUCUGAGAUACUCAGAGAUGAUGAUCCUAACAUUACUUCAACUUUUGAAAACAAUAUUGCUAUUCUGGCAAUAGCAAAUAUCAGCAUAAACCAUGGAGGAAAAUAUACUUGUCAAGCUGAGAACGAGGCUGGAAAACAAAAAUGCGAGGCCACUAUAUCAGUUCAAGAACCAGCUAGGUUUGUUGAGAAACCACCAUCCAUCAGUGUGACAGCAGGAGAUUCUGCAACUAUUGAGUGCACUGUUUCAGGAAGUCCAGAUCUCAAAGUAAAAUGGUUCAGAGAUGGCAAAGAGUUGAUAGGGAGUCGAAAAUACAAAAUCUCCUUCAAAGACAAUGUAGCAGUCUUGAAAAUCCUCUCGACAGAGAGAGCAGAUAGCUGUGAAUACGCAGUUGAAGUUUCUAAUCGGGUUGGAAAAGAGCAGUCCUCUUGCUCAAUUAUCGUUCUCGAUAAAAUCGUACCCCCAACUUUCACAAAAACACUUAAAAAGAUAGAUGGUAAUGUUGGGGGCAGUAUUCAGAUGGAAUGCAAGGUGUCAGGAUCCCAACCCAUAACGAUAUCUUGGUUCAAGGAGGGCAAGGACAUUACAACUGGAACAAAAUAUCAAACAAUACUACAUGAAGGCACUGCCUUACUGAAAAUAACUGAUUUAGAGACAUCAGAUGCUGGGGUUUUCACGUGCAAUGCAACUAAUUCUGCAGGACACAGUGAAACAAGUGGAACUGUUUCUGUUAAAGAACCUCCAUUCUUCACCUUGACACCUCAAAGCCAAGAGGUUAUACCAGGAUCUACAGUUGUCCUAAAAGCUGCUUUCACUGGUACAACACCUUUUGUUAUAAAAUGGUUCAGAGAUGACAAAGAAAUGUUAACUGGAGGAACUUGUUUCAUCAAGAAAGAAGCCAACUCAAGUUCACUGGAGCUGCACUCUGUGAAGCCAUCUCAGUCUGCCAAAUACACAUGCCAAGUGGCUAAUGAUGCUGGAAAGGUUUCAUGCACAGCUAACUUAUUUGUAAAAGAACCUCCAAAAUUUGUGAUGAAGCUUAAUUUGACUAAACUAGUAAUGAAUGGGAGUCUUGCGACUUUGGAAUGUAAAGUGACUGGUAGCCCAGAGAUCAGUAUUAGAUGGUUUAAGAAUGAGACUGAAAUCAGCUCAAAUGAUAAAUACAAAAUGACCUUCACCGACUUAGUUGCUACACUGAAAAUUUCCAAUUGCUGUGUUGAAGACAGUGGAGAUUAUAUUUGCCAGGCGUCAAGCGAUGCUGGCAGCGAUAGAUGCAACUGCUUGGUUACAGUCAGAGAACCUCCUGCAUUCGUGAAACCCUUUGAAUCCAAAGAAAUUGUUAAAGGCACAGAUGUUGUGCUGGAGGGAACUGUGUCAGGCUCUGCUCCCUUUGAGAUAUCUUGUUUUAAACAUUCAAAGCAGAUCCGAAAUGAUAGAAGGCACAUCAUAAGCCUGACAAAUGAUGUAGUGACUCUUCAGAUUCUGAAAUUUGAACCUGGAGAUGCUGGCGAAUAUCAGUGCAUUGUUGGAAAUGAAGUAGGACAGACCUUGUGUGAUUUUCAAAUUACAAUGAAAGAGCCACCAUCAUUUGUGCAGAAGAUGGACAAUACAAAUGUCCUUCUUGGCGGUGAGGUUUCCUUACAGUGUGUUCUGAAAGGGUCAUUGCCUAUGACAGUCUCUUGGAUGAAAGAUAACCAUGAGAUCAAAGAAUCAGAACACGUUCAGAUGACUUUUGAGAAUCGGGCUGCAGUGGUACACAUUUCGAAUGUACAGUUAAUACAUGGUGGAAAGUAUACUUGCCAAGCUCAGAAUGAAGCUGGUAGUCAGAAAUGCACCACAGAAUUGGUGGUUAAAGAGCCUGCAAACAUUACAGAGAAAGCGAAGUCUAUCAGUGUCACAGCAGGUGAUCCUGUCACUCUAGAGUGCAGGUUCUCUGGUUCUAAAGUUCUUAAAGCAAAAUGGCUAAAGGAUGGCAAGGAGCUGGCAUCUAGCAAAAAAUACAAAGUUCAGAGUACUCAUACAAGCUCUAUAUUAAAAAUACUCUUUACGGAGAAGAGUGAUGCUGGAGAAUAUAUCUUUGAGGUUUCAAAUGAUGCUGGAAGCAGCAUAUGUGAGGCAGUCGUGACUGUUUUAGAUCAAAUAAUCAAGCCUUCUUUCACAAGAAAAUUGAAGGCAAUGGAGAGUAUAAAAGGAUCAUUUGCACAACUGGAAUGUCUGGUCUCUGGAUCUCUUCCCAUAACAGUCACUUGGUUCAAGGAAAAUAAGGAGAUACAGACAGAUGAUAAAUACAAAUGCAUGUUCUUUGAGAAUGCAGCAUCUUUGGAAAUCAGUCAUCUUGAUAGCUCAGACUGUGGCAGUUACACUUGUAUUGCAAAAAACCAAGCAGGCACUGUCCAGUGUUCAGGCACACUGAAAGUUAAAGAACCUCCUUCAAUCAUUGAGAGGCCUGAGUCACAAGAUGUUAUUCUUGGGUCCAGAGUGCAGUUUAAUUUGCUUGUGUCUGGAACACCACCACUGAUCAUUAAGUGGUUCAAAGAUAAGAAAGAAAUUUCAUCAGGGAUCGACUGUUCAGUACAGAAAAGUGAUUCUUCCAGCUCACUUGAGCUCUUUUUUGCUAAACCGUCAGACUCUGGAGAAUAUGUAUGUGAAAUAAGUAAUGAUGUUGGAUCAGAUGUUUGCCAAGCGGCACUCUUCGUCAAAGAACCCCCCAAAUUCACCCGCAAACCUGACAAAAUGUCAGUUGUAAAACCUGGCCAAUUGGUAGUUUUCGAAUGCCAGAUUACGGGCACUCCAGAGAUAGACACGUACUGGUUCAAAGAUGGGAAUGAAAUAAGUCCAAGUGACAAGCAUAAAAUUACUUUUGCCGAUUCUCUGUCUCGACUUGAGAUAAGCAGUAGUGAUAUCAAAGACAGUGGAGUCUAUUACUGCGAAGCCCGCAAUGAGGCGGGGAGUGAGAGCUGUAGUAUGGAGCUACGAGUCAAAGAGCCACCAGUUCUUGUCAAGUCACUGAGUCCUCUUGAGGUUGUGAAUGGCUCAAAUGCAUAUUUUGAAUGUCAGGUAAAAGGCACAGCACCUUUUGAGGUCACCUGGCAAAAGGAUUCAAACGACAUUAAAUCAAGCCUUAAGCAUGUAGUUUUGCAAAAGAAUGGCUCUGUAAUGACUCUCGAUGUACAGAAAUGUGAUGCUUUAGAUGUUGGAGAGUAUCAAUGCAUUGUUGCAAAUGAAGUCGGGAGUUGUUCAAGUCAGACUACACUCUGCAUCAAAGAGCCCCCAUCUUUUGUGGAAAGGAUUGAGAAUGUUGUCACGGUUCUCGGAAAAGUGGCUGAGUUUAAGUGCACUGUAAGAGGUUCACCACCUCUGUCUAUACAAUGGCAAAAGAAUGAAAACUGGAUCUUGGAGGAUCCUAAAAUUGAGAGGACCUUUGAGAACAAUAUUGCCACUUUGAGAAUCCCAGUGUCCAAGUCCACCGACAGUGGAAAAUACACCUGUCAGGCUUUGAAUGAGGCAGGGCAAGAGAAGUGUUUUGCUACCCUUCUCGUGCAAGAGCCACCCCAGAUAAUUGAGAAGCCAGAGUUGAUUAAUGUCACUGCUGGAGAUCCAGUCAGUUUUGAGUGCAAAGUGACCGGCUCCCCUGAGCUGAAAGUGAAAUGGAGUAAAUAUGACAAGGAAGUGGUGCCAUCAAGACAGCAUAGCCUAAGCUUUGUCAAUAAUGUUAGCCAACUUAAGUUUCAGUCUGUCCAGUUGGAGGACAAAGGAACUUAUGUGUUUGAGGUUUCCAACCACAUCAGUGCCUGCCAGUGCAAAGUGACUUUGAAUGUCCUAGAGCAAAUAAUUCCCCCAUCCUUUAUCAAACCUCUGGUGGAGAUGGAGGAAAUUUUGGGCACAAAUGUUCAAAUUGGAUGCAAAAUAUCAGGCUCACUCCCCAUAACUGUGGAAUGGGUGAAAGAUGGAACAAAACUAUCAGGAAGAACCAAGCAUAAACUGCUUCAGGAUGACAAUAGUGUGUCUCUGGAAAUCAAGUCUUUAGAGAAAGCUGAUACUGGAACAUACACUUGUAAUCUUACAAACAAAGCAGGCAGUUGUGAAUGUAGUGCUACACUGAGGGUGAAAGAGCCACCAAACUUUGUGCUGGUUCCAGAACCGCAGGCGGUCAUACCAAAUACCACUGUUCGCUUUAAGAGUACCUUUAAGGGAACACCUCCCUUCAAUGUGAAAUGGUUCAAAGAUGACACUGAGCUGAUCUGUGGACCUUCCUGUUUUACUGGCCUGGAAGGUCUUUCGUGCUUUCUAGAUCUUUUUGCUGUCGGAAUUGCGCACAGUGGAACUUACUCUUGUCAAAUCGUCAAUGAUGCUGGUACCGCUAAAUGCACCACAACCUUAUUGGUGAAAGAACCCCCAGAGUUUGUACAGAAGCUGCCAGCUACAAAAGUCAUAAAGUUGGGAGAGCCACUUCAGCUUGAAUGCAAAGUUACUGGCACAGCUCAUCUGAAAAUUAGUUGGUACAAAAAUGAUGCCAUACUCAGUGAUGGUGACAACUUGAGAAUGACUUUUGAUAACUCACUGGCAGUCCUUCAAAUUCUCAAGUCAAGCUUUGAAGAUAAUGGAGUCUAUACCUGUGAAGCCCAGAAUGAUGCAGGAACUAAGAAUUGCAGCACAACACUCACAGUCAAAGAGCCACCGAAUUUCCACAAAAUGCCAACACCAGUUGAGGGACUGAAGGGCAAAGAUGUCAGUCUUAACUGUGAGCUGAAAGGCUCGGCACCUUUUGAGAUAACUUGGUUUAAAGAUAAAAAACAGUUGAAGGAAAGUAGGAAGUAUAAAUUUGUAUCUGAAGGAUGCUCUGCAACCAUCCACAUCCUUGGACUGGAGGCAUCAGAUGCAGGGGAAUAUGAGUGCAAAGCAUCCAAUAAUGUAGGAAGUGAUUCCUGCCAGGGCACGGUAAAGCUCAGAGAACCACCAGCCUUUGUGAAGAAAUUGUCCAAUACAACAGCCAUUUCUGGUGAGGAGGUUAUUGUGAUGGCUACAGUCAAAGGCUCUCAGCCUAUGACAGUGUCUUGGGUUCAGGAUAAAGACCACAUUCUCAGAGAUGGUGAAAACAGGAAAAUUACAUUUGAGAAUAAUCAUGUCACCCUGAAGAUCUUUAAAGCUGACUCUACCACUGCUGGAAAAUAUACCUGUCAGCUCAAAAAUGAUGCUGGUGUUGCGGAAUGCACAGCUAACCUAACUGUCCUAGAACCUGCAGCAAUUGUGGAUAAGACAGAGUCAAUCAGCAUCACAGCUGGUGAAACCGCAGCCUUAGAGUGCACUGUAUCUGGAACUCCAGAACUUAAACCAAAAUGGUACAAGGAUGGUGUGGAACUGUCUUCCGGCAGAAAAUACAAAAUCAGUUUCUCAAAAAUGCUCUCCAGUCUUAAGAUCUUGUCAACAGAAAGAAGUGAUACUGGAGAAUACACAUUUGAGAUAAAGAAUGAAGUUGGCAGCGAUAGUUGCAAAAUGCACCUCACUGUUAUGGACAAAAUCGUACCUCCUUCGUUUUCACGAAAACUGAAGGACAUGCAGAGUAUUGUUGGAAAAGCAAUUGAAAUGGAAUGUAAAGCCUCAGGGUCUGCACCCCUCACCAUCUCUUGGUACCACAAUGAUGAGGAGAUUAUAAGUGGGCCAAACUAUGAGAUUACAUUUGCUGAGAAUACCUGCAUGUUAAAAGUACCAACUUUGAAACUUUCAGACUCAGGCACAUACAAAUGUAAAGCAGUAAAUAAUGCAGGGGCUGCUGAGACAUCUGCUUCCCUAGUUGUUAAAGAACCUCCAUCUUUUCUGACCACACCUCAGCCAGUGGAAGCACUACCAGGCACAAAUGUUACCUUUACAGCAACUGUUAAAGGAAGUGCCCCAAUGAAACUGAAAUGGUUCAGGGGCAGUAAGGAAAUAGUGUCUGGUAGAUGCUGCGAGAUUGCUUUAAGAGGAGAUACUGCAAUUCUGGAACUCUACAACAUUGACAAAUCUCAUGCUGGCGAGUACACAUGUCAGAUUAUUAAUGAUGCAGGAAAGGAAAAUUGCCCUGUGAACUUGUUUGUGAAAGAGGCUGCACACUUUGUCAAGAAACUAAAGAACCUCUCUGUUGAAAUGGGCAAAUCGCUGAUACUUGAAUGCACAUAUGCAGGAAGCCCAAAGAUUCUUGUGAAAUGGCAUAAAGAUGGCCAGGAGAUUUACUCCUCUUAUAAGUACAACAUUACUACCACUGAGAACUCCUGCAUCCUAGAGUGUCUAAACAGUGAUAAAGAAGCUGCUGGAAAAUACACUUGUGAGGUUUCAAAUGAUGCUGGACAUGACAUUUGUGAUGCAGCAGUGUCCAUUUUAGAACCGCCUUUCUUUAUUGAGAAUUUGGAGCCAAUGGAGGUAACAGCAGGCGAUGCAGUCUGUCUCAAAUGCCAGAUUGGUGGCACUCCUGAAAUUAAAGUGUCAUGGUUUAAGGCGGACGGCAAAGUGCGUUCUUCUCCGACCUGCAAGAUGGAGUUUGUCAAAGGCACUGCCUGCCUGAAAUUAGCCAAAGUUGCAAAAGCAGAUAUUGGUCAAUACACGUGUAAGGCAGAAAACAGUAUAGGAUCUGCCUCUUCUAGCUGCCUCUUAACUGUACAAGAUGUAAAAACACCACCAUCUUUCCCUAAAAAGAUUACUAGCAUUAGUCAAAUCGAAGGACAGCCUGUCCAGUUUGAGUGUCGUGUGGCAGGAUCCUCUCCUAUGGAGGUGUCUUGGCUCAAAGACGGUGAAACUCUAAAGAGUGAUUCAGAAUACACAAUGUCUUACGAUGAUAACUCUGCUGUCCUUAAGAUAGCCAAGAGUGAAAUGAGACAUUCUGGAGAAUACAGUUGUGUUGCAACUAAUAGUGUUGGAACGGCUUCUUGUAGAGCCAAGCUCACACUUCAAGAGCCAAGAUAUCCACCUGUGUUUGAAAGAAAGCUUAUGCCUGUGGAAGUAACUGCGGGUGAUGCUGUGGAACUGGAAUGCCACAUGACAGGAUCAUUGCCAAUAAAAGUCACUUGGUCCAAGGAUCACAAAGACAUCCGCACAGGGGGCAAUUAUAAGAUAUCAUGUGUUGAAAACACCCCACAUUUGACAAUUUUGAAGGCUGAUAAGGCAGACUCGGGUCGUUACUCUUGCCAUGCUAGUAAUGAUGUUGGGAAGGACUCUUGUUCCACAGAAGUUUCGGUGAAAGAACGCAAAAUUCCGCCCACUUUCACCAAGAAGCCUUCAGCAACUAUUGAGGACACUGAGGGAAAAAUGGUGAAGAUUGAGUGUCGUGUGUCUGGAUCACAGCCGCUGACUGUCAACUGGUAUAAAGAUGGCAGAGAAAUCUUCACCUCUGACAGUUAUGAUGUAACCUUCAAGAGUGGUGUGGCUGUGCUGUGCAUCAAAAAAUCUCAACUGUCAGAUAGUGGUGCAUAUGCAUGCAAAGUCUCAAAUGAGGCUGGAACCGCCUCUUGUGAAGUGUCAGUUCACAUUACAGAGCAAAAGGUACCACCAAGCUUUGACUUGCCUCUUAAACCAGUGACUGUGGCUGAGGGUGAGACACUCACCCUCAGCUGCCAUGUGCGUGGAUCUCCUCCAUUUAAGAUUCAAUGGAUGAAGGACAGGCGAGAGCUUUCAUCGUCUGGAAGCACUAAGAUCACAUUUGUUGAUGGCACUGCCAUAUUGGAGAUGGUCCGUGUAUCUAAGACAGAUGCAGGGGAUUAUCUCUGCAAGGCAACCAAUGAAGCUGGUAGUGAGUUUUGCAAGUCUAAAGUCACUAUCAAAGAGAAAACAGGAGCUCCUGCACCAGCACAGCCAGUGCCAUCACCACCACAGCCAACUAAAAAAUUGGACAACUUGUUCUUCAUUGAAGAGCCCAAGAGCGUUCGUAUCAUUGAGAAGGGCACAGCUACCUUUAUUGCAAAAGUUGGUGGCGAUCCCAUUCCCAAUGUAAAAUGGAUGAAGGGCAAAUGGAGGCAGAUGACUCAUGGUGGUCGCAUCAGCAUUGAACAAAAGGGCCAAGAGGCAAAACUGGAAAUUAAAGAGGUGACCAAAUCUGACUCUGGUCAGUACAGAUGUGUUGCUUCCAACCAACAUGGAGAAAUUGAGUGCAGCACAGACUUAAAUGUUGAGGAGAAGAAAGAGACUGCUUUGGAAGUAGUCAAACUGAAAAAGACACCAUCAAAGCAGAAAAGCCCUAAAGAGGACAAGGAUAUUGAUAUUGUUGAGUUGCUUAGAAAUGUUGAUCCUAAGGAGUAUGAGAAAUACGCUCGCAUGUAUGGAAUCACAGAUUACCGGGGUCUUCUUCAGGCCAUUGAGUUUCUAAAGAGAGAAAAAGAGCAAGAAAGUGGAAGACCGGAAGUGGAACAUGGUGGAAGAGAAUCUGAGGAGGAUUUGGCUAAACUUGUGGCUGAUUUGCAAAAGAGAAUGGAACAAACCGAGCCUGUCACUCUGGUGCGAGACAUCAAAGACCAGACAACUACUGUUCUGAAGGAUGCUGUGUUUGAAUGUGAGAUCAAGAUUAACUACCCUGAAAUCUCACUGACCUGGUACAAGGGAACCCAAAAACUUGACAGUGGUGACAAGUAUGAAAUCAAAGUUGUUGGUGAUCGUCACAUAUUGAAGAUCAAGGAUUGCCAGACCAGAGAUCAGGGCAAUUACCGUAUUGUGUGCGGCCCACAUAUCUCCAGUGCCAAACUGACAGUGCUGGAUGGUGAAGUGGAACAGCAUAUGCAAGAUGUGGCUGGUAAGGAAGGCCAAACAUGUACAUUGACUUGCCAAUUCUCUAUACCUAAUGCAAAAACCCAGUGGUUUAAAAAUGGGAAGCUUUUAGAGUCUCACAGCAGAUACACGUUUGCUGUGGCCGAUUACACUCAGAAGCUCUCAAUCAAAGAUGUUAAACCUGAAGACCAAGGAGAAUAUACCUGCAAAUAUAAAACUCUUGAAACGACUGCAAAUCUUUGGGUCGAAGCUGAGCAAAUACAUUUCACCAAACGCAUCCAGAACAUUGUGGUGCGAGAACAUCAGUCUGCCACUUUUGAAUGUGAAGUGUCUUUCGACAAUGCAAUUGUAACAUGGUAUAAGGACACAUGGGAGCUUAAAGAGAGCCCCAAAUAUACCUUCCGAAGUGAAGGGCGACGGCACUUCAUGAUCAUCCGCAAUGUAACUUCUGAUGAUGAAGGAGUAUACUCAGUCAUUGUCAGAUUGGAGCCCAGGGGUGAGGCGAAAAGUACAGCUGAGCUUUACCUGUCAGGCAAAGAAAUUGAAAUAGAAAGAGUACCUUAUGAUCUCCCGGAUACAUCAAUAAAAGUGCCCGAGGCACCAUCUGCAUUAACCAUAGAAGCUGAAUCUUCCAUGGAAUAUUAUCACUAUGAAGAAAAAGUGGAAACACAAGAGUAUGUGAGCUGGACAGAAGAGAAGGUUGUAAAAGAAAUAUCAGUCACAGCCCCAAGGGUCCCGAUUGAAGAGCCAGUUGAAAGAAAAACACUAGGAAUGAGAGAGGAGGCUCCAACGAAAGAUUUCGAGGAAGCUGAGCAGAAGCCAUCUAAACCAGUGGAGCAGAAACCUUUGGAAGCCAAAAAGCCUGUGGAAGAAAUAGUUACUGCAGUUACCCUGCCAGAGCCAAUUAAACGCCCCACGGCAAAAGUUCCUGUUGCUCCUGAACCUAAAGAUGAAGAACCUAAGCCUAAAGCUGCACCAGUAGCUGAGCCCAAACCUGAGCCUAAACCUGAGCUUAAGCCUACACCUGUGAAGAAAGAUGAGUUGCCCCCAGCCAAAGUUCUUGAAGAGGAAAAGAAACCCAAACCUACAAAGAAAGAACCAACCAAGACAGCUAAACCUGACCGUUCCAUUGAAACUCCAAUGGAAGAUGCCCCAAAGAAAGAACCAGAGAGGAUACCUUCCCCAGAGAAGACGCCUGUUUCUGUGAAAGAAGUUGCACCCUCAAAAGUUGUAAAGAAACCAUCUCCAGAGCCUGCAGUGGUGCCUCAGGCAAAGACUCCAGAAGUUAAAGAACACGAUAAGAAAGCUGAGGAUAAAUACCCCGCCAAGACCACUGAAGAGAAGACAAUUCCAGCAAAAGUACCUACACCUAAAGAGCCUGAGAAACCACAGCCUGCUCCAAAGGAAGAGCCAGUACCAUUUGACCGACCAGUGGAAGAUGGUGAAAAAGGACCAGUUUCUGCUCCUGGACCUGUAAAGAAAGAGGGAAAACCUAAAGAGGAAGCUGGAAGAGGCAGAGGCUUGAAACCAAGACAGACUCCUUCUCCUGGUGAUGGGGGAAGGGGUAGAGGGCUGAAACCUGGCGCUGGAGGUGAAAAGCCUCCAGGAGAGCCAUCAAUUAGUUUUGCUCUCAAACCAGUCCCCUUGAAGUUUGUGAAGGAACUCAAGGACAUUGUGUUGCAGGAGGCUGAGUCAAUUGGUUCCUCAGCUGUAUUUGAGUGCCAGGUCUCUCCAUCUACUGCUAUCACCACUUGGAUGAAAGACGGAGGCAAUCUAAGGGAGAGUCCAAAACACAAAUUUACUUCUGAUGGCAAAGACCGCAAACUGGCGAUCAUUGAUGUACAACUCUCUGAUACUGGAGAGUACACAUGUGUUGCAAAGCUUGGCAAUAAAGAAAAGACCUCAACUGCUAAACUUAUUGUUGAAGAGUUACCUGUGAAAUUCACGAAGACACUGGAGGAGGAAAUGUCUGUGCUUAAGGGACAGCCAAUGUACUUGACAUGUGAGUUGAGCAAGGAAAGGGAUGUGAUUUGGAAGAAAAAUGGAAAAGAGCUCAAGCCAAUUCCUGGCAAAGUUCAAAUCAGUGUUAUUGGACUUCAGCAUGCUGUGACCAUCCAGAAUACAGAUGACGAUGAUGCCGGUGUUUACACUUGCGAGUGCGAGGACAUCAAGACAGAAACCACUGUCAAGAUCAUUGAAAUCAUCAGAGAUUGGUUGACAAAACCUUUGAGGGACCAGCAUGUGAAACCCAAGGCUACUGCCACAUUCAAGAGUGAACUUUACAAGGACACUCCCAACUGGAAGUGGUUUAAGGGAAAUGAAGAAAUUCCUAUUGAACCUACGAAUAAGACUGAGGUGAAGAAGGAUGGAAAAGAGGUCUCUCUUACAAUCAAGAAUGCUCAACCUGAUGAUGUUGAAGAGUAUGCCAUAGAAGUAGAGGGCCGAAGAUAUGCAGCAAAACUCACUCUUGGAGAGCGUGAAGCUGAAAUCUUGAAGCCUCUUGCUAGUAUCGAGGUGGUUGAGAAAGAGGAGGCUAACUUUGACUGUGAAAUUUCAGAAGAUGAUGUGGUUGGAGAAUGGAAACUUAGAGGGCAGGUUCUGACAAGAUCACCGACAUGUGAUAUCAAAGCGGAGGGAAAGAAAAGAUUCCUUACAUUAAAAAAUGUUCAACUUGACCAGGCUGGAGAAGUAUCUUACCAAGCUUUGAAUGCCAUCACAAGUGCUAUGCUAACAGUCAAAGAAAUUGAAAUGGACUUCACAGUCCCAUUGAAGGAUGUUACUGUGCAUGAAAAGAAACAGGCAAAGUUUGAGUGUGCUAUCACGAAAGAUGUGCCCAAAGUGAUGUGGUUGAAAGGAUCUGAUAUUAUAACAUCAGACCAAAAAUAUGAUAUUAUUGAUGAUGGAAAGAAACACAUGUUGGUCAUAAAUCAUUGUGAAUUUGAUGACGAGGGAGAUUAUACUAUUGAGGCGUUGGGUAAAACAUCGACAGCCAAACUGACAGUUGAGGGUAUGCGGCUGAAGUUCACCUCACUGAUAUCAGAUCAAACUGUUAAGGAAGGUAAAGUGGCUCGGUUUGAGCUUGAGCUCUCUCAUGAAAACAUACCAGUGACAUGGUACAAAAACGAAACAAAACUGCAUCCGAGCAGAACUGUACUUUUUCAUGUUGAUGGAAAGAAACAUAUAUUAGAAAUCAAGGAUGCCACUCUAGAUGAUACUUGCCAAAUAAAAGCAGAGGCUAAAGGAUUAUCAACAACAGCAAACCUGACGGUGCUAGAGGGAGAUGCCUACUUCACAGUGAAACUGCAAGAUUAUACUGCAGUUGAGAAAGAUGAAGUCAGUCUUGACUGCGAGCUGAGCAAAGAUGUUCCUGUGAAGUGGUUCCACAAUGAGACUGAAAUUAAAGCCUCCAAGAUUGUGUCCAUGAAAGCAGAGGGCAAACGCAGAAUCCUUAACAUUAAGAAAGUGGAGAACAAAGACAAAGGCCAGUAUGUCUGUGACUGUGGAACAGACAAAACACUGGCCACUGUUAACAUUGAAGCACGUGACAUCAAAGUGGUGCGUCCUAUGUAUGGCGUUGAGCUCUUUGAUGGUGAGACAGCUCGGUUUGAAGUAGAAAUCUCAGAGGAUGAUGUCCAUGGCCAGUGGAAGCUGCAGGGAGAAGUUCUGUCCCCAUCUCCUGAUGUUGAAAUCAUUGAAGAUGGUGCAAAGCACAUCCUAACUUUGUUUAAUUGCAAAGUAUCCCAGUCUGGAGAGGUUUCAUUCCAGGGUGCCAAUGCAAAAUGUUCAGCCAAUCUAAAAGUGAAAGAACUUCCAGUUACUUUUGUAACACCUCUGGCUGAUGUACAUGUAUAUGAGAAAGACGAGGCCAGGUUUGAGUGUGAGGUCUCAAGACAACCAAAGAGCUUUCAUUGGUUUAAAGGAUCUCAGGAGAUAACAACUGAUGAUAAAUUUGAGGUACUACAAGAAGGAAAAAGAUACACUCUGGUGAUCAAGUCUGCAGCGUAUGAAGACGAGGCUAAGUAUAUGUUUGAGGCUGAGGACAAGAGAACAUCUGGCAAACUAGUUAUUCAGGGCAUCCGUCUUGAGUUUGUCAGACCUAUUAAAGAUGUCACAGUUAAAGAGCGUGAGACAGCAGAGUUCAGCAUCGAACUCUCUCAUGAGAAGGUUCAAGUCACUUGGUACAAGAAUGAUGUGCGCCUGCAUCCAAGCAAAGUGGUGCACAUGUCCGAGGAUGGCAAGACCCAUACACUGUCCUUCAAAGAGGUGUCCAUCGAUGACACGUCUCUCAUUAAAGUUGAGGCCCUCGGGAAAACCUCUGAGGCAAUGCUCACUGUACUUGAGGGAGAGCCUUACUUCACCACUAAGCUGCAGGACUACACUGCUGUUGAGAAAGAUGAGGUUAUCCUGAUGUGCGAAGUGAGCAAAUCUUCUGCUCAGGUAAAAUGGUUCAAAGAUGACAAGGAGAUCACUCCCUCUAAGAAUGUCCUCAUCAAGGCUGAUGGAAAGAAACGUAUCCUGACAGUGAAGAAGGCAGAGAAGGCCAACAUUGGCGAAUAUGUGUGUGACUGCGUCUCUGACAAAACAGCAGCUAGGCUUAAUAUUGAAGAGCGUGACAUUAAGAUUGUCCGUCCACUGUACAGUGUGGAGGUCACAGAAACAGAGUCUGCUCGCUUUGAGACAGAAAUCUCUGAGGAGGAUGUUCAUGGUCACUGGAAACUCAAAGGAGAGGCUCUGCACCAGUCACCGGACUGUGAAAUUAAGGAGGAAGGCACCAAGCACAUGCUUAUUCUUUACAAUGUGCGCAUGGACAUGGCUGGUGGUGUGGACUUCAGUGCUGCUAAUGCUAAAUCUAGCGCUCAGCUCAGAGUUAAAGCACGAGUGAUAGGCCUCUUAAGGCCUCUCAAGGAUGUAACCGUUACAGCGGGAGAGACUGCAACCUUUGACUGCGAACUGUCAUACGAGGGCAUACCUGUGGAAUGGUUCUUAGGGGGUACAAAGCUGGAACCGAGUGACAGAGUGGUGACCCGGGCAGAAGGCAGAACUCACACGCUGACCCUUAGAGAUGUAAAGCUGACAGAGGCAGGAGAAGUGAAACUCACUGCAAAGGACUUCCUGAUACAGGCGCAACUCACUGUAAAUGAGCCUCCAGUUGAAUUCACCAAACCUCUGGAGGACCAGACUGUAGAAGAGGAAGCCACUGCUGUACUAGAGUGUGAAGUCUCCAAAGAAAAAGCAGAGGUCAGAUGGUUUAGAGAUGGACAAGAAAUACGCAAAACUAAGAAGUACGAAAUGGUUGCUGAUGGCUGUAAAAGAAAACUUAUUAUCCACGACUGCACACUUGAUGACUCAAGGACGUAUACCUGUGACGCUAAACAGUUCAAGACUUCAGCCUUCCUUAAUGUUGAACCUCCACAUGUUGAGUUCACAAAGCCACUCCAUGAUGUUGAGGUCAAAGAGAAGGAAUCUGCCCGAUUUGAAUGCGAAGUGUCUCGUGAAAGUGCAAAGGUUCGCUGGUUCAGAGAUGGCAAUGAAAUCAGAAAAGGCAAAAAAUAUGAGAUAAUUUCCGAAGGAGUAAAACGUAUUCUUAUAAUAAGCAAAUCUGUCUUUGAUGAUGAAGCAGAAUAUGAAUGUGAUGCCAGGACCUCCAAAACCUCUGGCAUGCUGACUGUCGUUGAGGAGGAGGCUAGAUUUACAAAGAACUUGGCUAAUGUUGAAGUCACUGAAACCGACAGUGUUAAACUGAUUUGUGAGGUCUCCAAGCCCAGUGCUGAGGUCACAUGGUACAAGGGUGACAAAGAGUUGCCUGAAGUUGGUAGAUAUGAACACAUUGCAGAUGGCAAAAAGAGAAUCCUCAUCAUUCAGGACCUACGUAUGGAUGAUGCUGGAGAGUACCAUUGCAAACUGCCUAGCUCACAAACCACAGGGAACCUAAGGAUUAAUGAACUUGCUGCUGAGUUCAUUGCCAGGCCUCAAAACCAGGAGGUGGUUGAAGGUGAAAAGGCAGAAUUUGUGUGCUCUGUCUCCAAAGACAGCUAUGAGGUGAAAUGGCUCAAGGGUGACAAGGAACUUCAGUCAGACAACAAAUAUGACAUUAUUUCUGAUGGCAAGAGGCGUGUUCUCAUUGUCAAGAACUGUGAACUCAAGGAUGAGGGAGGCUUUGUUGCCCUCAUAGGAACCACAAGAGCCUCAGCUGACCUGACUGUGAUUGAAAAGCUUAGGAUUAUUACUCCUCUCAAGGACACAAAGGCAAAUGAAGGACAAGAGACUGUCCUCAAUUGUGAGGUGAACACUGAGGAGGCCAAGGCCAAAUGGCUGAAGAACGAUGAGACCAUGUUUGAAAGUAGCAAGUUUAUCAUGGUCCAGAAAGACAAUGUGUUCUCUCUGAGGAUCAAAGACAUGCAAAAAUCAGAUGAGGCUAACUAUACAAUUACACUGACUAACCAGCGUGGAGAACAUGCGAGGAGCUCUGCCAACAUCACUGUGCAAGAGGAAGAUCUUCGAAUCAUUGUUCCCCUUGAGGAUGUUGACACGCAGGAGAAAAAGGCCAUCAGCUUCUCAUGCAAGGUGAACAGACCAAAUGUAACAGUGCAGUGGAUGAAGGCUGGUCAGGAAAUCAAGCUCAGCAAGCGAAUUGUGUAUCGUGUGGACAAGGACAAGCACACACUGACCAUUAAGGACUGCAGCCUUGCAGAUGAGGGUGAAUACACUGUAGUUGCUGGCGCUGAUAAGUCAACAGCAGAACUGAUCAUCAGUGAGGCACCCACUGACUUCACCACCCAGCUUGGAGACCAAACCAUCACUGAAUUUGAGGAUGCUGAGUUCACUUGUGAACUUUCAAAAGAAAAGGCUGAAAUCAAAUGGUACAGAGAUGGCAGGGAGAUCAAAGAAGGACCCAGAUAUCAAUUUGAGAGAGAUGGCAAGACAUGCAGACUGCGUAUUAAAGAGUGCAGGCCCGAUGAUGAGUGUGAAUAUGCCUGUGGAGUGGACGACAGGAGAUCCAGAGCCCGUCUCUUUGUUGAAGAGACCUCAGUGGAGAUCGUCAGGCCACCCAAAGAUGUAUUCGAGCCCCCAGGCUCAGAUGCUGUUUAUGAAGUUGAGCUUAACAAAGACAGAGUUGAAGUCAAAUGGUUGAGGAACAACAUGACCAUUGUUCAAGGUGAUAAGUACCAGAUGAUGAGCGAGGGUAAGAUUCACCGACUUCAGGUCUGUGAAAUUAGGCCACGUGAUCAAGGCGAGUACAGAGUCAUCGCCAAAGACAAAGAUGCCAGAGCCAAGCUUGAGCUUGCUGCUGUACCAACAAUUAAGACCUUGGAUCAAGACUUGGUGACAGAUGCUGGAAAGCCAUUUGUUAUGGCAGUUCCUUACAAUGCAUACCCACAUGCUGAGGCAGAAUGGUUCUUCAAUGAAAUCAGUCUGCCAAAAGAGAAUAUUCACACAUCUGCUGACAGGACAGAGUACAGACUCAAGGACCCUAAGAAGUCAGAGGAAGGCCGUUAUAAAAUCAUCAUCAAGAACAAACACGGAAAAGGGGAGGCUUUCAUAAAUCUAAAAGUUGUUGAUGUUCCUGGUCCUGUGAAGAACCUACAGGUUGUUGACACUGCUGAUGGUGAGGUCAGCAUUGCCUGGGAAGAGCCUGAGAGUGAUGGUGGCUGCAAGAUUUUGGGUUAUGUGGUUGAGAGACGUGAUAUCAAACGCAAGACCUGGACUCUGGCAACUGACAGUGCCGAAAGCACAGAAUACUGUGUAACCGGGUUACACAAAGACUCCAGGUACCUCUUCCGUGUCUGUGCACGCAACAGAGUUGGAAGCGGGCCCAGUGUUGAGACAGAUAAAGCUGUUCAAGCUAAGAAUAAGUUUGAUGUUCCUGAUGCACCACAGAAUGUUAUUGUUGGAAAUGUCAACAAGUUUGGUGCCACAGUGUCCUGGGAAUCACCACUGUCCGAUGGUGGAUCUGAGAUCACAUCAUACAUCAUUGAGCUCCGUGACAGGACUUCUGUGAGCUGGUCUCCAGUCAUGGUGACCAAACCACAUGAACGCACAGCUAUCAUUAAUGAUGUUAUUGAAAAUAAAGAAUACAUAUUCCGCGUGAAGGCUGAAAACAAGGCUGGAAUUGGCAAGCCAAGUGCCGCAACUAACCCAGUCAAGAUCAUGGACCCCAUUGAGAGGCCAAGUCCCCCACUGAACUUGACACACUCUGAACAGACUAAGGACUCCUGUCUGUUGACCUGGGAGACUCCCUUAAAAAAUGGAGGUACAGCGAUCACUGGCUACAUCAUUGAGAGGUGUGAAGAGGGUACAGACAAGUGGCUAAGAUGCAAUGCCAGGCUUUGCCAGGAUCUGCUCUACAGGAUUUCUGGCCUAAAGUUUGGAAAAAAAUACAGCUAUAGAGUCCUUGCUGAGAAUGCUGCCGGUCAGUCUGACCCCUCCAACAUUGUUGGACCUAUGUUGGCAGAUGACCCACACUCUGCACCUACUCUGGACUUGAGUCCAUUUAAGGAUGGUCUGGAGGUUAUUGUCCCUCACCCUCUUGCAAUUCGUGUCCCCAUCACUGGCUACCCUAUGCCCACAGCAAAGUGGACUUUUGGUGAAAAUGAGCUUGCAGCUGGUGACCGUGUGUCCAUGGCAACAAAGACUACCUUCACGGAGCUCGUUAUCACCCCAAGUGUGCGGCCAGACAAAGGCACAUACUCCUUGACACUGGAAAAUGAUGUGACCAGUGUCUCGGGAGAGAUUGAAGUUAAUGUUAUUGCAUCUCCGAGUGCACCCAAAGACUUAAAAGUUGCAGAAGUGACUAGAAAACAUGUCCACUUGAUGUGGGAGGCACCUGAUCAUGAUGGAGGGAGUCCAAUCACUGGCUACCAGGUUGAAAAACGUGAUGUGUCCAGGAAAACCUGGGUGAAGGUGAUGGCAGGUUUGCAAGACCAGGAAUACACAGUUACAGAUGUAAUUGAGGGCAAGGAGUACUUGUUCAGAGUUAUUGCCUGCAACAAAUGUGGCCCUGGAGAACCUGCUUACACUGAUGAGCCAGUGAAUGUGUCUUCACCUGCUACUGUACCAGACCCACCAGAAAAUCUUAAAUGGAGAGAUAAGUCUGCCAGCAAGAUCUUCCUGUCAUGGGAGCCUCCCAAGUGGGAUGGUGGUGCUGGAAUUAAAGGUUAUAUUGUUGACAAAUGUCAGCGUGGAAGUGACAAAUGGGAGCCAUGUGGAGAUCCAAUUCCUGAGCUUAAGUUUGAAGUGACCGGGCUCAUUGAAGGGCAAUGGUAUGCUUAUCGUGUGAGGGCUUUGAACAAACUUGGUGCCAGCAAGCCUUGCAAGGCAACAGAUGAGAUAUUGGCUGUUGAUCCUAAAGAACCUCCAGAGAUCCAGCUGGAUGCAAAACUGCUGGCUGGCUUGACUGCUAAAGCUGGCACAAAGAUUGAACUUCCUGCUGACAUUACAGGCAAACCAGAGCCUAAAGUCAAAUGGACCAAGGCUGACCUAGUCCUAAAGCCAGAUGAUAGAAUUGCUAUUGAUACCAAGCCAGGCCAUUCCACUGUGUCCAUUGCUAAGUCCAAGAGGGAUGACACUGCUACGUACAUCAUUGAAGCAGUCAACAGCAGUGGACGUGCAACUGCAACCGUUGAUGUCAACAUUUUAGAUAAACCUGGUCCUCCAGCUGCUUUUGAUAUCUCUGAAAUUACCAAUGAGUCAUGCUUCUUGGCCUGGAAUCCACCAAGAGAUGAUGGUGGCUCAAAGGUGACAAACUAUAUUGUUGAGCGGAGGGCUGCAGACAGUGAGAUCUGGUACAAGUUGUCCUCGACCGUGAAGCAGACCACUUAUAAGGCCACCAAACUUGUGGCUUUCAAGGAGUAUGUCUUUAGAGUCUACGCUGAAAAUCAGUUUGGCAUUGGUGCCCCAGCAGAACAUGCCCCAAUUAUUGCCAGAUUCCCCUUCGAUACUCCUGGUCCUCCAUACAAAUUGGAGACAUCUGAAAUUGCAAAGGAUGCAGUAACUCUGACCUGGUAUGAGCCUGAUGAGGAUGGUGGAAGUCCUAUUACUGGCUACUGGGUUGAGAGAUAUGAGCCUGACAAUGACAAAUGGAUUAGAUGCAAUAAACUGCCUAUUAAGGAUACAAAUUUUAGGGUAAAGGGACUGCCCACAAGAAAGAAGUACAAGUUCCGUGUUUUGGCAGAGAAUCUCGCUGGACCUGGCAAACCAAGCAAAGAGACAGAUCAGAUUUUGAUCAAAGAUCCAAUCGAUCCUCCAUGGGCUCCUGGCAAGCCCACAGUCAAGGAUGUUGCCAAAACAUCUGCCUUCCUGCAAUGGACAAAACCUGAGCAUGAUGGUGGUGCAAAGAUCGAGUCCUACAUCAUUGAGCUCCUCAAGAGUGGAACUGACGAGUGGGUUCGUGUAGCUGAUGGUAUUCCCUCUCUCGAAUACUUCCUGAGAGGAUUAAUGGAGAAGCAAGAGUACUCAUUCCGAGUAAGAGCUGUCAAUGCGGCAGGUGAAAGUGAACCGAGUGAGCCAAGCGAUCCAGUGCUUUGCAAAGAGAGACUCAAUCCUCCAUCACCACCAAGAUGGCUUAAUGUAGUUACCAGCACCAGGAACAGCGCUGAAUUGAAAUGGACAGCACCUGAGAGAGACGGUGGCUCUCCAAUCACAAACUACAUUGUUGAGAAGAGAGAUGUGAGACGCAAGGGCUGGCAGGCUGUGGACACCACUGUGAAGGAGCUGAAGUACACCGUUACCCCACUGAAUGAGGGGUCCCUCUAUGUGUUCCGUGUAGCUGCCGAGAAUGCUGUUGGACCCAGUGAAUACUGUGAACUUGUGGACUCUGUUCUCGCCAAGGAUACUUUCAGUACCCCUGGACCCCCAUAUAAUCUGACCAUUACUGAGGUGUCAAAAACUCAUGUUGACCUUAAAUGGGAAGCACCUCAGAAUGAUGGUGGCAGACCAGUCUUGAGAUAUGUCAUUGAGAAAAAGGAGAAGCUUGGAACCCGCUGGGUGAAAUCUGGAAAGACUUCAGGUCCUGACUGCCAUUACAGAGUGACUGAUGUAAUUGAGGGCACUGAAGUGCAGUUCCAAGUCUGUGCUGAGAAUGAGGCUGGAGUUGGUCACCCAAGUGAACCCACUGAUAUUGUGUUAAUUGAGGACCCAACAGGCCCCCCAUCACCUCCACAGGAUUUGCAUAUCACUGAGGCAGCCAGAGAUCAUAUUUCUAUUGCCUGGAAGGCACCAGACAAGAAUGGAGGAAGUCCUGUUAUUGGCUACCAUAUUGAGCUCUGUGAGGCCGGAACUGAGAAGUGGAUGAGAGUCAACUCUCGUCCUGUCAAAGAGCUGAAAUACAGAGCAGGGGAUGAGGAGGGCAUUGUUCCCGAAAAGCAGUAUACCUUCAGAGUCCGUGCUGUCAAUUCUGUUGGUGCCAGUGAGCCCUCUGACAUUUCUGAGAACGUAUAUGCCAAAGAUUCUGAUUGCAAUCCAACCCUUGAAUUCCAGACCAAGGACCUUGUUGUUGUGGAAGGUGAAAAGAUGCACCUCCCUAUUCCAUUUAAGGCUGUGCCAUCACCUAAGAUUACAUGGCACAAAGAUGGAAAUGAAAUAAAGGCUGAUGACAGAAUCUUCUUCAGAACUGAGUACACAGCAUGCCAUCUGGAAAUUCCAAGCUGCUUACAUGCUGAUUGUGGCCAGUACAAAGUUACUCUGGAGAACAGCCUUGGUUCAACUAGUGGAACAAUCAAUGUUAAAGUUAUUGGCCUUCCCGGACCAUGUAAGGAAAUUGUUGCUAGUGAGAUUACCAAGAGCUCCUGCAAGGUGUGCUGGGAUCCUCCAGACUAUGAUGGUGGUAGCCCUAUUCUCCACUAUGUCCUGCAACGCAGAGAAGCAGGAAGGAGAACCUACGUCAACGUUAUGUCUGGAGAAAACAAAGUGAGCUGGCAGGUUAAGGAUCUCAUUCAAAAUGGAGAGUAUUACUUCCGUGUCAGAGCUGUGAACAAGAUUGGUGGUGGUGAAUUCAUUGAGCUUCGUAACCCUGUAAUUGCUGAAGACCAGAAGCAACGUCCUGAUCCACCAGUUGAUGUGGAAACAAACAACCCUACUUCUGAGACUGUGACCCUUACCUGGAAGCCACCCAUGUAUGAUGGUGGAAGCAAAAUUAUGGGUUACAUUCUUGAGAAGAUGAUGAAAGGGGAAGAUAAUUUCGUGAGAUGCAAUGACUUCCUUGUGCCAGUGUUGUCUUACACUGUUAAGGGGUUGAUGCAAGGAAAACAAUAUCAGUUCCGUGUGCGUGCAGAAAAUGCAGCUGGUGUUAGUGAUCCCUCACGCAGCACACCGUUGAUCAAAGCCAUGGAUGCAGUUGAUCGUCCAAAGGUAUUCCUAAGUGGUAGUCUACAAUCAGGCUUGACUGUGAGACGAGGUGAGCAGAUCCGCUUGGAUGCCUACAUCUCUGGAUUUCCUUACCCCCAAAUCACGUGGAUGAGGAACAAUUCAACGAUUUGGCAAGAGCCACUGAAGAAGAGACCAGAAAAGCCUAAGAAGAAGAAGGAGGAAAAGAAGGAGCCAAUUACAGAGAAAAAGGAAGACAAAGAGGAGAAGGAGGAGGACAAGGAAAAGAAGGAGGAAGACAAAGAGAAAAAGGAGGAGAAGAAGGAUAAAGAGAAGGAAAAAGUGGAGGAACCUGAGGAGCCUGAAGAGGCAUACCACCCAAGCUUAAAUGAACGUCUUACACUCGACACCAAGAGGAAGGGUGAAUCCUUCAUUAUUGUGCAAGAUACUAUCAGGGGGGAUCACGGUGUGUUCACCAUAAAAGUGGAGAAUGAUCAUGGUGUUGCCUCAGCUUCCUGUGAAGUUAAUGUCCUUGAUACUCCUGGUCCCCCAGUUAAUUUCAAAUUUGAGGAAGUAAGGAAGAACUCAAUCCUCUGUAAGUGGGAUCCCCCUUUGGAUGACGGUGGUAGUGAAAUCCUGAACUACACAUUGGAAAGAAAAGAUAACUCCAAGAUAGAGCUUGGAUGGAUCACUGUCACAUCAACCCUCAGAGGCUGCAAAUAUCCAGUGACAAAACUCAUUGAGGGCAAAGAAUACAUCUUCCGUGUCACUGCAGAGAACAAGUUCGGCCCUGGAACCCCAUGCAUCUCCAAACCUGUCAUAGCAAAGAAUCCAUUCGAUCCUCCAGAGGCACCAGAGAAACCUGAAAUUAAGGAUGUCACCGCCAACAGUAUGCUUGUUACCUGGACAGAACCCAAUGACAAUGGCAGCCCCAUUCAGGGAUACUGGGUUGAGAAACGAGAAAUUAACAGCACACACUGGACGAGAGUUAAUCGCAGCAUUGUUCCUGAUCUUGAAAUAAACGUAGAGGGUCUUUUGGAGGGUUUGACAUACAUUUUCAGAGUCUGUGCAGAAAAUGUGGCUGGACAUGGAAAGUUCAGCCCCCCAUCAGAACCAAAAACAGCACAGGCAGCAAUCAUGCCCCCUGGUCCACCAAUCCCGAGGAUUGUUGACACCACAGACUAUUCAAUUGAAGUUGAAUGGGAUCCUCCUGCAGAUAACGGAGGUGCAGACAUCUUUGGUUAUCAUGUUGACAAAGUUGUUGCUGGAACCAAGGACUGGUCACGAGCCACAGAGAGACCACACAAGAACCGCACCUUCACUGUGUUUGGUGUUAGGGAAGGCGCUAAAUACAUUGUCCGUGUUGUGGCGGUCAAUUGUGCAGGUGAAGGUGCUCCUGGACUUACGGAUGCUGUAAUUGUGAGAAAUCCUGCAGAGGUUCCAGUCAUCGAGCUUGAUAUCUCAGUGAGAAACGGUGUUGUUGUUAGAGCUGGAGAGAUGCUGAGAAUCCCAGCACAUGUGACUGGUAAACCUCCUCCAUCCUUGAAAUGGACAAAGGACGAUGGUGCCUUAGAGAAAGACCGCAUGGAGGUAGAAGAAGCUGGACAGGACAGCACUCUUAUCAUUAGAACCACAAAGAGGAGUGAUCAUGGCAAAUACCAAAUCCAAGCAGCAAAUCCAAGUGGCAUUAAAUCUGCAUGGACCAGGGUUGAAGUUAUGGAUGUCCCUGGACCAGUUCUUGACCUGAAGCCUGUUGUGGUUACUAGAAAGCUGAUGAUGUUGAAUUGGUCUGAUCCUGAAGAUGAUGGUGGUAGUGAUAUUACAGGAUUUAUCAUUGAAAGGAGAGAACCAAAGAUGCACACUUGGAGACAACCCAUUGAGACCACUUCAUCCAAAUGUGAGAUCGUAGGUAUUAUUGAGGGACAGGAGUACAUUUUCCGUGUUGUGGCUAAGAACAAGUAUGGAUGUGGUCCCCCAGUCGAUCUUGGACCUAUCCGUGCUGUGGAUCCUCAAGGUCCACCAACUUCUCCUGAAAAGUUCCACUAUACAGAGAGGACUAAGUCCUCCGUUACCAUUGAAUGGAGGCCACCCCGUAAUGAUGGUGGUAGUCCAAUCCUUGGCUACAUCAUUGAGAAGAAGCGUCAAGAUGAACCAGCUUUCCAGCGUGUCAACCCAGAGCUGUGCACUGCUCAAAUUAUGACCGUUGAGAAUCUUGAUGAGUUGCACAUGUAUGAGUUACGUGCAAAGGCUGUUAAUGCAAUCGGUGAAAGUGAGCCCUCAAUUACCAUGACUGUCGUUAUUCAGGAUGAUGAAGUGGCUCCAACUCUCCAUUUGAUGAAGCAGUUCAAGGGCGAUUUGAUCAGAGCGAGGAAAAAUGAACCCAUUGAGAUUCCUGCUGAAGUCACAGGCCUGCCAAUGCCAAAGAUUGAGUGGCUGAAGGAUGAUGUUGUCAUUGAUAAGAUCACAGAGAACCUCCUUAUGGAAACCAAAGAGAUUGACAGAGUGACAUCACACACAAAACUCUCAAUCCCUGGCGUUGUGAGACUGGACAAGGGCACAUACACUGUUACUGCCUCAAAUCGUUUGGGAUCAGUCAGUCAUUCCAUCACAGUGGAAGUGCUGGAUCGCCCAACACCACCCAGAAAUAGUGCUGUUUCAAAUAUCAAAGCUGAAUCUUGCCAGCUUACCUGGGAUGCCCCAUUGGAUACUGGUGGCAGUGAGCUUACCAACUACAUUGUUGAAAUGAAAGAUCUUAAUGUUGAAGAUCCUGAAAAAGCUGAGUGGGUGCAGGUUACCAACUCCAUUAUCGAGAAGCGAUAUCGGGUAUGGAACCUGGAAACAGGUGGCAGCUAUAAAUUCAGAGUCAAAGCUCAGAACAAGUAUGGAAUAAGUGAGGCCUGUGAAACCGAGGAAAUUCAGAUUAAGGAUCCCUUUGCUCUCCCUGGCCCACCUGAGAAGGUCACUAUUGCGGAGUACUCUAAGGCCCAUAUGUUGCUGACAUGGGAACCCCCUACAGACUGUGGUGGUUCUACAAUUACUGGCUACUGGUUGGAGAAGCGUGAAAAGGGUACUUCCUAUUGGUCUCGUGCGAAUAAAGCCCUGGUGUCAAAACGUGGUAUGAAAGGCUGGGAAUACCAGGUUACUCGACUCAUUGAGGGAAUGGAGUAUGAAUUCCGUGUGAUGGCUUGCAAUGCUGCUGGUAUUGGACCACCUAGUGCAAUCUCGGAGUCUGCCUUUGCUGUCGAUCGUCUGACUCCACCUAGCAUGCCAGCAGCCCCUGAGGUUGCUGACAAAACCAAGCAUAGCGUCACCCUUGCAUGGACCCCACCAGCUAAAGAUGGUGGUCGUCCCAUCAAAGGUUACAUCAUUGAGAUUCAGGAUGAAGGCACAUCUGAGUGGGCCAGGAUCAAUGAUGCUGAUAAUCUGCAUCCUACCACUGAUUUUACCAUUCCAAACCUCCCAGAGCUUAAGAAAUACAGAUUCAGAAUCAUUGCAGUCAAUGAGAUUGGCGAGUCUGAUCCAAGCCCAAGAACCACUGAAGUUCGCAUAGAGGACAUUCAAACUGCACCAAAGAUCUUUAUGGAUAUCAGUGCACAUGAUCUGCUGUGCAUUCGUGCUGGAACUCCAUUUAAGAUUCCAGCAACUAUCACAGGACGUCCUGUUCCUAAAGUUACAUGGGAGUUUGAUGGCAAAGCAAAGACAGAAAAAAAGGAUCGUCUCCAUGUCUUACCAGUAGAUUCACUGGUUGAAUCUACUGACACUACCUCCACUGUUUCAAUUCCUGUGAGUAUGAGAAGCCAUUCUGGAAGGUACAUAAUUACAGCAAAGAACAAAUCGGGACAGAAACACAUCAACAUCAGAGUAAAUGUGCUUGAUGUUCCCGGAGCACCCAAAGAGCUCAAGGUUACAGAUGUCACCAGAACCACAAUGAGACUCAUUUGGAAACUGCCAGAUAAUGAUGGUGGUGAGAGAAUUAAGAGUUACUUCAUUGAGAAGAAGGCUGUCAAUGGAAAGGCUUGGACAACCGUCAAUGCUGCUUGUGCCAGCAUGGCGUUUGUUGUGCCCAACCUCCUUGAGGGACAGGACUACCUGUUCCGUGUUCGUGCUGAGAACCGCCUCGGCUUUGGACCAUUUACAGAGACCACAGAACCUGUUAGAGCAAGGGAUCCCAUCUAUCCUCCUGAUCCUCCAACCAAGGUGAAAAUUAACCUUGUUACCAAGAACACUGUGACUCUGACAUGGGUGCCUCCCAAGAAUGAUGGUGGAGCACCAGUAAAGCAUUACAUUAUUGAGAGACUGAGCUGGGAUACAAGUGGUCCUCAGAAAGAGACUUGGAAACAAUGCAAUAAGAGAGAUGUUGAAGAAACUGCCUUCAUUGUUGAAGACCUUAAGGAAGGUGGCGAAUAUGAGUUCCGUGUUAAAGCUGUGAAUGAAGCUGGCCCAAGCAGACCUUCUGUGACUGCUGGACCAAUUAUCAUUAAGGACCAGACAUGUGCUCCAAGCAUUGACCUGAGAGAGGCUUUAGAAGGCGCAGAAGGAUUUGAUGUCAACAUUGUCGCCAGGAUUCAGGGCUGUCCAUUCCCAUCUCUUGUCUGGCAGAGGGCUCCACUGGACAAGCCUGAUGACAAAACUGCUGUGCAUUAUGACAAACAUGUCAAUAAAGUUGUUUCUGAUGAUAAAUGUACCCUGUUAAUUCAGCAAUCCAAGAGAGAUGACAGUGCAGUGUAUAUUCUCACAGCCACUAACAGCUUGGGCACAGCCACCAAGAGUAUCAAACUUACCAUUUUGGGACGUCCUGGAGUACCAGUGGGACCAAUCAAGUUUGAGGAGGUCUUUGCUGAAAGAAUUGGCCUGUCCUGGAAACCACCCACAGAUGAUGGCGGUUCCAAGAUUACAAACUAUGUCAUUGAAAAGCGUGAGGAGAACAGAAAAACAUGGGUCCAUGUCUCUAGUGAUCUAAAGGAAUGCCAAUACACUGUACAAAGACUUACAGAGGGCCAUGAGUAUGAGUUCCGUGUUAUGGCUCAGAAUAAAUAUGGAAUUGGUCCACCCUUGUACAGUGAACCUGAGAAAGCACGGAACCUCUUCACUGUGCCUGGCCAAUGUGAGAAGCCAACAGUUACAGAUGUUUCACUUGAAUCUAUGACAGUCAACUGGGAGGAGCCAGAAUAUGAUGGUGGGUCUCCAGUAACUGGCUACUGGCUGGAGCGUAAGGAAAUUACAGCCAAGCGCUGGACAAGAGUGAAUCGUGAUCCUAUCAGAAUCAUGCCACUCGGUGUUUCCCACAUUGUAACCGGUCUCAUGGAGGGUGCCAUCUACCAGUUCCGUGUUAUUGCAAUUAAUGCUGCUGGAUGUGGUUUACCUAGUGUGCCUUCUGAUCCUGUUGCAUGUAGAGACCCUAUUGCACCUCCAGGACCUCCGACACCAAAAGUAACAGAUUGUACCAAGUCAACUGUGGAUCUUGAAUGGAUUCCUCCACUUAAUGAUGGUGGAUCUAAGAUCACAGGCUAUUUUGUUGAGUACAAAGAAGAAGGGCAAGAGGAAUGGGAGAAGGUUAAAGACAAGGAAAUUAGAGGCACCAAGUUUGUUGUUCCUGGCCUAAAAGAGCUUGGACUCUACAGAUUUAGAGUGAGGGCUGUAAAUUCUGCAGGCGUGGGUGAACCUGGUGAGGUUGCUGAAGUGAUCGAAGUCAAGGACAGAACAAUUCCCCCCGAGGUUGACCUGGAUGCAACAGUCAAGGAAAAAAUUGUGGUUCAUGCUGGUGGGGUAAUCCGUAUCCUGGCCUUUGUGUCGGGCAAGCCUGCACCAGAGAUUAUUUGGAAUGGAGAUGAUGGUGAUUUGCCAAAGGAAGCUGUUGUAGAGACCACUGCUGUAAGUUCAGCUCUGGUUAUCAAGAAUUGCAGGAGACAUCACCAGGGUAUUUACACCUUGACUGCUAAGAAUGCGGGCGGAGAGAGGAAGAAAGCAGUCAUUGUUGAAGUAUUGGACGUCCCUGGCCCUGUGGGUCAGCCAUUCUCUGGUGAGAAUCUUACCAAUGACUCUUGUAAGUUGACAUGGUACUCACCUGAAGAUGAUGGUGGCUCAGCUAUCACCAACUAUAUCAUUGAAAAGAGAGAAGCUGACCGCAGGGGCUGGACUUCAGUGACAUAUACUGUCACUAGACAUAAUGCAGUGGUCCAGGGUCUACUUGAUGGCAAGGCUUAUUUCUUCAGAAUUGCAGCUGAAAAUAUUAUUGGAAUGGGUCCAUUUACUGAGACGUCAGCUCCAGUUCUCAUCAAGGAUCCUUUCUCUAUCCCUGAGCGCCCAGAGGAUCUUGAGGUGACGGCUAUCACCAAUGAUUCAAUCAGUGUGGCAUGGAGACCUCCAAAGUAUGAUGGAGGCUCAGAUAUUACAAGCUAUGUUCUUGAGGUCCGUCUUAUUGGACAGGACAACUUCAACCGCAUUGCUGCAGAGGACAAACUGAUGGAUCGUAAAUUCACACAUGUGGGUCUUAAGGAAGGCUCUUCUUAUGAAUUCCGUGUUAGUGCUGUGAAUCAGAUUGGUCAAGGCAAGCCUUCUUUCAGCACCAAACCAGUUACAUGCAAGAAAGAGUUUGAACCACCAACCCUUGAUCUUGACUGCCGUGACAAGCUUGUGGUUCGUGUUGGCGAGACUUGCACUGUUCAAGGACGAUACUCAGGCAAACCAGCACCAACUAUUAAAUGGCUCAUAAAUGAUAAGGAGCUUCAAGGAAAUGAAGAAAUUGCUGUCACCAGCACAACAAAGACUUUGUGCUUGACUAUUGAAAAGGCAAAACGGGAUCACAGUGGAAAAUACACUGUGGUUCUGGAAAACUCCAUAGGUUCACGCAAGGGCAUAUGCAAUGUUGUUGUUGUUGACCGCCCACAGCCUCCAGAGGGUCCUGUUAACUUUGAUGAGAUCUACAGGAAUCACAUGGUCAUUUCUUGGAAGCCCCCACUGGAUGAUGGUGGAUGUGCUAUUUCUAACUACAUUGUCGAAAAGAGAGACACCAACAGAGAUCUAUGGAUGCCUGUUACAGAAUCUUGCACAAGAACAUCUUGCAGAGUUCCAAAAUUGAUUGAGGGAAGAGAGUAUAUCAUUAGAAUCUGUGCUCAGAAUAUUCAUGGCAUUAGUGAUCCUUUGCUAUCUGCUGAGACAAAAUCAAGGGAUGUUUUCAAGGUUCCAGAUGCUCCGCAGGCACCUUUGGUUAAAGAAAUCUAUAAAGACACUGCUCUGAUUUCAUGGGUCCAGCCAGCUGAUGGUGGCAAACCAAUCACAAACUACAUUGUUGAGAAGAAAGAGACCAUGGCCAACAUGUGGUCUAGAGCUGGAAAAGAACGCAUUUUCCCUAAUACAGAAUACUGGGUUCCUGAUCUUCUCAAGGGAUGUGAAUAUGAAUUCCGUGUCAUGGCAGAGAAUGUGAUUGGUGUUGGUGACCCAAGCCCACCCUCAAAGCCCAUCUAUGCCAAAGAUCCUAUAGUGAUUCCAAGCCCACCUGUGCUUCCAAUAGCAAUUGACAAGACAAAAGAGUCUGUUACUCUUUCUUGGCAGCCACCAAAGGACUGUGGCAGAGGCAAAAUCUUUGGCUAUCUUCUUGAGUAUCAGAAAGCUGGUGAUGAGGAAUGGCUUCAAGUAAAUCAGACACCAGACUCCUGCCAGGAUACUACAUUCAAAAUUAUCAACCUUGAAGAUGGUGUACUUUACAGAUUUAGAGUGAAGGCAGUAAAUGCUGCUGGUGAAUCUGAGCCUGCAUAUGUCCCAGAGCCUGUUCGAGCACAAGACAGACUUGAGCCUCCAGAGCUCCUGCUGGAUAUGGGCAUGCCCCGAGAAGUUAAAGCAAUGGCUGGAACCCAUAUUACUAUUAUGGCUGGAAUAAAGGGCAUGCCUUUCCCAAAAGUCACAUGGAAGAAAAAUGAAGCAGAUGUUCCUCCAAGAGCAGAGAUUGAGACAUCUGGAACAGCAAGCAAAUUGGAGAUGCGUUAUUGCAACCGUGCAGAUUGUGGAGAUUACACACUUAAUGUUGAAAAUCCAGCUGGAUCGAAGACCGCCACAUGCACUGUGCUUGUUCUUGACAAACCUGGACCAGUUCAGAAUCUCAGAGUGUCUGAUGUCAGAAGUGAUUCUGCCCAGCUUUCGUGGAAAGACCCAGAAGACAAUGGUGGUGCACGUAUCACUAACUUUGUUGUCGAGAAAAAGGAUGCAGCAUCUGCACAAUGGGUGCCAGUCUGCUCAUCAUCUAAAAAACGCAGUAUGAUGGCCAAGCACUUGACUGAAGGAACAUCAUACAUGUUCCGUGUGGCGGCUGAAAAUCAGUUUGGCAGAAGUGAAUAUGUUGAGACAACAAAAGCUAUCAAGGCAAUAAAUCCACUGUUCCCACCUGGUCCACCAAAAGACCUGCAUCAUGUAGAUGUUGACAAAACUGAGGUUUGGCUCCAGUGGAAUUGGCCAGAUCGCACAGGAGGAAGUGACAUCACUGGGUUCUUGGUUGAGUACCAAGAAGAAGGUGAAAGGGAUUGGAUUGUUUUUAAGACUGUAAGCAUUCCUGAAUGCCAUGUGACUGGACUGGAGGAGGGAAAGACCUAUAGGUUCCGUGUUAAGACAGAGAAUGCUAUUGGUCUAAGUCGGCCAGACACCACUGUGCCAGUCCUUUGCCAGGAAAAACUAGUACCACCCAUUGUCGAAGUUGAUGUGAAGCUGAUUGAAGGAAUUAUUGUGAAAGCUGGAAGCACUAUUAGACUGCCUGCCAUUAUGAGAGGCAUUCCGGUUCCCACUGCCAAAUGGGUUAUUGAUGGAGAGGAAAUCAUGAGUGAAGGCAAUAUCAAAAUUGACACUGACAACUUCUCCACUGUUUUGAGCAUUGCCGAAUGCACAAGAAGUCACACAGGAAUCUAUAUCCUCACAGUGUCUAACUCUGCAGGAAGUAAGACUGUUGCUCUGAAUGUCACAGUACUUGAUGUCCCAGCUGCCCCCAUAGGUCCUGUUAAUAUUCUAGAAGUUACUCCUGACUCUAUGGUAAUUGACUGGCGUCCUCCUAAAGAUGAUGGUGGAAGCCCUGUCAUGAACUAUAUUGUUGAGAAGAGGGAAUCAAAUAAGGAAACCUGGGGAGGAGUUAGUUCUGGCAGCACUGCCACAAGGCUCAGGAUUACUCGCCUGCAGAAGGGAGUUGAGUAUGUUGUAAGAAUUCGUGCUGAAAAUAAAAUGGGAAUUGGUGCACCACUUGAAAGUGCACCCACUGUAGCCCGGCACCAGUUUGAGCCCCCUGGCCAUCCUGGUAAACCAGUUGCAUCUGAUAUUUCUGAGGAUGCACUCACACUUGGAUGGACAAUGCCACUGUUUGAUGGUGGUAGUCAAAUCAGUGGUUACAUUAUUGAGCGUAGACAUAAGGGUGGCAAAUGGAUUAGAGUGAAUAAAACACCUUGCAAGGACCUUAGAUACAGAGUGCUUGGACUUUUUGAAAGUAAUGAAUACGAGUUCAGAGUAUUUGCUGAGAACAUUGCUGGCUUUAGUGGACCCUCACCUAUUUCAGAUCCUGCCAAGCCUUGCAGACAAAUUACAGUUCCUGGGCCUCCAGUCAACCCUAAGGUUAAGGACUACAGUUGCUCAUAUGCUGACUUAGUCUGGAUCAAACCCACAAAGGAUGGAGGCAGUCCAGUCUUAGGAUAUAUAAUUGAAUGCCAGAAAGCAGGUGCUGAGUGGGAGCAAGUCAAUAAGGAUGAUCUGAUUAAGCAGUGUGCUUAUAGAGUAAAGGGACUGAUGGAAGACACAGAAUAUAGGUUCCGUGUUAAGGCUGUCAACAUGAUUGGAGAAGGUGAGACAAGGGAAAUUCCAGAGUCUGUUAUUGCUAAGGACAUCCUCAUUCCUCCAGAAAUUGAGAUGGAUGCCACAUGUCAUGAACGUGUGACUGUCCGCGUUGGACAUAAUAUUAACAUUAUUGGAUAUGUGAAAGCAAGACCUGAUCCAGAAAUUAUCUGGAGCAGGAGUGAAAAUGUUUUGGAAAGGGACAAGCGCACCACUCUGACAAAUAACUUUCCAGUUGUGCAAAUGCGCAUCAAGGAAGCAACCAGAGCAGAUCAUGGAAAAUAUACACUCAAGGCUGUUAAUGAAACUGGAGAGGCCUCAGCUACAAUUACAGUAAAUGUAUUGGAUAGACCUGGGCACUGCCAGAAUCUUAAAUUGACAUAUGUAACCAAAAACUCUUGCAUGAUAUCCUGGGAUGCUCCUGAGGACAACGGAGGCACUGAGAUUACAAAUUACAUUGUGGAAUGUCGAGAGCCAAGCAUACGAACCUGGUCAAUGAUAUCAUCUGACUGCACAAAUCGCAUGGUAAAGGCAAAGCUCAUGGAAGGUCAUGAGUAUUUAUUCCGUGUGUCUGCAGAGAACAAGUGUGGUCCUGGACCAACUACAGAAACCAAAACACCCAUUCUUGCAAUCGACCCACUUCAGAAGCCAGGUGAGCCAGAGAACUUCCAUGUCAGUGAUGUUGGAAAGAACUUUGUUUUCCUUAAGUGGAGAAAACCAGAUUAUGAUGGUGGCAGCCCUAACCUGGGCUACAUUUUGGAGAAAAAACCUAAGGAUGCUGAAGAGUGGGAAAAGUUACAUGACAGUGUCCUGAAAGACACUUUCUUCAUGGUAGACAAAUGUGUUGAGAACCAUACCUAUCAGUUUAGAAUCAAGUCAACAAAUGAAGGAGGAGCAAGCAACUGGGUUAAGACAUCUGAUGUUCUUGUGAAAGAAGAAAUUCAGAAACCUGUUCUUGACCUGAAAUUUGCUGGUACCGUUGUAGUUAAAGCAGGUGAAUCAGUUAGACUUGAAGCUGGACUUAGAGGAAAGCCACAGCCUGAAGUUACAUGGGUGAAGGACAAGGAUGCAGGUGAUAACCCAAGGAUCAGUGUUGACACUGGACCAGAUUACUCCAAGUUCCUUCUGACUAAAUCUAAACGUAGUGAUACUGGAAAAUAUGUGAUCACUGCUACAAACUCAGCAGGAACAUUCAAUGCAUAUGCAAAUGUCACUGUUUUGGACAUACCAGGACCUGUCAGAGAUUUGAAGGUUUCUGGGAUUUCUACAGACAAGUGCAGAGUUGUAUGGGAUCCUCCAGAGGAUGAUGGUGGUUGUGAGGUAGAUAGCUACAUUCUAGAGAAGUGUGAGACUAGAAGAAUGGUUUGGUCCACUUACUCUGCCUCCGUUGUCACCAACUAUUGUAAUAUAACUCGCCUUGUUGAAGGAAAUGAGUAUAUAUUCAGGGUCAGAGCAGAAAACAAGAUGGGAACUGGUCCCUCAAUGGAGAGUAAGCCAAUUAUUGCUAAGACGCAAUACAACAGGCCUGGUCCACCUGAUUCACCUGAGGUCACUAAAAUUGGAAAAGAUGAGAUGACUGUUGUAUGGGCUCCUCCCGAGAAUGAUGGUGGUAAGUCUAUCACUGGUUACAUUUUGGAGAGAAAGGAGAAGCGGGCCGUUCGAUGGGUCCCUGUCACAAAGAGCCCUAUCUCUGAGAGGCGUAUGAAGGUCACUAAUUUGAUUCCUAACCACGAGUAUCAAUUCCGUGUCAAAGCGGAAAAUGAAGUAGGAUUGGGAGAACCAAGCAAAGCAUCCAGACCUAUCACUGCAAAAGAUCCAAUUGAGCCCCCUGGACCUCCUGGUAGCCUUAAAGUUGUCGACAGCACCAAGACAUCGAUUACACUAAGCUGGGCAAAGCCUGUGUAUGAUGGUGGUGCUCCAAUUAUUGGAUAUCUGGUUGAAAUGAGGGAUAAGGUUGAAAUGGAGGGUGAACAAGAGAGAGAUCCAGAAGAAGGCUGGAAGAAAUGUAAUACUGGUGGACAGCUUGUCAUAACUGAAUUUACAAUUCUUAACUUGGACGAGAAACAGGAAUAUGAAUUCCGGGUGUCUGCUCAAAACCAAGUUGGCAUGGGCCGCCCUGCAAAACUCAAGGAUGCUGUAUCACCAAAGGAGAUCAAUGAGUUUCCAGAGAUUGAUCUUGAUGCCAGUCUAAGAAAAGGACUUAGCGUUAGAGCAGGGUGUCCCAUCAGACUUUUUGCUACAAUUAGGGGAAGACCAACACCUAAAGUGACCUGGAAGCGCCUGGGUGUUGACAAUGUCAUUAGAAGGGGUCAUGUGGAUCAGAUUGAUACAAUGACAUUCCUUGUGAUUCCUGAGUGCUCACGUGAAGACUCUGGCAAAUAUUCUUUGACACUUUCAAAUGCCUCUGGAGAAAAAGCUGUAUUUGUUCGUGUUAAAGUCUUAGAUACUCCUGGUCCUGUUGGUGGACUAGAAGCAACUGAUAUUACAAAAACGACAUGCCAACUUGCAUGGUUACCUCCAGAAAAUGAUGGUGGUAGCCCAAUCCUAAACUACGUUGUCGAAAAGCGUGAGGUAGACAGGAAAACAUGGACAAAUUGCACAAAUGACCUAAAGAAGACAAGCUUCAAAAUUACAAAUCUGACACCAGGAAUAGAAUACUAUUUCCGGGUCAUGGCAGUUAACAAGUAUGGCUUAGGGGUGCCUCAAGACUCUCCAAAAUCUUACUUGGCUACAGAUCCCAAGAGUGAGCCUGAUCCUCCAAAGAAGAUGGAUGUAUUGGAAAUUUCUAAAAACAGUGCAACUCUUGGAUGGUUGAAGCCACUUAGAGAUGGUGGAUCAAAGAUUAAUGGCUACAUUGUUGAAUACCAGGAGGAUGGUCAACCUGAGGACAAGUGGAUAUCAUACUCCAUUGUGAAAGACUUGACCAUUGUUGUAGCUGGACUGAAAGAAAACACUAAGUACAGAUUCAGGGUUGCAGCAAGAAAUGCUAUAGGAUGCAGUUUGGCGAGAGAAGUUGAGGGCAUAUUUGAGGUCAAAGAACAGCUAUUGGCGCCAAAGAUUAUCAUGCCUGAUGUGGUUACAGCAAAGGCAGGAUCUAAACUUUUAGUUGAGGCUCUUGUCUCUGGGAAGCCUGCACCAGUCACAAGAUGGAAGAGAGGCAGUGAUGACAUAGUUACAUCUGAUCGUCUCUACAUACAAAAGACACCAACCACAAGUACACUUAUGAUCAAAGAUGUCACAAGAAAGGAUAGUGGUUACUACAGCCUUUCUGUUGAAAACAGCAUCUCUAAGGUCAACCAGAUUCUCAGAAUAAUCAUUAUGGAUAUCCCUGGUCCUCCAGAGGGCCCUCUAGAAAUUCUUGAGGUGGACAUAGAUGCCUGUACACUUGCAUGGAAUUCUCCUACUGAGGAUGGUGGCAGCAACAUCACUAACUAUGUUGUUGAGAAGUGUGAUGUGUCCAGAGGUGACUGGGUCACAGCUGCAUCUUGUACCAAGACCAGCUGCAGAGUCGGAAAGCUCACAGCUGGCAAAGAGUAUGGCUUCCGUGUCCGUGCUGAAAAUCGUUUUGGCAUUUCAGAACCAAUUUACUCAGAGAAAAUGAUUGCUAGACAUCCAUUUGAUCCACCCAGUGAGCCUAGGAACUGCUGUGUCAACAAGAUCAACAAGGAUUUUGUUGUGUUGUCCUGGGAGAAACCAGUGAAUGAUGGUGGCAGUCCCAUCAUUGGAUAUUCCAUUGAGCGCAAAGAAAGAAAUAGCCUUCUGUGGGUCAAGGCAAAUGAAAUCCUUGUUCGCUCAACUGAUUAUACAUGCUCUGGCCUCAUUGAAGGCCUGGAAUACACAUUCAGAGUGUCUGCUGUCAACAAGGCAGGACAAGGAAAAUCAAGCAAGCAGACAGAUUUUAUCACUGCAAGAACACCCGUUGAUCCACCUGGCAAACCUGAAGUUCUUGAUGUGACAAGAAAUUCUGUUUCUCUUGUGUGGAGUCGUCCAAAACAUGAUGGAGGCAGCAAACUCAUCGGUUAUUAUGUUGAGUCUCUGAAGUUUCCAGGUGACAAAUGGGUGCGAAUCAAUGCAAGCAGCCAAAAUGUACCAAAAGAAGAAUACAUUGUCUCUGGGCUUGAGGAGGGAGCCCAAUACAAGUUCAGAAUAAUUGCAAAGACAGCAAUAAAUGUUAGUCUGCCUUCAGAUGAAUCUGAUGCUAUCCCAGUUAUUGCAGAGCAUGUUCCACCAAGAGUUGAGAUUGGCCUUGAAAUGAAGAGCUUAAUUGUUGUCAAAGCCGGAGCAAAUGUCUGCCUUGAGGCUGAAGUUUAUGGUAAACCAAUGCCAAAGGUCACAUGGAAGAGAGAUGGUGUUCCAUUGACACUGGUUGAAGGUAUGAAAAUGACUCAGAAGAUACAUCUGUUCUGCCUGGAACUGUUCUCUGUGACAAGAAAGGAGUCUGGAGAGUACACAAUUGUUGCUGAGAAUCCAAGUGGAACUAAGUCUGGCAAUAUUAAAUUGAAGGUUCUUGAUAAACCUGGACCCCCAGCAUCAGUGAAGAUAAGCCAUGUUUUUGCUGACCGGGUGAAACUGAGAUGGGAGCCACCUGUUGCAGAUGGUGGUUCUGAAAUCACAAACUACAUUGUUGACAAACGUGAAACGAGCAGAGCUAACUGGGCACAAGUUACUGCUAAUGUUGGUGGUCAAAUAACGGACUGUUCUGUGGAGAAACUGAUUGAAGGCCAUGAAUAUGAGUUCCGCAUCAGUGCUGAGAACAAGUAUGGUGUAGGAGACCCAAUUGUGACUAACUCUGUGAUCGCCAAGAAUCCAUUUGAUGUUCCAGGGCCAUGUGAACCUCCAGUUAUAACCAAUAUCACAAAGGAUCAUAUGACUGUUAGUUGGAAGGCUCCUGCUGAUGAUGGCAAGGCCACCAUUCUUGGAUAUAUGGUUGAGAAGCGUGAAACUCAAGACCUCAACUGGGCUAAAGUGAAUAGAAAACCAGUUAUUGACAGGACAAUUAAAGCUGGCGGCCUCACAGAGGCAUCAGAGUAUGAAUUCAGAGUCAUUGCGAUCAAUAAAGCUGGUCUUGGCAAACCAAGUGAUCCAUCAGCUGGUGCACUUGCAUUAGACCCAGUGUAUCCUCCUGGACCACCUGCGUUUCCAAAGGUCAUUGACUCUACACACAGUUCUAUCAGUCUGUCCUGGACCAAGCCCGCCUAUGAUGGAGGGUGUGAAAUCCUAGGCUACCUUGUUGAGUUCAAGAGAGCAGAUGCAGAAGAUUGGAUGAAGUGCAAUGUGCCAAAGAAUCUCCAGGCAACAAAGUUUGUUGUUACUGGUCUUCUUGAUAACACUGAGUACCAGUUCCGUGUCACUGCUGUAAACAAGAUUGGAUUUGGGGAGCCAAGUGAAGUUCCUGGAAAACAUAUGGCAAAGGAUAUCCUACUUGCCCCUGAGGCUGAGCUUGAUGCAGAUCUCAGAAAGGUACUAGUUUUGCGUGCUGGAGUCACAAUGAGAAUUUAUGUACCUCUGAGAGGGCGUCCUGCUCCAAAGGCAACAUGGACUAAGGUCAAUGCGAAUUUGAAGGAGAGACAGGGUCUUAUGAUCAAUACAACUGAAUGGGAUACCCUUCUUUAUUGUGAGGAUAUCAACAGAUAUGAUGCCGGCAAAUAUGUCCUAACUCUAGAAAACAGUAGUGGUACCAAGUCAUAUACCAUUGUUGUCAAAGUACUAGACACGCCUGGACCACCACUUAAUCUGAUUGUUAAGGAGACCUCAAAGGACCAUGUGUCCAUUACUUGGGAUGCUCCAUUAAUUGAUGGUGGUAGUCCAGUCAAGAGCUAUGUUGUUGAAAAACAUCUGGCCGAGAGAAAGGCAUGGACGUGUGUUGCUCUUGAGUGUCCCAAGACAUCUUUUAGAAUUACUAAUCUUGAAGCUGGUAAAGCUUACUGUUUCCGAGUCCUAGCUGAAAAUAUAUAUGGCAUUGGUGAGGGUUGUGAGACAGCUGGACCAGUCAAAGCCUCAGAGCAACCUGGACCAGUUACAGAUUUUAAACCAUCAGAGGUCACCAAGAAUUCUUGCACUCUUGGCUGGAAGAAACCAAUAAGUGAUGGUGGAAGUCACAUUGUUGCAUAUGCUCUAGAGAUCUGUGAAGGUGAAGACAAAUGGAAGCUGCUCAUGAAGUCCAAGCUCACACAGUACACAGUGAAUGAUCUUGAUGAAGGAAAGGAGUACAUUUUCAGAGUAAAAGCCAUAAAUGAAACAUCUGAAGGACUCCCAACAGAGCUCACUGUCUUGGCUAAAGAUCAAAUAGUCCUGCCAGACUUUAACCUUAAAGGCUUGCAAGACUCUAGCUAUGUGGCAAAGGAAGGAAGCACUGUUCGUCUUAAUAUCCUUAUUAUUGGUAUCCCUGCUCCAGCUGUCACUUGGAAAAAGGGUGAUGUUACUUUAUCAGAUAGUGGCAGAAUCUCAGUUGAAUCAACUGCAACAAACACAACCUUGCUGAUUCGUGAUUGCCACAGGGGUGAUGCUGGCAAAUUUAAUAUCAAUUUAAGAAACAGUGCUGGAACAAAGGAAGCAGCUAUUGACUUAAAGGUUGUUGGUAAGCCUGGAGUCUGCACAGGUCCCAUCAAGUUUGAUGAAAUCACAGCAGAAGCAAUUACUGUUGAAUGGGGUCCACCCAAGGAAGAUGGUGGAUCAGAAAUUAGCAACUAUUUUUUGGAAAAGAGGCAUUCUACUGCUAACAAGUGGGUGACAGUUGCCUCUGCAAUUCAGAAGAACUCUAUGAGGGUUACAAGACUUCAUGAUGGAACAGAAUAUAUCUUCAGAGUUUGUGCCGAAAAUAAAUAUGGAAUUGGCGAGUUCCUCAGAUCUGACCCAGUGGUUGCUAAACAUCCAUUUAAUUCACCAGAGGCUCCAGCACCACCUGAGGUUAUGAGCAUUCGUCAUGAGUCUGCUAUCCUAACAUGGUCUGAUCCAAAAGAUACUGGAGGCUCACCUAUCACAGGAUAUUAUGUGGAAUUCAAAGAUAGAAAUAGUUUGAUGUGGAAGAGAGCCAGCAAGACACCUUUGAGAGUGAAAGAAUGCAGAGUGACUGGUUUGAUUGAAGGCCUAGAAUAUGAAUUUAGGGUAAUAGCUAUAAAUGUGGCUGGACUCGGAAAGCCAAGCAAAUCUACAGAAUCACUCGUUGCUCUUGAUCCAAUCGAUCCUCCUGGCAAACCUGAUGUGAUCAGUGUCACAAGAAACAGUGUAACGCUCAUUUGGACUGCACCAAAGUAUGAUGGUGGCCACAGACUGACGGGGUAUAUUGUUGAGAAAUUAGAGCAUCCAGGAAAGGUAUGGAUGAAGGCCAACCAUGUCAAUGUCCAAAGCUGUGCAUACACCGUAACAGACCUACAGGAAGGCGGUACUUGUGAAAUCAGAAUAAGGGCUAAGAAUGCAGCUGGAGCAAUAAGUGCUCCCUCAGAGGCAACUGAGCCACUUGUCUGCAAAGAUGAAUAUGAACCACCAACUAUCACAAUCGACCCUGAAAUGAAGGAUGGUGUGACUGUGAAGGCUGGAGAAACAAUUGUCAUAACUGCAUCAAGCAUUCUUGGCAAACCACCUCCUACAGCUGUGUGGUCUAAGGGGGGAAGAGAAUUCAAGUCUUCAGAUGUUGUCCAAAUUACAAGCACUCCCACAUCUUCAAGUUUGUCUAUAAAGUAUGCCAGCAGAAAGAACACUGGAGAGUACACAAUUACCGCAAGCAAUCCAUUUGGUAUCAAAGAAGAAAAAGUUAAAGUAAAAAUCCUAGAUGUGCCUGGACCUCCAGGUCCUAUUGAACCCAGCAGUGUCUCUGCUGAAAAAUGCACAUUGACAUGGUUGCCACCAGAAGAAGAUGGUGGUAGCAGUAUCAAGUCAUAUAUAAUUGAAAAGAGAGAAACCAGCCGCCUUCUCUGGACAAAGCUUGCUGAAAAUGUUAUGGAUUGCCGCUAUAUUGCCAGCAAGCUGAUUAAGGGAAAUGAAUACAUAUUCCGUGUUUCAGCAGUCAAUCAAUAUGGCAUUGGUGACUCAACACCAUCUGGUCCAGUUAAAAUGGUUGAUAGCUUCGGACCACCUGGGCCACCAUCAAAACCAAAAAUUGAUAAUGUCAGUAAAAAUGCAGUAACAAUUUCCUGGAAGAGACCAGCUGUGGAUGGAGGAAGUGACAUAAGAGGCUAUAGUGUUGAGAGAAAAGAGAGAAGAGGCAUGAGAUGGGUGAGAGCCUCAAAGAAGACAAUUUCUGAUCUACGUUGUAAGGUAUCAGGCCUGACAGAGGAAGUUGAAUAUGAAUUCCGAGUGACUGCAGAGAAUAAGGCUGGUUUUGGUGAACCCAGUGAGCCAUCUCAACCUGUAAUGACAAAGGAUAUUGCAUAUCCACCUGGGCCUCCAUCCAACCCUAGAAUUACUGACACUACCAAAACAACAGCUACAUUUAACUGGGGUAGACCCUUCUAUGAUGGCGGACUCGAAGUGUCAGGAUACAUUGUUGAACAUAAAAAGGAAGGAGAUGAUGAUUGGGUUCAAGACACAACUACUCCAUUGAGAAUAACUGAAUUUGUAGUUUCAAAUCUACAAUCAGGAGGAAAAUAUUAUUUCAGAGUCAAAGCAAUAAAUUCAGAAGGACUUGGUGAACCCUCUGAAGUUGAACAAGUUGUAGAACUUGUAGAUCGAGAGGAAAUUCCUGACUUUGAACUUGAUGCAGAGCUUAGAAGAACACUUGUUGUAAAGUCAGGUGCUUCAAUCCGCAUAUUUGUGCCAAUCAAGGGCCGACCAGCUCCAGAGGUAACAUGGUACAAGGAAGAUGUACCUCUUAAAGGCCGUGCUCAUAUUGACACUACUGAAUCAUACACUCUAGUGGUCAUCCCUGAGUGUACAAGAUAUGAUGCUGGUAAAUAUGUGCUAGCGUUAGAGAAUGUUGCCGGUAAGAAGACUGGAUUUGUCAAUGUUCGUGUUGUUGACACCCCAGGUCCUCCAGUAAAUUUGAAGCCAAGGGAAAUCACAAAACAUAGCAUCACUCUACAAUGGGAGAUUCCAAUUAUUGAUGGUGGUUCAAAGAUAACAAAUUAUAUUAUUGAGAAGCGUGAGGCAACACGAAAAGCCUAUUCAACCAUCACUGCAAAUUGGCAGAAAUGCUCCUACAAGAUUCCAGACUUGGAAGAGGGAGCUGAAUAUUACUUUAGAGUUUUAGCAGAGAAUGAAAGGGGCAUUGGUGAACCAGCGGAGACACCUGAACCGAUCAGAGCUUCUCAGGCUCCUUCUGCACCAGAUAAUUUAAUUGUUUCAGAUGUAUCUAAGGACACAGCAACUCUUGCAUGGACUAAACCAAAAUAUGAUGGUGGAAGUCGAAUCACUGGUUAUGUGAUAGAGGCCCAGCAGAAAGAUUCUGAUCAAUGGACCCAUGUGACAACAAUUAAAGCUUUGGACUACACUGCAACAGAAUUGGUGGAAAAUGCAGAAUAUGUGUUCCGCAUCUUUGCUGCGAACAGCUCAGGCAGGAGUGAACCUCGUGAGAGCCGACCAGUUGUAAUCAAGGAGCAAAUCACAGGUCCAGGAUUUGACCUUAGAGGCAUAUAUCAGAAGAUGGUGGUAGCUAAAGCAGGUGAUAAUAUUAAAGUGGAAAUCCCUGUUCUGGGUCGUCCAAGACCACUUGUUGUAUGGAAGAAAGAAGAUGAGGAACUUAAACAGACACAGAGAAUAAACAUUGAAAAUACCACAACUUCUACAAUACUCAACAUUAAUGAAAUUAAGAGGAAAGAUGGAGGACAGUAUUCAAUGACAGGAAAAAAUAUCUUAGGAACUGUGACUGAAACCAUUACUGUUCAAGUACAUGAUAUCCCAGGACCUCCAACUGGACCAAUAAAGUUAGAUGAAGUUUCUUGUGACUAUGUUCUAAUAUCAUGGGAAGCUCCAGAAAAUGAUGGAGGAGUGCCUAUUAAUAACUACAUUGUUGAGAUGCGUGAGACCACAGGAACAUCCUGGGUGGAACUGGCGGCAACUGUCAUCCGCACAACAUUUAAAGCCGCACGCCUUACAACUGGAAUUGAAUAUCAGUUCCGUGUUAAAGCUCAGAAUCGAUAUGGUGUUGGUCCAUACUUAACUUCAGAACCAGUGGUGGCUGCUUAUCCAUUUGAUGUUCCAGGUCAGCCAGGAAUUCCACAAAUAGCUGCCUUCACCAAGGAUUCAAUGACAAUCAGCUGGAAUGAACCCUCCUCAGAUGGAGGUAGCACAAUUUUGGGAUAUCACAUUGAAAGGAAAGAGAAGAACAGCAUUCUCUGGCAAAGGAUCAGCAAAGCUCUAGUGGUUGGCAACAUGUUUAAAUCAUCAGGUUUGAUGGAUGGUAUUGCAUAUGAAUUCCGUGUUAUUGCAGAAAAUCUGGCUGGUCUCAGCAAAGCAAGCAAGCCAUCUGAGAUGACAUAUGCACUUGAUCCCAUAGACCCCCCUAGUCAACCAGUGGCACUUAAUAUAACCAGACAUGAAGUUACUCUUCAGUGGACAAGGCCAGAGGGUGAUGGUGGCUUUUCAAUAACUGGAUAUACAGUAGAAAAAAGAGAGCUGCCCAAUGGUCGCUGGCUCAAAGCCAACUUCAGCAACAUUCUUGAGACAAACUUUACUGUAAGUGGUCUAACAGAAGAUGCUUCUUAUGAAUUCCGUGUAUUAGCAAGGAACUCAGCUGGAGCUGUCAGCAAACCAUCUAAACCUUCAGAGGUCAUUGUCUGCAGAGAUGAUAUUGAGGAACCAAAGAUUGAUGUUGAUGCAAGUUUCAGUAGUGUUGUAGUAGUCAAGGCAGGAGAGGUGUUCAAGCUAGAUGCAAAAGUUAAAGGCCGCCCAAUUCCAUCCUUGGUUUGGACUAAAGAAGGGAAGGAGCUUGAGGAUACAGCAAAACUAGAGAUCAAAACAUCAGAUUUCUAUUCUUGUUUGAUUAACAAAGAUUCUUUACGUAGAGAUGGCGGUGCAUACACUCUAACUGCUAGCAAUCCUGGAGGAUUUUCCAAAUUUGUGUUCAAUGUUAAAGUUCUUGACAGACCUGGCCCACCUGAGGGACCACUACAUGUCACGGACAUGACAAUAGAGAAAUGUAUUCUGUCAUGGCUACCACCACUUCAUGAUGGAGGAGCAAAGAUUGAAUAUUACAUCAUUCAAAGACGUGAAACAAGUAGACUUACUUGGACAAAUGUAGCCACAGAUUUACAAGUAAACCGCUAUAAGGUUACCAAACUGCUGAAAGGAAAUGAAUAUAUCUUUAGAGUCAUGGCUGUGAACAAGUAUGGAGUUGGAGAACCUCUUGAAUCUGAGCCUGCGGUUGUCACCAACCCAUAUGUGCCAUCUGAUCCUCCACAGGCACCAGAAGUUACUGCUAUAACAAAAGAUUCAAUGGUGGUUUGUUGGGGACAUCCUGAAAACAAUGGUGGAAGUAGCAUAAAAACCUACAUCAUCGAGAGGAGAGAUAAAACUGGCCUUCGUUGGGUAAAAUGCAAUAAAAGGACAGUUACUGAUCUGCGCUUUAAAGUGUCAGGACUAACAUCUGGGCAUGAGUAUGAAUUCAGAAUCCUUGCUGAAAAUGCUGCUGGCUUAAGUGCCCCAAGCCCAUCAAGUCCAUUCUACAUGGCAUGUGACACAAUUUUCCAACCUGGACCCCCUGGAAAUCCCAGGAUUUUGGACACAACUAAGUCAUCCAUUACUAUUGCAUGGAAUAAACCAGUUUAUGAUGGCGGCUCAGACAUUAAAGGAUAUAUUGUUGAAACAUGUCUGCCAGAAGAAGAUGAAUGGACAAUUGUCACUCCAAGGGAGGGUCUGACAGCAACAUCAUUCACUAUAACAAACCUUGUAGAAAACCAAGAAUAUAAGAUUAAUAUUUCAGCUCUCAACUGUGAGGGUGUUGGAGAACCUGCCACUGUGCCUGGUUCACCUAAAGCAGAGGACAGACUUCUUCCUCCUGAAAUUGAGCUUGACUCAGACCUUCGCAAAGUAGUAAACAUCAGAGCAUGCUGCACCUUGAGAUUAUUUGUGCCAAUUAAAGGAAGACCUGCACCAGAAGUAAGAUGGUCAAGGGAAAAUGGUGAACCCCUUGAUAGAGCAUCCAUUGAAAUUACACCAUCAUUCACCACUCUGCUUAUUGAGAAUGUUGACAGGUUUGAUGGUGGAAAAUAUGUUUUAACAGUGGAAAACAGUUCAGGAGUUAAAACAGCAUUUGUAAAUGUCCGAGUGCUUGACACUCCUGGUGCACCACAAAACCUUUCAAUCAAAGAAAUCACAAAAGAUUCAGUUUCACUUAUCUGGGAUCCUCCAAUCAUUGAUGGAGGCUCAAGAAUCAGGCAUUACAUUGUUGAAAAACGUGAAUCUACAAGAAAAGCAUACUCAAUUGUUAAUGCUUGUUGUCCCAAAACAAGUUGGAGAAUUGGGGACUUGCAAGAAGGAAACAUGUAUUGCUUCAGAAUUCUGGCUGAAAAUGAAUAUGGUGUUGGUCUUCCAAUAGAGACAGCAGAGGCUAUCAAAAUCUCUGAGAGGCCUCUUCCUCCUGGCAAAGUGACUCUAAAGGAGGUAACAGGCAAAAGUGUAACUCUGUCUUGGGAGAAGCCAGACCAUGAUGGAGGAAGCAGAAUUACUGGUUAUAUUGUUGAAAUGCAAGGGAAAAACAGUGAAAAAUGGACUCAAGUAAUGACAGUUAAAGUAACAGAGGCAGUUGUUAUUGGUCUGACACAAGGUGAAGAAUAUUCCUUCCGCAUAUCAGCAACUAAUGAAAAAGGAACUAGUGAUCCACGUCCACUUAGUGUCCCUGUGGUUGCUAUGGAUGUUGUUAUCACUCCUGCUUUCAAACUUUUAUUCAGCACAUACAGUGUUAUGGCAGGUGAUGAUCUUAAGAUUGAUGUGUCUUAUGUUGCUCAGCCCAAGGCAGGAGUUACCUGGCAUAAAGAUGGUGUAGCUCUGAAAGAGACAACAAGAGUAAAUACUGAAGUAGCAGAUAGACAUCUUUACCUUGUGAUAAAAGAAGCCACACGGGAUGAUGUGGGCAAAUAUACAAUUAAACUGACAAACUCAGCUGGUGAAGCUUCAGCAGAUAUAAAUGUCAUUGUACUUGAUAAGCCUGGACCUCCAACUGGCCCAAUCAAAUUUGAUGAAGUAACUGCAGACAGUGUAACACUAUCAUGGCAGUCUCCAGAGUAUGAAGGUGGAUGUACCAUUAAUAACUACAUUGUGGAAAAGAGAGACACGUCCACCACGAACUGGCAGAUUGUGUCUGCAACUGUAGCCAGAACAACAAUCAAAGCUGCAAGACUGAAGACUGGCUGUGAGUAUCAAUUUAGAAUUGCUGCUGAAAAUAGGUAUGGAAAGAGUUCGGUUCUUCUUUCUGAGCCUGUUGUUGCACAGUAUCCCUUUGAGAUCCCAAGUUCACCAGGAACACCCACUGUACAAUGUGCUACUAAAGAAAGUAUGGUUAUUGUGUGGAACAAACCUAGUUGUGAUGGCGGAAGCAAGAUUUUGGGGUAUCACAUUGAGAGUAAGGAAAGAAACAGCCUCCUGUGGGUGAAACAAAACAAAACACUCAUUCCAGACACAAGAUUCAAGAUAGGUGGCCUUGAAGAGGGAAUUGAAUAUGAAUUUAGAGUUUAUGCUGAGAAUAUCGUUGGUCUUAGCAAAGCAAGCAAAGUAUCAGAAAUCCAAGUGGCAAGAGAUCCAUGUGAUCCUCCAGGCAAACCUGAAGCAGUGAUUGUCACAAGAAGCUCCGUAACACUCAGGUGGACACCGCCACAGUUUGAUGGUGGCAGCAAGAUCACUGGAUAUGUAAUUGAGAAGAAAGAGUUGCCUAAUGGCCGCUGGAUGAAAGCUACGUUUACUAAUAUUAUUGAGACUGAAUUUGUUGUCAGUGGCUUGGUAGAGGAACAGCAGUAUGAGUUCCGUGUCAUUGCAAGAAAUGCUGCAGGUGUGUCCAGUGCCCCAUCAGAAAGUACUGGUGCAAUCACCGCAAAGGAUGAAGUCGAGCCACCUAAAAUUGACUUAGAUGCCAAAUAUUCUCAAACUGUUGUCGUUAAUGCUGGUGAAUCAUUUAAAGUUGAUGCAGGGAUACUUGGCAAACCAAUUCCCUCAGUUCACUGGAUAAAAGCUGGUGAAGAACUUACAAAUACUGCUAGACUUGAGAUCAAGAAUACUGACUUCACAACUACUCUAAGUGUGAAGGAGGCUAUCCGUGUUGAUGGAGGCCAGUAUUCUUUGCUACUGAAAAAUGUUGGUGGAGAGAAAUCAGUAAAUGUCAAUAUCAAGGUUCUAGACAGACCUGGGCCUCCAGAUGGUCCAAUUUCAAUCUAUGGAGUUACAAGUGAAAAGUGCUGCAUUGCCUGGAAAACUCCAUUGCAUGAUGGAGGGGCUGAAGUGUCUCAUUACAUUGUUGAAAGAAGAGAGACCAGCAGAUUAGUUUGGACUGUUGUUGAAUCUAAAGUACAAACCCUCAAUCUUAAAAUCACAAAACUCCUUCCUGGAAAUGAGUAUAUUUUUAGAGUGAUCCCUGUAAAUAAAUAUGGAAUUGGUGAACCUCUGGAAUCUGAACCAGUGAUUGCAGCAAAUCCAUUUGUCCCACCUGAUGCACCAAGUGAUGUUGAAGUGUCCAAUGUAACAAAGGAUUCCAUGGUUAUUACAUGGGAAAGACCCAUUAAUGAUGGUGGCAAUGCCAUUACAGGAUAUAUAGUUGAAAAGAGAGACAAAGAAGGCAUUAGAUGGACAAGAUGUAACAAACGUGUAGUGAGUGAACUACGCUUUAGAGUAACAGGACUUCUUGAAAACCGAAGUUAUGAAUUCCGUGUGUGUGCUGAGAAUGCAGCUGGAGUUGGUAAACCAAGCUCUCCCACUGUGUAUUUCAAGGCAGUGGAUCCAGUCUUCAAGCCAGGUCCACCUAACAACCCCAAGGUUAUUGAUGUCUCAAGAGCAUCUGUUGUCCUGCAGUGGGGCAAACCUAUUUAUGAUGGUGGUUGUGAGAUUCAAGGCUAUAUUGUUGAGGCCUGUGAAGUGGCAUCCGAUGAAUGGAUGAUGUGCACACCACCCUCAGGAAUAACAGAGACAAGAUUUGAAGUUAAAAAACUGCUUGAAAAGCAUGAGUACACAUUCAGAGUCUGUGCCAUAAAUAAGGUUGGUGUUGGGGAAACAGCUGAUAUCCCAGGAUCCAUUUUCAUAGAUGAUAAACUCGAGACACCAGAUAUUGAUCUUGAUGCUGAUCUAAGAAAGAUGAUUACCGUUAGGGCUGGAGGAUCUCUCAGAUUGUUUGUCCCUAUCCGUGGCCGACCCACUCCUGAAGUCAAGUGGGGAAAGGCUGAGGGUGAAAUCAAUGAAGCAGCACAGAUUGACAUUACAAGCAGUUACACUUCACUCAUCAUUGAAAAUGUUAACAGAUUUGACAGUGGAAAAUACACUUUAACACUAGAAAAUAUCAAUGGAACAAAAUCUGCAUUUAUUAGUGUCAGAGUAUUAGAUACUCCUGAUGCACCUGCAAACUUCCGUGUGAAGGAAGUUACAAAGAAUUCAGUCACCCUUACCUGGGAGCCACCCUUGAUGGAUGGCGGAGCUAAAAUAAAAAAUUACAUUGUUGAAAAACGAGAGAGUACAAGAAAGGUAUACUCUGCUGUUGCUACCUGCAACAAGAUGACAUGGAAAAUUGAACCACUCCAAGAGGGCAGCAUCUAUUUCUUUAGAGUUAUUGCUGAAAAUGAACACGGUAUUGGAUUGCCUGCAGAGACUUCAGAGCCCCUGAAAAUUUCAGAGGUGCCACAGCCCCCUGGUAAAGUUUUUGUAGUGGAUGUUACACGAAAGAGUGUAUCUCUAUCAUGGGAAAAACCAGAACAUGAUGGAGGCAGCAGAAUUUCCCACUAUGAAGUUGAAAUGCAGGCAAAAGGUCAGGAUAAAUGGUCUCUUUGUGCUCAAGUGAAAUCCCUUGACACUAUUGUAACUAAUUUAGCCCAAGGUGAAGAGUACAAUUUUAGAGUUAUUGCUGUUAAUGACAAAGGAAAGAGUGAUCCUAGACUCCUCGCAAAUCCUGUUAUUGCAAAGGACCUCGCUAUUGAACCCUCAGUGAGAACAAAGCUUAGUACCUACAGUGUACAGGUUGGGCAAGAUUUGAAAAUUGAAGCACGAAUUGCUGGUCACCCAAAACCAACCAUUACAUGGACCAAAGACGGUUCAACUCUGAAACAGACUACAAGAGUAAAUGUUGCUGACACUGCACAUCAUACCACUCUUACCAUUAAAGAUGCAACAAGAGAAGAUGGUGGUAUGUACAACAUUGCUGUGGCUAAUGUGCUUGGACAAAAGGAAAUAACUGUUGAAAUAAUCAUACUUGAAAAACCUGGCCCACCAACAGGACCAGUCAAGAUUGAUGAAGUAAGUUCAGAAAGCAUUACAUUAUCUUGGGACCCACCAACAUACACUGGAGGCUGCCAGAUUUCAAAUUAUAUUGUCCAAAAGAGAGACACCACCACCACCAACUGGGUAGUUGUUUCUGCAACAGUGGCAAGGACUAUACUUAAAGUUGGCAAUUUGAAAACUGGAGCUGAAUACCAGUUCAGGAUCUUUGCUGAAAACAGAUAUGGUAAAAGCUAUGGCAUUGACUCAGAGCCAGUUCUUGCCCAGUAUCCUUUCAAAGAGCCUGGGCCUCCAGGAACCCCAUUUGUGUCUGCUUUCACAAAAGACUCAAUGCUUGUUGAAUGGCACAAACCAGUCUCAGAUGGUGGAAGUGCUAUCCUAGGAUAUCAUCUUGAGAGAAAAGAAAAGAAUAGCAUUCUUUGGACAAAGAUCAAUAAAACACUUAUUCAAGACACUAGGUUUAAAACAUCUUCAUUGGAGGAGGGCAUUGAAUAUGAGUUCAGAGUCUAUGCUGAAAACAUAGUUGGAAUUGGACAGUGCAGCAAAAUCUCUGAGGGUUGUGUGGCACGUGACCCAUGUGACCCACCAGGCACACCUGUGCCAGUGAUUGUGACAAGGCACUUAGUGAAACUCAGAUGGACACCACCAGAAUAUGAUGGAGGCAGUCUUGUCACUGGAUAUGUUGUUGAGAAACGAGACCUUCCAGAGGGCCGCUGGAUGAAAGCUAGUUUUGCAAACAUUCUUGAAACUGAAUUUUCAGUCACAGGCCUGAUAGAAGACUGCAAAUAUGAUUUCAGAGUCAUUGCCAGAAAUGCAGCUGGCUCAAUCAGUAAACCCUCUGAGAGCACAGGUUCCAUUACAGCUAAGGAUGAGGUUGAACCACCAACCUAUGAGAUUGCAUCAGAGUAUAGCCAGAUUUUGACAGUGAAUGCUGGAGAAACAUUUACACUGGAAGCAUCUGUAGUAGGAAAGCCAACUCCAACAAUCCAGUGGUUCAAGGGUGAUGUGGAAGUUGAAAAUUCAGCAAGAGCUGAGAUCAAGAACACUGACUUCAAAGCCAUUCUUGUUGUCAAAGAUGCCAUUAGAAUUGAUGGAGGACAGUACACAUUGCACCUUACUAAUGUGGCUGGAACAAAGUCUGUUUCUUUCAAUGUAAGGGUGCUUGAUAGACCUGGACCCCCUGAAGGGCCUUUAACUGUCUCAGGUGUAACAUGUGAGAAGUGUUCAUUGUCAUGGCUUCCUCCACGGCAUGAUGGUGGCAGCAGUAUUUCCCAUUAUAUCAUACAAAAGAGAGAAACAAGUCGUCUUGCUUGGACUGUAGUUUCAGGUGAUUGUGGAGCAACCAUGUUUAAAGUUACAAAGCUUCUAAAAGGAAAUGAAUAUGUUUUCCGUGUCAUGGCUGUCAACAAGUAUGGUGAUGGUGAACCUCUUGAAUCAGCACCAGUGAUUAUGAGGAAUCCUUUUGUUCGACCUGGGCCACCUAAAGACCUAGAAAUAACAAAUAUUUCAAGAGACUCUAUGACGGUAUGUUGGACUCGUCCUGAGACUGAUGGUGGAAGUGAGAUUGUUGGUUACAUUGUGGAAAAGAGAGACAGAGCUGGAGUGCGAUGGACAAAAUGUAACAAACGCAGAGUCACAGAUUUACGUUUCAGAGUCACAGGCUUGACAGAGGAUCAUGAAUAUGAAUUCAGAUUAUCUGCAGAGAAUGCUGCAGGAGUUGGACAGCCAAGUCCACCAACUAUUUAUUACAAAGCUUGUGAUCCAACAUUCAAGCCUGGUUCACCAACUAAUGCACACCUUGUUGAUACUACAAAGAAUUCAGUCACCAUUGCAUGGAGUAGACCAAUAUAUGAUGGUGGCUUGGACAUCCAGGGCUAUGUUGUUGAGAUAUGUAAAGCUGAUGAAGAAGAAUGGACCACAUGUACCCCACCUUCUGGAUUAAAUGAUACUAAAUUUACAAUAACUAAACUCACUGAACACCAAGAAUACAAAGUUCACAUAUGUGCCCUGAAUAAGCUGGGUGUUGGUGAGCCAGUGGCCAUCCAAGGGACCGUCAAGCCAGUGGAUAAGAUGAAUGCCCCCGAAAUUGAGCUUGACUCUGAGUUGAGGAAAGGUAUUGUUGUGCAUGCUGGAGGAUCUAUGAGAAUACACAUACCCUUAAAAGGACGCCCAGCUCCUGAAAUAAACUGGACCAAGGAUGAAGGAGAUUUACCAGAUAAAGCACAAAUAGAAAAGGGACCAGAUUACACCCAACUAUCAAUUGAUAUAUGUGACAGAAACGAUGCUGGGAAAUAUACUCUAACUUUGGAAAACAGUGCUGGUAAAAAGUCAGCAUUUGUGUCAGUUAAAGUAAUGGAUACACCUGGUGCUCCACAGAACCUUGUUGUGAAAGAUAUAACUAGAAACUAUGUCACCCUUGUUUGGGAGCCUCCGCUUAUUGAUGGUGGUUCAAAAAUAAAAAAUUACAUUGUUGACAAGCGUGAAUCAAAUAGAAAAGGAUUUGCAAACAUUACUACUAAGUGCACCAAGACUAGCUUCCGAGUUGGUGAUCUUACAGAAGGUGGUAUUUAUUAUUUCAGAGUCAUGGCGGAAAAUGAAUUUGGUGUUGGUCUGCCUGUAGAAACAGAAGAAUCUGUAAAGACUGCUGAUCCUCCUCUAUCUGUUGGAAAGGUCACUUUGACUGAUGUGACUAAAUCUACAGCAACACUGUCCUGGGAUAAACCAGAUCAUGAUGGUGGAAGUAGAAUUUUAGGUUAUUAUAUUGAGAUGCAGCCAACAGGAUCAGAAGAGUGGAUUGUAGCUACAGUCACCAAAACAUGUGAGGGAACAGUUACAGGGCUUAGUUCAGGAAAAGAGUACUUCUUCAGAGUUGUUGCCUACAACGAGAAGGGAAAAAGUGAUCCAAGACCAUUAGCUGCUCCUGUUGUUGCGAAAGAUGUCACUUUUGAACCAGGCAUUAAAUUGCUUUCCAACACAUACAGUGUUCAAGCUGGUGAAGAUCUUAAAGUGGAAAUACCAUUUAAAGGCCGUCCAACUCCAAAGAUUUUAUGGAUGAAAGAUGGACAAGCGCUGAAAGAGACAACUAGAUUAAAUGUCUCAAGCUCUGCAACAUUAACUGUUCUUAAAAUUAAAGAUGCCAAUAGAGAGGACUCUGGCAAAUAUACAGUCACAGCUACAAACAAUGUGGGAACAGUCACAGAGGAGAUUGGCAUUAUCAUUCUUGACAAACCAGGUCCACCAGUUGGACCAGUCAAAAUUGAUGAAAUAAGUGUGAACUAUGUUACAAUCUCCUGGGAGCCACCAUUAUAUACAGGAGGUUGUCAGAUAAACAACUACAUAGUUGAAAAACGUGAUACUACCACUGUCAACUGGCAGAUUGUUUCAGCAACCAUUGCUCGUACCACAAUCAAAAUCUCUAAGCUGAAGACUGGUUCUGAAUAUCAGUUCAGAGUGUUUGCAGAGAAUAGAUAUGGAAAGAGCACAUCCCUAGAUUCAACAGCAGUUGUUGUCAGUUAUCCUUUUACUGUGCCUGCAGCUCCUGCCACACCAUUUGUUUCAUCAGUGACAAAAGACCACAUGGUCAUUGAAUGGAAACCCCCCAGCAAUAAUGGUGGUAGCCCUGUAAUUGGGUAUCACCUAGAGCGUAAAGAAAAGAAUAGUAUAUUAUGGACAAAACUUAACAAGCUUCUUAUCACUGACACUCGACUCAGAACAAAUGGUCUGGAGGAGGGAAUUGAAUAUGAAUACAGGGUGUAUGCUGAAAAUAUUGCAGGAAUCAGUCCAUCAAGCAAAGUCUCAGAAAGUGUUGUUGCACGUGAUCCGUGUGAUCCCCCUGGAACUCCUGAGGCCAUUGUUAUUACAAGAAACCUAAUAACUCUUCAUUGGAGUAAACCACAAUAUGAUGGUGGAAGUGCAAUCACAGGAUAUAUUGUUGAAAGAAAGAAACUGCCUGAAGGUCGUUGGAUGAAGGCCAGUUUUGCAAAUAUUAUAGAUACACAAUUUACAAUAAGUGGAUUAGAAGAGGAACAGAGAUAUGAAUUCAGGGUAAUUGCCCGAAAUGGAGCUGGUAUUUUAAGUGCACCCUCUGAAAGCACUGGACCAAUUACUGCUCAGGAUGAGAUUGAAGCUCCCUCAGUCUCCAUGGAUUCAAAAUUUAAAGAUGUUAUCAUUGUAAAAGCUGGUGAGACCUUUACUAUUGAUGCUGAAAUUGCUGGCAAACCUCUCCCUGAUAUUAUGUGGCUUAAGGAUGGAAAGGAAAUUGACAGUGCUACACCAAGAAUGGAGAUUAAAUGUACCAUAACACAGACAAUUCUGACUGUUAAGGACUGCAUCAGAGUAGAUGGCGGUCAUUUUGUCUUGAGUCUUAGUAAUGUUGGUGGAACAAAGCUGGUACCUGUUAAUGUCAAGGUUCUUGAUAGACCUGGUCCACCUGAUGGCCCUUUGAAAGUAACUGGUGUCACAGCAGAAAAAUGUUAUUUGCACUGGAGCCACCCAUUACAUGAUGGUGGAGCUAGUAUUUCUCAUUACAUUAUCGAAAAAAGGGAAACAAGCAGGCUUUCUUGGACAGUAGUGGAACCAAAAAUUCAAGCCAUCAGUUAUAAAGUCACUAAACUCUUACCUGGUAAUGAGUAUAUAUUUAGGGUCAUGGCAGUGAGUAAGUAUGGUGUUGGUGAGCCACUUGAAUCUGAACCUGUCCCUGCAAAAAAUCCAUUCAACCCACCCAGUCCACCCUCAACUCCAGAGGCAAGUGCAAUCACUAGAGACUCGAUAGUCCUUACAUGGGAACGGCCAGAGAAUGAUGGUGGAUCACAAAUUGAUAGUUACACUCUUGAGAAACGUGAUAAAGAGGGUAUUCGGUGGACAAAAUGUAACAAGAAAAGACUGACUGACUUGCGAUUCAGAGUCACUGGUUUGACAGAGGGACACUUCUACGAAUUCAGAGUAUCUGCUGAAAAUGCUGCUGGUGUAAGCACACCAAGUGAACCAUCUGAGUAUUACAAGGCUUGUGAUGCAACUUAUCCUCCUGGCCCUCCUAACAAUCCUAAAGUGACAGACCACUCAAGCACAACUGUUUCCCUGGCAUGGAGUCGACCAAUUUAUGAUGGUGGGGCAGCAAUCUCAGGAUACAUUGUUGAGAUAAAGGAAGCUAAUGUAGAUGAGUGGACGGUAUGCACUCCACCAACUGGUGUACAAACAACUCACUACACUGUCAAAAAACUAAAGGAAAAUGCAGAAUAUAACUUCCGCAUUUGUGCAAUUAAUAUUGAGGGGGCUGGAGAGCAUGUUGAUAUUCCAGGGUCUGUAAUUGCUUCUGAAAAACUUGAAGCUCCUGAGGUAGAACUUGAUACAGAUCUUAGGAAAAGUGUGACUGUGCGUGCCAGUGCAACACUACGCUUAUUUGUCACCAUAAGGGGAAGGCCCGAGCCUGAGGUUAAGUGGACAAAGGUAGAUGGUACAUUAACAGAGCGUGCUCAAAUUGAAGUUACAGGCUCGUACACUGUGCUUGUCAUUGACAAUGUUAACCGCUUUGACACUGGCAAGUAUGUAGUGACUCUAGAAAACAUUAGAGGCACAAAAUCUGCAUUUAUUAAUGUUAAAGUCCUUGACUCUCCAAGUGCUCCAGUGAACUUUGAAAUAAAGGAUGUAAAGAGAGAUUCUGUGCAGUUACAGUGGGAGCCUCCACAAAUUGAUGGUGGAGCCAAGAUUACCCAUUACAUUGUGGAGAAGCGUGAAUCUAAAAGAAUGGCAUUCACAACUGUGACAAACAACUGUGUCAGGAAUUCGUUCAAAGUUGACGAUCUCCAAGAAGGAGGUCUGUACCACUUCCGUGUAUUAGCUGUGAAUGAACUUGGUGUUGGCUUGCCUGCAGAGACCACAGAGGCAGUGAAAAUCUCCCAAGCACCCUUACCACCUGGUAAAAUUACAGUUGUUGAUGUAACCCGCCACACUGUUACUCUUGCAUGGGAAAAGCCAGAUCAUGAUGGUGGCAGCAAAAUUACAGGCUACACAGUGGAAAUGUUAACUAAGGGAUCAGAUAAAUGGACUGUGUGUGCUACAGUAAAGGCACUGGAAGCCAUAAUUGAAGGACUUACAACAGGAGAGGAAUACAGCUUCAGAAUUACAGCUCUUAAUGACAAAGGAAAGAGUGAUCCUAAACCACUGGGAGCACCUGUGUGUGCAAAGGAUAUUACAGUUGAACCAAUUAUUGAUUUGGUGUUUAACACUUACAGUGUUAAAGCUGGAGAUGAUCUCAAAAUUGAUGUUCCAUUCAGAGGCAGACCACAUCCAGAGGUUACAUGGAAAAAGGAUGGUCACUCAUUAAAACAAACAACCAGAGUAAAUGUUCUGACAUCAAAGACAUCAUCUAAGAUUGUCAUCAAGGAUGCAACAAGGGAAGAUGUAGGAAAAUAUGAAAUUAAAUUAGCCAAUACAGUUGGUGUUAAAUCAGCAGAAAUAUCUGUCAUUGUUCUUGAUAAACCAGGUCCACCAGGUGCUAUCAAAGUAGAUGAAGUAAGUGCUGAUUUUAUUUCAUUAUCAUGGGACCCUCCGAUUUAUGAUGGUGGCUGUCAAAUUAAUAAUUAUGUGGUUGAGAAGAGAGAUACAACCACGACAGCAUGGCAAAUCGUUUCAGCAACAGUUGCAAGAACAUCAAUGAAAGUAACUCGUUUGACACAAGGAACAGAAUAUCAGUUCCGUAUUGCUGCAGAGAAUCGUUAUGGUAAGAGCCAUGCAAUUGACUCUGCCCCAACAGUUGCACAGUACCCCUUCACACCUCCAGGCCCUCCAACAAGUCUUCAAGUUUCUCAUGCCACUAAAUUAGGAAUGCUAGUUACAUGGAACAGACCAGCAAGUGAUGGUGGAAGUCCAGUUAUUGGAUAUCACUUGGAAUGCAAAAACCAAAGCAGCCUUCUCUGGACAAAGAUGAACAGAGGUCUUAUUACAGAAACUCAGUUCAAGGUUACUGGUAUGGAAGAAGGCCUCUUCUAUCAGUAUAGAAUAUAUGCUGAGAAUAUUGCAGGCAUUGGACCUUGCACAAAGGCUUGUGAUCCUGUUGCUGCUCGAGAUCCAUGUGGUCCUCCAGGCCAGCCAAUAGUGAUGAACAUCACAAGAACAACUGUUUCUCUCUCCUGGGCAAAACCGGAGUAUGAUGGUGGAGCCAAGUUGACUGGUUACAUUGUUGAACGAAGAGAACUUCCAGAUGGCCGGUGGUUAAAAUGUAAUUUUACCAAUCUUCAGGAAACUUUCUUUGAUGUGACUGGCCUGAUUGAAGAUCAAAGAUAUGAUUUCCAUGUUAUUGCAAAGAAUGCAGCUGGUUUACUCAGUGAGCCAUCAGAGGGAACAGGACCUGUAACUGUAAAAGAUGACGUUGAUCCACCACGCAUCACAAUUGAGGACAAGUUAAGACAACUGGUUGUAGUUAAGGCUGGAGAUAUAUUGAGAAUUGAUGCUGAAAUUUCUGGACGUCCAAUUCCUGUGGUUUUGUGGGCAAAGGAUGGAAAAGAAAUUGAAGCCAAGGCCAGAGUUGAGAUUUCUUCAACACUUACUAGUACAACACUAAUUGUAAGAGAUGCCAUUAGACGAGACUCGGGACAAUAUGUUCUAACAUUACAGAAUGUUGCUGGCACCAGAUCUUUAGCAGUGAACUAUAAGGUCCUGGAUAGGCCUGGCCCAUCAUCCGGGCCACUGGAAAUAAGUGGUGUAACUGCAGAGAAGUGUACAUUGAACUGGGGACCACCUCAAGAAAAUGGUGGUGCUGAAAUUCAGCAUUACAUAGUUGAGAAACGUGAGACAAGCCGGCUUACCUGGACUCUGGUCUAUGCAGAGAUGAAGGCCACAACAUGUAAAGUAACAAAACUGCUCAAAGGUAAUGAAUAUAUAUUUAGAGUUCGUGGUGUUAAUAAAUAUGGAACCGGUGAAGUUCUGGAGAGUGAUCCUGUUAAGGCAAUGGAUCCAUUUACAGUCCCUGCUGCACCAACAAAUGUUGAGGUCACUAGUAUAACAGGUGAAGCAAUGACAAUCUGCUGGGAAAGACCUGUCUCUGAUGGAGGUAGUAGUAUUUCUGGCUAUGUAAUUGAGAAACGUGAGAAAUCUGGUCUUCGUUGGGUCCGUGUCAACAAAAAGCCUGUUUAUGACUUAAGAGUCAAAGCUUCCAAUCUUCGCGAAGGAUGUGAAUAUGAAUAUCGAGUCUAUGCAGAGAAUGCAGCUGGUUUGAGUGUGCCAAGUGUGCCCUGCCCCCUCACAAAGGCAGAGGAUCCAUUAUUCCUACCAUCACCUCCAGCUAAACCUAAAGUGAUCGAUUCUACAAAAACAUCAAUAACACUGUCUUGGAACAAGCCAUUGUUUGAUGGUGGCUCUCCAGUCACAGGAUACAUGGUUGAAUACAGGAAAACCAGUGAUGACGACUGGACAGUUGGAGUCAAUAACACCACAAGCACGGAGUUCACAAUGGUUGGACUCACAUUAGGGGCAGAGUAUGUCUUUGUAGUCAGAUCAAUUAACAAGAUUGGCCCAAGUGAACCAAGCCCUGAAACUGAUCCACAGAUAGCAAAGGACAGAGAAGAUGAGCCAGUCUUCCUUAUUAGUAAUGAAAUGAGAAAGACACUGAUUGUCAAAGAUGGCAGCUCAUUUACCCUUAGAGUCCCAUUCAAGGGAAAGCCUGUACCACAUGUCAUGUGGAACAAACCAGAUGUUGAUCUUAGAGUGCGGGCAGCAAUUGAUACCACUGAUAACUGCACAUCUAUCACAAUUGAGCAAGCUACAAGAGAUGACUCAGGCAAAUACACCGUAACCCUCCAAAAUGUAGCUGGAACUGCUACACUGACAUUGAGUGUAAAAGUCCUUGAUUCUCCUGGACCACCAGCCCGUAUUGCAGUAAAGGAAGUCACCAAAAGCUCUGCAACUGUUACAUGGGACACCCCUGAAAAUGAAGGUGGUGCUCCAGUCAAGAACUACCUUGUUGAUCUCCGUGAGGCAACUAAAAUGGGAUGGACCAGGAUUACAGACAGUUGCCCCCGCUUGACUUAUAAACUGACUGACCUUCAAGAAGGAGGUGUUUAUUAUUUCAGAGUAACUGGAGAAAAUGAGUAUGGUAUAGGAGUGCCAAUUGAGACCAAAGAAGGAACUAAGAUUACAGAAAAACCAAGUCCACCACCCAAGCUUGGAGUCACUGAUGUCUCAAAAGACAGUGUCUCACUAGCUUGGCUUAAACCAGAACAUGAUGGUGGUAGCAGAAUCACAAAUUACCUUGUUGACGCUCUUGAGAAAGGACAGCAGAAGUGGAUAAAGUGUGGUUCCACCAAAUCAACUCACUUUGUUGUCUAUGGAUUGAGAGAGAAUGCUGAGUACUACUUUAGAGUCCGGGCUGAAAACCAUGCUGGACUUAGCGACUCCAAGGACAUGGUUUUGCCUGUGCUUGUAAAGGAGCAGUUGGAGGCUCCUGAGAUUAACAUGAAGAACUUCCAACACAACACUGCCUAUGUUAAGGCAGGUUCAAAUCUCAACAUUGAGAUUCCCCUCACUGGUAAACCACUACCAAAAGUAUCCCUCUCUAAGGAUGGACAGGUUCUAAAAUCAACCAUGAGAUUCAACUCUGAAGUUACAACUGACUCCCUUAUCAUUACUUUGCGUGAGAGUGUUGCUUUGGAUGCAGGCAGAUAUGAUAUCACAGCCUCCAACUCUAGAGGAACCACAAAAUCCUUUGUGAACAUUGUGGUCCUUGACAGACCAAGUCCGCCAGUUGGACCUGUUGAAAUGUGUGAUGUCACAGAGGACAACGUAAGUCUGAAGUGGUUGCCUCCCACAUAUGAUGGUGGUAGCCCUAUCACAAACUACAUUGUUCUCAAACGUGAGACCACUACUGCAAAUUGGGUAGAGGUUUCAUCUGCUGUUGCAAGAUGCACAAUCAAGAUCAUGAAGCUGACUACUGGAGUUGAGUACCAGUUCAGAAUCAGAGCUGAGAAUCGCUUUGGCAUCAGUGACCAUAUUGAUUCACCUCCUGUUACCGUCUGUCUUCCAUACACAAUCCCCCUGGCCCCUUCACAGCCAUGGGUGUCUGCUGUAACUAAGGAAAGUGUCACUGUUAACUGGAAGGAGCCAUCUUCUGAUGGUGGAAGUCAUGUCUUUGGAUACCACCUUCAGAUGAAAGACAGAAACAGCAUUCUUUGGCAAAAGGUUAACAAAACUGUUAUCCGCGCUACACACUUCAAAGUAUCAAAUGUGAAUGCUGGCCUAAUCUAUGAGUUCAAGAUUGCUGCUGAAAAUGCUGCUGGUAUUGGUCCAGUUAGCAAGCCCUCAGAUCCAGUGCUUGCAAUUGAUGCUUGUGAACCUCCAAACAACCUUAGAGUUACCGAUAUCACAAAGAAUUCAAUAAGCCUUGCCUGGCAGAAACCCUCAUAUGAUGGAGGAAGUACAAUUACUGGCUAUCUAAUUGAAAGGAAAGAUGGUCCUAAAGGAAGAUGGUCAAAAGCUAAUUUGACAAAUGUUACUGACACAAAGUUCACUGUAUCAGGCUUGACUCAGAAUGAAUCUUAUGAAUUCCGAGUUAUGGCUAAGAAUGCAGUUGGCUCCAUAAGUAACCUAUCUGCAACUGUUGGACCAGUCACAUGUGUGGACACAUAUGGUGCCCCUGAGAUUGAUCUUCGUCAAGAAUAUCUCGACAUUGUGAAAUACAAAGCAGGAGCUACAAUUCAACUUAAAGUUGGUAUUACUGCAAAACCUCAACCAACCAUUGAAUGGUACAAGGAUGGAAAAGAGCUUGAGCCCGGAGCUCAGAUUUCCAUCUCCAACACCACAGAUUCUGCAUGCAUCUCAGUCAAGGAUGCCACACGUGUGGAUACUGGAACAUAUGAACUCAAGAUCAAGAACUCUUUAGGCUCAGCAUAUGCUGCUAUCAGAGUACUUGUCCAAGAUAAACCGGGACCUCCUGCUGGAGAGAUACAAUUCAAGAAAGUCACUGCAGAUACUAUAACCAUCAUGUGGGAACCUCCAGCUGACGAAGGUGGUGCAAUGGUGACCCACUAUAUUGUGGAGAAACGUGAGACGAGCAGAAUUAUGUGGUCUAUAAUCUCAGAGAAGCUAGAAGAUUGCAUUGUCACAGUGCAAAGGCUCAUUAAGGGCAAUGAAUACAUAUUCCGUGUGCGUGGUGUAAACAAAUAUGGAGUUGGGGAUCCUCUGGAAUCAAGACCAGUAAUUGCACAGAAUUCCUUUGUUCCUCCUAGUCAGCCCUCGAAACCUCAAGUCACUAUGAUUACCAAGUCAACAAUGACUGUGGUAUGGGAAAGACCAAGUUUGGAUGGUGGCAGUGAUAUUGAUGGAUAUUACUUAGAGAAGCGGGAGAAGAAGAGUCUACAGUGGUUCAAGGUUAUUAAAGAUCCAAUUCGUGAUACCAGGCAGAAAGUUGGCAACCUCACAGAAGAAAAUGAAUAUCAGUAUCGUGUCAGUGCAAUCAACAAAGCUGGAGCAGGCCCAUAUUCUGAUGCAUCCAUAUUCUACAAAGCUUAUGACCCCAUUGAUCCACCAAGUGAGCCAACCAAGCUCGGAGUUGUUGAUUCAACAAAGACAUCCAUUACCCUUGGAUGGGUGAAGCCUGUCUAUGAUGGUGGCAGUGAAAUCACAAGCUAUGUUGUUGAACAACGAAUGGCAGAUGAGAGGGAAUGGGUCACUAUAAGCUCUAAAGGUGAAGUGAGGACGACAGAGUUUGUGGUGUCCCACUUGAAACCUGGAGUGUAUUACUUCUUCCGUGUCUCUGCUGUUAACUGUGUUGGAGCUGGACGUCCAAUUGAGAUUAUACAGCCAGUGCAAGCCAAAGAUAUUCUGGAGGAGGCUGAUGUUGAUCUGGAUAUCUCAAUGUCAACUCAGUACAUAGCAAAGGCUGGUAGAGAUGUGGAGAUUGUCAUUCCUCUUAAGGGUAGACCUGCUCCUAAUGUAACAUGGAGAAAGGGAGACAAGAACAUUAGUGGUGAAGCAAGAUACACCAUAAAAAACACUGAAUAUUCAACUGAGCUCGUCAUUCCAAAAGUCACAAGGGAUGAUACAGGCAAAUAUCUUCUUGAAAUUGAAAAUGGAGUCGGAGAGCCAAAAACAAUUACAGUGUCUGUUAAAGUAUUGGACACCCCAUCUGCUUGCAAUAAAUUGAUAGUGAAGAAUGUGACACGAGGUAAACUCACUCUUAGCUGGGAGCCUCCUUAUAUUGAUGGUGGCUCCCCAAUCACAAAUUACAUUAUUGAGAAGAAGGAUGCUAAAAUGAAGGCCUUCACUUUUGUGACAAAAGAAUGUGCCAACACAACAUACAAGGUUGAUGGUCUGUCUGAAGAAAUUUCCUAUUUCUUCCGUGUUUCUGCUGAAAAUGAAUACGGCAUUGGUGACCCUUGUAACACAGCACAGCCAGUCAGAGCAACUGAGAUGCCUGGUCCUGUUAAAGAUCUGGUAAUGGUGGAGUCAUCUAAUACAUCUGUAACUUUGGCAUGGACAAAGCCUGAUCAUGAUGGUGGCAGCCACAUUUCUGAGUACAUUAUUGAGAAGAAAGCAAAGGGAGAGGAUGCUUGGAGUAUUGGUGGCACAUGUAGACGUUGCCAACAUGAGGUAACACACCUUAAAGAACUCUCAGAAGUUUUCUUUAGAGUAUUUGCCAAGAACGAGAAGGGUUGCAGUGACUUCUCUCAAAUUGGACCCAUUACUGUAAAGUACUUUGUAAUACCACCUGAGGCAAACCUAACUGACUUUCCUAAUGGGGAAUUAAGUGUUCGCAUUGGACAAAAUGUGAAUAUUGACUUGCCCUUCAAAGGUAAACCUAAGCCCACUAUUCAGUGGAUGAAAGAUAAUGUGCCACUCAAGGAAAGUGAGCAAGUUCGUUUUAGGCAAACAGAGAACAAGGCAAGUCUUACUGUACGAAAUGUAAGAAAGGACAAUGCAGGAAAAUACACCUUGGUCCUUGAUAACAAACUUGACAAGAACUUCUUUGACAUCAAAGUAAUAACACUUGGGCCACCAUCUACACCUGUAGGCCCAAUCCGUUUUGAUGAAAUUAAAGCCCAGAGUAUUAUUAUCUCAUGGAAUGAACCCCAGGAAGACGGUGGAGGAGAGAUCACCUGCUAUAGCGUUGAAAAGCGAGAGACAUCCCAAGCUGCGUGGAAAAUGGUUUGCUCUAGUGUGGUCAGGACCACAUUUAAGAUACCGAAUUUGGUUAAGGGAACUGAAUACCAAUUUAGGGUACGUGCAGAAAACAAAUAUGGAGUUAGCGACCCUCUCACCUCAUCGGAUAUGGUUGCUCAGCACCAAUAUAAGCCACCAGGUCCACCUGGAAAGCCUGUAGUAUACAAUGUUACAAGUGAUGGCAUGACUGUUCAGUGGGAUGCCCCAAGCUUUGAUGGUGGUUCACCAGUCACUGGAUACCAUCUUGAGAAAAAAGACAGGAACAGCUUACUGUGGACAAAAGCAAAUUCCAAUAUUAUCUCUGGAAGAGAGUACAGAGUCAUUGGACUUCUUGAAGGUCUGGAGUAUUCAUUCAGAGUUUAUGCCGAAAACAAUGCUGGCAUGAGUCAAGUCAGUGAACAAAGCAAGCACAAACUGGCAAUCUCCCCUGUUGAUCCUCCUGGCACACCUAAUUGCAUUGAUGUUACAAGAGACUCUGUAACACUUCAGUGGGAACCACCUAAACGUGAUGGAGGCAGUAAGAUUGUGGCAUACAGUGUUGAAAGGCGCCAAGGAAGAGCACGCUGGUUAAGAUGCAAUUUCAUUGACAUCAGCGAAUGUCAGUUUACAGUAACAGGCCUUGCUGCAGGUGACCGCUUUGAAUUUAGGGUGAUUGCCAGGAAUGCUGUUGGAACAGUUAGUCCACCUUCUCAGUCAUCUGGUUACAUCAUGACCAAAGAUGAAAGUGUCAUCCCUGAGAUUGAGUUUGGUGCAGAGAAGACCCUCACCAUCAAGGCAGGAGAAAACAUUAAACUCAGCUGCAGUGUAAGAGGACGCCCUGUACCUCAAGUCACAUGGUAUAAAGAUAGCAAGGAAGUGGACAAAAUGCUGGUUGACAUCACAACUAUAAUUGGAUCAAGCUCACUAUUCAUCAGAGAUGCUGACCGCAAUGAUCGUGGUAUCUACACAGUUGAAGCCAAGAACAGUUCGGGCACAACAAAAGUGGAUGUUCUUGUCAGAGUACAAGAUACCCCUGGUCCGCCCGAAGGCCCACUUCGCUUCACAAAUAUAUCUGCAGAGAAAGCAACUCUUUGGUGGAGCCCACCUGAUAAUGAUGGAUGUGCACCUAUCACUCAUUAUGUGAUUGAGAAACGUGAGACUUCCAGAAUUUCGUGGGCACUUGUAACAUCCAAGUGUGAAGCCUGCUCUUUUAAUGCCACAAAACUGAUUAAAGGCAAUGAAUAUCAGUUCCGUGUAUCCGCUGUCAAUAAAUUUGGUGUUGGCAAGCCAAUGGAGUCUGAUCCAAUCAUUGCUCAAAUGCAAUACACGGUACCAGAUGCUCCUGGGACACCUGACUGCACACAUGUGACCGGAAACAGUAUUACACUAUGCUGGACAAGACCAAGACAUGAUGGUGGAAAUGAGAUCAAGCAAUACAUUCUUGAAAGACGAGAGAAGAAGAGCUUAAGAUGGGUGAAGGUUUCAUCAAAGAGACCAAUAACUGAGCUUAGGCACAGAGUAACAAACCUUACAGAAGGAAAUGAAUAUGAAUUCCGUGUUAUGGCUGAAAACGGAGCUGGUAUUGGACCUGCAAGUAGUACGUCCAGAUUGUUCAAGUGCAGAGAGCCAACAAGUGCACCCAGUGCACCAACUGUGGUGAAAGUAAUUGAUUCUACCAAGACAUCUGUUACUUUGGAAUGGACCAAACCUGUAUUUGAUGGUGGUAUGGAAAUCAUCGGUUACAUAAUUGAUAUGUGCAAGGCAAGCCUUGAGGAAUGGCACAGAGUCAACAACCAGACUUGCAUCCAUACCAAAUACACAAUAACAGAUUUAGAACCUGGUGAAGAGUACAAAUUUCGUGUAUGUGCAGUCAAUGGUGCUGGGAAGGGAGAAACUUCUGAGACUCCAAAUGUAGUACAAGCAGUUGAUAGACUGACAUCACCAGAAAUUGAUAUUGACGCAGACUUCAAACAGACACAUGUUGUGAGAAAUGGUGGAACAGUCACACUUCAUAUUCCCUUCCGUGGAAAACCAGCCCCCCUUGCCACAUGGACAAAGGCAGAUGGAGAGCUUGGUGUAAUGGUGGAUAUUCAUACCACAGACAUAUUCAGUACCUUGACAAUUGAAAAUUGCAGCAGGUAUGAUGCUGGCAAGUAUACACUUUCUCUUGAAAACAACAGUGGUCGUAAAGCUAUUACAUUAACAGUGAAAGUGUUGGACACACCUGGACCACCAGGACCUCUCUCAUUCAAGGAUGUCACAAGAGGUGCCCUGACACUCAUGUGGGAUGCACCAUCUAAUGAUGGAGGUGCCCGUGUUCAUCACUACAUUGUUGAGAAGCGAGAGGCAAGUCGCUUGAGUUGGCAAGAGGUUAGUGAAAAGUGCACACGUCAAAUCCUAAGAGUGACCAACCUCGCUGUAGGCAUAGCAUACUUCUUUAGGGUUAUUGCUGAAAAUCAGUAUGGCAAAGGUGAGCCAUAUGAAAUGACAGAGCCUAUAAUUGCCACAGAAGAGCCUGCACCUCCCAAGAGACUGGAUGUCAUUGAUACCACAUCCUCAACAGCCACCUUAGUAUGGAUGAAGCCUGAGCAUGAUGGUGGAAGCCGCAUUACUGGGUACAUUGUUGAGACUAGAAAGAAGGGCUCUGAUCGCUGGGUUAUUGGUGGUCAAACCAAAUCUUUGAAAAUGGUUCUUGAAGGAUUGGUUGAGAACACAGAAUAUGAAUUCCGUGUCAAGGCCCAGAAUGAUGCUGGUAUUAGUCACCCACGAGAUGCGCUAGGCUCUGUCAUUAUUAAGGAGCCUCGUAUUGAGCCAACAGCAGAUCUCAGUGGCAUCAGUAAACAGCUCAUCACUUGCAAAACAGGAAAUACCUUUACCAUUGAUAUUCCAAUCAGUGGGAGACCAGCCCCCAAGGUAACAUGGAAACUUGAAGAAAUGAAACUCAAAGAAACAGACAGAGUAUCAAUUAAAACUUCUAAAGAUAGAACCACUCUACUGGUUAAGGAUGCCAAGAGAGGUGACAGUGGAAAGUAUUAUAUCACUCUGGAGAAUGCAGCUGGAUCAAAGACAUUCACUGUCACUGUCAUUGUCAUUGGAAGACCAAGCACACCAACUGGACCUGUUGAAGUUUCAGGAAUCACAUCAGAGUCCUGUGUAUUGACAUGGUCUGAACCUUCAGAUGAUGGUGGAACAGACAUCACCAAUUAUAUUGUUGAGAAACGUGAGUCUGGGUCCACUACAUGGCAAGUUGUGAAUUCAAGUGUGAAACGGACCACCAUUAAAGUAACUCAUCUGACCAAGUACAUGGAGUACAGUUUCAGAGUCUGUGCUGAGAACAAGUUUGGUGUUAGCAAAUCUAUUGAAUCUCAAGCUAUUGUUGCUGAGCAUCCAUUUGUCCCACCAAGCCCACCAACUCGACCAGAUGUUGUUUCAGUGUCUGCUAAUGCAAUUUCUAUCCGCUGGGAUUUGCCAUAUAAUGAUGGUGGAAGCAAGGUAAAUGGAUACUGGAUUGAGAAGAAAGAACGCAAUACCAUUCUGUGGGUGAGGGAGAACAAGAUCCCUUGCCUUGAGUGUCACUACAAGAUCUCCAAUCUCAUUGAAGGCCUUGAGUACCAGUUCAGAGUUUAUGCAAUGAACAUUGCAGGCUUGAGUAAAGCAAGUGAAGCAUCAAGGCCAGUGCUGGCUCUAAAUCCAGUUGAUCCACCCGGCAAACCAGAGGUUUAUGAUGUAACAAAGACAUCAGUGUCUAUUAGAUGGUCUGUGCCAUUCAAUGAUGGUGGCAGCAAGAUUGUUGGAUAUGUGGUUGAACGCAAGGCAUCCAGUGACGAUGAUGAAGCUCGUUGGUUGAAGUGCAACUACACGACAAUCACAGAAAACUUUUUCACUGUUACAUCACUCAGUGAAGGAGAGCAGUAUGAAUUCCGUGUUAUUGCCAGAAAUGGUGCCGGAGUCCACAGUAUGCCAUCUGAGUCAACAGGACCCACCAUAUGCAAAGAUGAAUAUACACCACCCAAAGCUGAGCUGGACAGCAAACUUGUGGGUGAGACAAUCACUAUUAGAGCAGGGUCAGACCUUGUUCUUGAUGCUGCUGUUGGUGGAAAACCAGAGCCCCAGGUUUUCUGGGCCAAGGGUGAUAAGGAGCUGGAGCUUGGAGAGAAAUACUCACUAACAUACACCAGUACAAGAGCGAUGGCAAUUAUUAAGUCAUGUGAUAGAAAUGAUACUGGAAAAUACAUUCUCACUGUGAAAAAUGCCAGUGGAAUCAAAACAGCUGCUGUCAAUGUUAAAAUACUUGAUACACCUGGUCCACCUGAGGGUGUGAUAACAAUUAGCAGGGUCACAGAAGAGAAAUGUACAGUUUCCUGGAAUAUUCCUCUGGAAGAUGGUGGUGAUUCUGUUACUCACUACAUUGUUGAGAGACGUGAGACCAGCAGACUCAACUGGGUUGUCAUGGAAAAUGAAUGCAAGACUCUGUCUUGUGUCAGCACUAAACUCAUCAAGAACAAUGAGUACAUUUUCAGGGUCAGAGGUGUGAACAAGUAUGGGCCUGGUGUACCGCUAGAAUCCGAACCAGUAAUUGCAAGAAAUGCAUACACUGUUCCAACACCUCCAGAAGCACCAGAGAUUACUGCUAUCGGUAAAGAACAUGCCAUUAUUGAGUGGCUGAAGCCAGAGAGUGAUGGUGGUUGUGAAAUCAAAAACUACCUUGUGGAUAAACGUGAGAAGAGCAGUGUUAGAUGGACAAGAGUAAACAAAACCUACACAAUUUAUGAUACACGCCUCAAGAUCACUGGUCUCUUUGAGGGAAGUGAUUAUCAGUUCCGUGUUUCAGCCGUCAAUGCUGCUGGCACCAGCCUUCCAAGUGAGGCAUCUCAGUAUGCUCACUGUAGGGAGCCAACAUAUACCCCAGCUCCACCAUCAGUUCCUCGUAUCACAGAUACUACAAAGCAUAGUGUUAGUAUGACUUGGACACGACCAAUGUAUGAUGGUGGAUCUGAUGUCACUGGCUAUGUUGUUGAGAUUCUGGAAGAGGGAACAGAGCAGUGGUAUAGAGCCACCCAAAAGACCCUGAGCAGCACUGAGUACACAGUAAGCGGUUUGGCAAGUAACAAGAAGUACCGCUUUAGAGUGGCUGCAGUCAAUGCUAUGGGUAGUGGAGAAUUCAGUGAAGGCAGUAUUGAGACUGCUCCUUCAGAGAGACUUGAAAUACCUGACAUUGAACUACCUGAUGAACUUAAGAAGACUGUUUGCGUCAGAGCUGGCAGCACUUUACGUCUUCAUGUAACUACAACUGGAAGACCUGCACCAGUUGUUACCUGGAGAAAGCCUGGAAUUGACCUACAAUCCCGUGGAUUCAUAGAAACUACAGAAAACACCACAACUUUAAUAAUGGAGAAGGUGCAUCGCUAUGAUGCUGGAAAAUACACAAUUGAGGCAGAAAAUCCAUCUGGCAAGAAAUCAGUUACUAUUCUUGUUAAGAUUUAUGAUACUCCUGGACCAUGUGGCGUGGUAAAGGUUAAAGAUUACACAAAAGAGUCUGUUGUAAUUACAUGGGAUGUGCCUACUAUUGAUGGAGGUGCUCCCAUCAACAACUACAUAAUUGAAAAACGUGAAGCUUCAAUGAAGUCAUACAAAACAGUAACAACAGAAUGCAAGAAGACAUUAUACAGAAUCACAGGGCUGGAGGAAGGAACACAAUACUUAUUUAGAGUAUUGCCUGAGAACAUAUAUGGUAUUGGAGAACCUUGUGAAAUUAGUGAGGCAGUACUUGUUUGCGAAGUUCCAUCUGUUCCUCAAGAUCUGUAUGUCAUUGAUAUCACAAAGUCUACUGUCAUUCUUGGAUGGGAAAAACCACUUAAUGAUGGUGGCAGCAGACUUACUGGCUAUGUCAUUGAAGCCUGCAAAACUGGAAGUGACCGCUGGAUGAAUGUUGCUAAUGUGAAAUCAUCUGUGCUGCAGCACACAAUUGUCUCACUAAAUGAAAAUGAGCAGUAUCUCUUCAGAAUCAGAGCUGAAAAUAGCAGAGGUGUCAGUGAGCCCAGAGAUUUUAUGACACCUAUAAUGAUACAAGAACAGAGAAUUAUGCCCAAGAUCGACUUGACUGGCAUCCCUCAAAAGAUUGUAAAUGUGCCGGCUGGCAAGGCAGUUGUGCUCAACAUUCCCAUCAAAGGCAGACCUGCACCUGUCUGUUCAUGGUUCUUUGGUGGUGUCAGGAUGAAGGACAAGUUUGACCGCAUCAAGAUUGAGACGACUGCUAAAUUCACCAAACUGACAGUCCGUGAAACCACAAUCGAUGACACUGGUGACUACUCUCUUGAAGUGAAGAAUGUCACUGGAACCGUAACUGAGGUCAUCAAAGUUAUCAUUCUUGAUAAACCUGGAGUACCUGUCGGGCCCAUGAGAAUCGAUGAGGUUGAUGCCACAUCUGUUACCUGCAGCUGGGGACCACCAGAGAAGGAUGGAGGUGCAAAUGUCAGCGGCUAUGUUGUUGAGCAGCGUGAUGCGCAUCGACCUGGAUGGAUACCUGUCUCUGAAUCUGUCACCAGACCCACAUUUAAGUUUACAAGACUUUCAGAGGGAACUGAAUAUGUAUUCCGUGUAGCUGCUACAAAUCGUUUUGGGAUUGGUGGGUUUUUACAGUCUGAAGUUGUUGAGUGCAAGAGUGCCAAAACUGUACCUGGAGCACCCUGCACACCUGAAAUACUUGAUGUGUCUCACGAUGGCAUGACUCUUACCUGGAGACCACCUGAGGAUGAUGGCGGUUCUUCUGUGGCUGGCUAUAUUAUUGAGCGCAAAGAGGUUGGAUCUGACAGAUGGGUUGGCAUCAAUAAGAAUCCAGUAACCAUGACAAGAUACAGAGCCACAGGACUUAUCGAGGGUCUUGAAUAUGAGUAUAGAGUGACAGCCAUCAACUCUAGAGGCACUGGAAAACCAAGUGAAAGCUCUAAAGCAGCUAUUGCAAUGGAUCCUAUCGAGCCUCCUGGUAUUCCACUGAACCCAAAAGUCACAGAUACCACAAGAACAUCAGUUUCACUUGCUUGGUCUCCUCCAGAGGAAGAGGGAGGUGCAGCUGUUACUGGUUAUCUGAUAGAGAUGCAGAAGGUUGACCAGGUUGAAUGGACAAAAUGCAACACAACACCAACAAAGAUGUGUGAAUACACUUUGACACAUAUGCCCCAGGGAGCUGAAUACAAGUUCCGUGUAAUGGCAUGUAACGCUGGUGGAGCCGGAGAACCAGCUGAGAUUCCAGGGGUGGUCAAAGUUACUGAAAUGCUUGAAUAUCCUGAUUAUGAGUUGGAUAAAAUAUACCAGGAAGGCUAUGUUGUCAGACAAGGUGGCGUCAUCAGGCUAUCUGUGCCUAUCAAGGGAAAACCCUACCCAACAUGCAAGUGGACAAAGGAAGGCCGUGACAUAUCUCAUAGAGCUAUGAUUGCCACCAGUGAUGAACGCACUGAGCUUGUGAUCAAAGAAGCCCACAGAGAUGACACUGGCACCUAUGACCUUGUGCUGGAGAACAAAUGUGGCAAGAAGGCAGUGUAUAUCAAGGUUAAAGUUAUUGGCCGCCCAGAUCCACCUGAGGGUCCUCUUGAAUUUGAUGAUGUCCAAGCACGUUCAGUUAGAGUAAGCUGGAGACCACCCUCAGAUGAUGGUGGCUCUGAUAUUUUUGGUUACAUAGUGGAGAGGCGAGAGGUGCCUAAAGCAGCCUGGUACACUGUGGACUCACGCGUGGUUGACACAUCACUGGUGGUAAAGGGACUGAAGGAAAAUGUUGAAUACCACUUCAAGGUUACAGCAGAGAACCAGUUUGGCAUUAGUAAAUCCUUGAAGUCUGAUGAAUCUGUUACACCAAAGACUCCUCUUUGUCCACCAGAACCUCCCAGCUUCCCUCCUGAAAUUAUGGAUGUUACAAAGACCACAGUUGGCCUGUCAUGGUCAAGACCAAAGGAUGACGGUGGAUCUCGUGUCACUGGAUACUAUGUUGAGAGAAGAGAAACUUCCACUGAGAAGUGGGUGCGCCACAACAAGACUCAUAUAACAACAACAAUGUACACUCUUACUGGUCUCAUCCCUGAUGCAGAGUACCAAUUCCGUGUGGUUGCUCAGAAUGAUAUAGGUCAGAGUGAGCCAGGACCUAUAUCCGAAGCAGUUCUAUGCAAAGAUCCAUUCGAUAAACCAGGUCAACCUGGUGAGAUUGACAUAAUCUCUAUAGCAAAGGACUGCAUAACCAUUCACUGGCUGCGCCCUGAAUCUGAUGGUGGAAAAGAGAUCCUUGGGUACUGGAUUGAAUACAGGCAAGCAGGUGAAAGUGCCUGGAAGAAAUGCAACAAAGAGCGUUCAAAGGACAGACAGUUUACCAUGGGUGGUCUCAUGGAGGCAACAGAGUACGAGUUCAGAGUGUUUGCUGAGAAUGAAACUGGACUGAGUAGACCUAGAAGAACUGCAAUGGGCAUUAAAACCAAACUGAGUGUUGGGGAGGCUCCAUGCCUAAAAGAGGAGAUCAAAGAGACCACCACAAAACUAGGAGAAUCUGGAACAAUGAUGUGCCAAAUUAUUGGUAGACCUCUCCCUGAAAUCAAGUGGUAUAGAUAUGGAAAGGAGCUAAUCCAGAGCCGAAAAUACAAGAUGAGCUCGGAUGGCCGAAACCACUCUCUAACAGUGUCAACAGAUGAGCAAGAAGAUGAAGGUCUGUACACAUGCAGAGCCAUAAAUGAAGCUGGUGAAAUUGAGACGAGUGGCAAGCUUCUAUUGCAAGCUGCACCACAAUUCCAUCCUGGAUUCCCAUUGAAGGAGAAAUACUAUGCAGGUUGUGGAACAAGCCUACGUCUCCAUGUUGUCUACAUUGGUCGCCCUAUUCCACAAAUCAUGUGGUUCUAUGGCAAGAAGCCUCUUAAUCCAUCUGAAAAUGUCAUAAUUGAAAACACAGAAAGCUACACUCACUUAGUUAUAAGAAAUGUCCAGCGUAAGACAAAUGCUGGAAGAUAUAAGGUGCAAAUGAGCAAUAAAUUUGGCACAGUGGACACUGUCCUGCGUGUUGAAAUUCAAGAUAAACCCCUCAUACCUGAAGGUCCAAUCGUUGUUGAUGCUCUCUUGAAGAACUCUGUGAUCAUUAGCUGGAAACCACCCAAGGAUGAUGGUGGAUCAAUGAUCACAAAUUACAUUGUAGAGAAGCGUGAAGCCAAAGAGGGCGAGCAAUGGCAUCUUGUGUCAUCCGCUGUACCAGGAACCAUAUGUCGUGUUCCAAACCUCAUUGAGAGUGCUGGAUAUUAUUUCCGGGUUUCUGCACAGAAUCAGUAUGGCAUCAGUGAACCACUUGAAAUCCCAUCUGUUGUCAUUAUCAAGAGUCCAUUCGAGAAACCUGGAGUUCCACAACAGCCAGUUGUUUCUUCUGUAACAAAGGAUUCAUGUGUUGUUACUUGGAAAGCCCCAACAAGUGAUGGAGGGGCCAAAAUUAAGAACUAUUACCUUGAUAAAAGAGAGAAGAAGCAAAACAAAUGGAUUACCGUUACAACAGAGGAAAUUCAUGCGACAUCUUACACUGUUAAAGGCCUCCUUGAAGGUUUUGAAUAUGAAUUCCGUGUCAAAUGUGAAAAUAUUGGUGGAGAGAGUGACUGGAGUGAGACUUCAGAACCAGUCAUUCCGAAAUCAGAUACAGCUCUCCGUGCUCCAUUCUUCAAGGAGGAAUUGAGAGACAUGUGUGUCAAAUACAGGGCAAAUGCAACCUUUGUCACUAAGGUUAUUGGACAUCCCAAGCCAGUGGUGAAGUGGUACAAGAACGGCAAAGAAAUUUUACCAGAUGGACAGAAAAUAAAGGUCCAAGAAUUCAAGGGAGGCUACUACCAACUUGUUAUCAGCAAUGCUGAUGAAAAUGAUGUGGCUGUUUACCAAAUUAGAGCCACUAACCAACUUGGAUCAAUCUCCACAACUGUGAACCUAGAGGUUGAGGUUCCUGCAAAGAUUCACUUGCCAUUACAUCUCCAAGGCAUGGGAGCUGUUCAUGCCAUUCGUGGUGAGGUGGUUACCAUCAAGAUUCCAAUUAGUGGCAAACCUGAUCCUGUAGUCACAUGGCAAAAGGGACAAGAGAUGAUUAAUAAUACAGCUUAUCAUCAAGUAAUUAUUACAAGAUCAUUUACCUCACUAGUUUUCCAAAAAGGAGUGCAAAGAAAGGAUUCUGGCUACUACAUCAUUUGUGCCAAAAAUCGAUUUGGUGUUGAUAAGCAGACAGUUGAACUUGAUGUCGCUGAUGUCCCUGAUCCACCAAAGGAUGUUAAAGUUAGCGAUAUUGGCAGAGAUACAAUCACCCUCACUUGGAGUCCUGGAAAUGAUGGUGGAAGUGACAUUAAAAAUUAUAUUGUAGAAAAGUGCCCUGUCUCUGGAGACAGAUGGAUUCGUGUUGCUCAGACACCUGAGCCCCAAUACACUGUGAUGAGUCUUUUUGGCAAAACAAAAUACCAGUUCCGAGUAAUUGCAGAAAACAGAUUUGGCUUAAGUGAUCCAUCUGCACCAACUGAACCUGUGACAACAAAAGAAGACAAGUUAGCAAUCAGAAAUUAUGAUGAAGAAGUGGAUGAAACAAGAGAGGUUACAAAGGCGGAGGCACCACAUUCUAAAAUAAAAAAUCUGCCAUCUUUGUACACCAUCUCUGAGGAGCUUGCGCGCAAUGGACAGUUUGGCAUUGUCCAUCGCUGUAUUGAAAUAAGCUCCAAGAAAACAUUCUUGGCAAAAUUCAUCAAAGUUAAGGGUGCUGACCGAGAGCUGGUUGCCAGAGAAAUUGAGACACUCAAUAUUGCAAGACACAAAAACUUACUGUAUCUCCAUGAAUCCUUUGAUAGUUUGGAAGAAUAUGUCCUGAUCUAUGAAUUCAUGUCUGGUUUGGACAUCUUUGAGCGUCUUGGUACAAACUUUGACCUCACUGAGCAAGAAAUUGUUCGGUACAUGAGGCAAGUUUGUGGAGCCCUGAAGUUCUUGCAUAGUAACAACUAUGGUCAUUUCGAUAUCAGACCUGAUAACAUUGUUUAUUCCACAAGAAAGAGUGAUACAAUCAAGUUCAUCGAAAUGGGUCAGGCUAGAUUGCUUACACCUGGAGAAAACAUCAGAAUUCAGUUCACUGCCCCUGAGUACUGUGCUCCUGAAAUCCACAACAGUGAUUUAGUAACCACUGCCACUGACAUGUGGUCUGUAGGUGUUCUUGCAUAUGUCCUCCUUAGUGGACUUAAUCCAUUUGCUGCUGAAUCAAACCAGAAAAUGACUGAGCACAUCUCAAAUGCAGAGUAUGUGUUUGAUAGUGAAGCCUUUAAAGAGACCAGCGUUGAGGCCAUGGACUUUGUUGACAGACUGCUUACUAAAGACCGCAAACUACGUAUGACUGCUUCUGAAGCUUUGGAGCAUCCUUGGCUCAAGAUGAAAUUGGAACACAUUAGUUCAAAGGUCAUCAAGACUUUGAGACACAGAAGAUACUACCAAACACUGGUGAAAAAGGAAUGGAGCACUGUUGUUUCAGCAGCUCGUGUUGUCUAUGGCGGUGGCUACAGAAACCAGAGAAAUGUUUCAAUUGGCAGAGUGAAAGUUGGACAUCCUGAACAAGGCCUGAGAGCAGGUCCAGUCAUGCAUGGCUCUGCGGAGGAGGGCGGACAUGUCAGAUUUGUGUGUUUUAUUGAAAACUAUGACAGAAACACUGAAGUGACCUGGUACUAUGGUUCACGCAAACUGACUGCAAGUCACAAAUAUGAAAUCAAUUACGCUAAUGGAAUUGCAAGCAUCUAUGUUAAAGACAUUGAAGAAUGCGAUGAUGGAGUAUAUAGAUGCAAAGUUGUCAGUGAAGACAGGGAAGAGCAUGCUUAUGCAGAGUUGUUUGUUGAGAGUGUUAGGUCCCAUCGUGAAUACUAUCUGGGACGCUCGCUCAAGAAACCAAGGCGUAGAAUUGACAAAACAAAACUUUUGCAGAGGCCACCUGAGUUUACUUUGCCAUUGUACAACCGUACAGCAUACAUUGGUGAAGAUGUGCGCUUUGGUGUAACCAUAACAGUCCAUCCAGAGCCAAAUGUUACGUGGUUGAAGGCUGGGCACAGAAUCAAACCAGAUCCUAAGAAAUACACAUUUACAAGUGACAAGGGUCUUUAUCAGCUUAUAAUUCACAAUGUUGACCUCAGUGAUGAUGCCGAAUACACUGUUGUGGCAAACAACAAGUUUGGUGAGGACAUUUGCAAGGCACGUCUCACUGUAACACCACACCAUGUUGCUGAGGACACUAUGAGACCAAUGUUCAAACGUCUCUUGGCCAAUAUUGAGUGCGUUGAGGGGCACAGUGUCCGCUUUGACUUGAGAGUAUCAGGAACACCACCGCCAAAUCUGAAAUGGGAGAAAGAUGGAAAGCCUCUUGAGUUCAGGCCACAAGUUGAAGUUGUUCAAGAGGAUGUAGACUAUCAUGUUCUAUAUAUCAGAGAAUCCCUCAUAGAGGAUUCAGGCACAUACAGAGUCACUGCAACAAACUCAGCUGGAUCGGCAAGUUGCCAAGCUACUCUCAAGGUUGAACGCCUAACAUACACAAGGAGGGAGUUCAAGAGUGAGGAAGAGAGGCAGAAGUAUGUACACAACCAAAUAGAAAAGACACUGAAAAUGGCACAACAGUUUUCGACAGCAGAAGUUACUUCACUUAAUCCUGUAGCACAAGAGGCUUUGAAGGAAGCCGCUGAGUUAUAUAAACCUGCAGUGAGCACCAAGAAUGUGCAGGGUGAGUUUGACAUCUCUGAUAAAGAGGAUCAAGAAAUAAAGAAAAUAAAAGAUGAAGAGAAGAAGAUACGUAUGCCUUAUGAAAUCCCAGAGGCACGUGCACAUGAUCAAACUGUUCUCAGUGAAGAUAAGUUGAUCAAACACUUUGUGCCCCUAUCUGAUAUGAAAUGGUACAAGAAACUGCGUGAUCAGUUUGAGAUUCCUGAGCGGAUGGAAAGAAUUGUUCAGAAGAGACAGAGGCGUAUUCGUCUUUCUAGAUGGGAGCAAUUCUAUGUCAUGCCACUGCCCAGAAUUACUGAUCAGUACAGACCAAAGUGGCGUAUUCCAAAACUUGCACAAGAUGAUUUAGAGACUGUUCGCCCAGCAAGACGGCUACCAUCCCCUGAGUCAGAGGCAUCCUUCAAACAGAGAAGGCAUUCACUUGGAGAUCUCUCAGAUGAGGAGCUCCUUGAGCCUGCUGAGGACUACCUGGCAAUGAAGAGAACUGAGAAAGAAAGACAAGAGCUUGAAGAAGAACUAGAACUUGGCUUCUCUGCCUCUCCACCCAGUGGAAGCCCUGUUCGCUUUGAGCUGUCUGCACUGCGUAGUGCAUCAGCAAGGCCUGUUCACAAAGCUGAAGUGAGACAUGUAGAGGAGACAAAACAUGUAACAAUAACUGAGCAAACUCGGGGCUCACCUCCUCCCAUUUCACAUUUUAUGAGGAGGAGGCGAUCCUUGUCUCCAACAUACAUUGAAUUGAUGCGUCCUGUUUCUGAACUCAUCAGGCCACCUCGUGCACGCAUCUCAACUGAGGUUGAAGGUGAAACCAUUGAAAGAAGAUCACCCACCCCUGAGAGGACACGUCCUCGAUCUCCAAGUCCUGUUUCUACUGAGAGACGAUCCUCCAGAUCUUCCACUAGAUUUGAAAGAUCUGCAAGAUUUGACAUCAUGUCUAGAUAUGAGGCAAGAAAAGCUGCUCUCAAAUCUGAGCGCAAGUACCAGGUUGUGACGCAGCAACCCUUCAGCCUUGACCAUGCUCCUCGUAUCACAGUAAGAUUGCGUUCUCAUCGUGUACCAUGUGGUCAAAACACAAAGUUCACAUUGAAUGUUCAAUCCAAGCCAGACGCUGAGAUCCAAUGGUUCCAUAAUGGACAGCAAAUACAAGAGAGCAACAAAUACCAAUUCACAAAUAUGAGUGGUGUCCUGUCUCUCCAGAUUAAUGAUUGUCAGGCAGAGGAUAGUGGUACAUACCGUGUUGUCUGCACAAACUUAAAGGGCGAGGCAUCAGACUAUGGAACUCUUGAUGUUUCAGGAGGAUCAUUUACUACAUACUCCUCAAGACGUAAAGAUGAAGAGGCUCCAACACCAUUUGUACCUGAAAUGACAAAAACAGAUCAUUAUCAUUUAACAUCCAUCAGAGCAUCCUCUGCCUCAAGGACUCACUUGGAGAUCAAGGAAACCAAAGCAAAACUAACAGAGAGACAUGAAGUUUCUGCUGUUGAAAAGUAUGAAUCUCAAAAACUUGCAUCAUCUCCUAUCAGAUAUGCAUCCACUGAAUACCUAUCAUCAGCUUCAUAUUCGUCCACUGAAAGAUAUACAUCGUCAGAAUCAAAGAUGAAAGUAUCAGAAUCAACAGCAUCCGCUGAGGUGUCAGUUAAGAAAGUUAAAGCUACUCUUUCAGCCAAAAUUCUCACAAAACCACAGUCUUUAACUGUAUCUGAGGGCGAGUCUGCACGAUUUGUCUGUGAUAUUGAUGGAGAGCCAGCGCCAAGGGUCACAUGGAUGCAUGAGGGAAGAACAGUUGUCUCUUCACUCCGUAUACAUAUAACCACAACACAGUACAAGUCUACAUUUGAAAUUUCCUCAGUUGAGUAUUCAGAUGAAGGCAGCUAUGCUGUAGUUGUAGAAAAUUCAGGAGGAAAGCAAGAGGCAAGGUUUACCUUGACUAUUCACAAGCCAGUACUUAAAGAGGAAGUUAUUGCAUCACCGACACAAGUGAAGUCUCCAGAGCCUCCAGUGAAAUCAACAUUACCUUCAGUGAAGUCACCAGAAUCUUCCAUAAAAUCCCCAGAACCCUCCUUGAUUUAUUCUGAGCCUUCAGUGACAUCUCCAGUACCACCAGUUAAGUCCCCAGUGCCAUCAAUUAAGUCUCCAGAGCCCUCAAUGAAAUCUCCUGUGCCAUCAGUUAAGUCUCCAGAGCCUACAGUGAAAUCUCCUGUGCCAUCAGUUAAGUCACCAGAGCCUUCAGUGAAAUCCCCUGUGCCAUCACUUAAGUCUCCAGAACCUUCAGUGAAAUCUCCUGUUCCAUCAGUUAAGUCUCCAGAGCCUUCAGUGAAAUCCCCUGUGCCAUCAGUUAAGUCUCCAGAGCCUUCAGUGAAAUCCCCUGUGCCAUCAGUUAAGUCCCCAGAGCCCCAAAUUAAAUCACCAGAACCAACUGGUGUUAAGUCUCCUGAACAUCGAAUUAAAUCACCAGAGGGUAUUAAAUCCCCAUUUAGAGUGAAGUCACCAGAGCCAAUCACCUCUCCCCAGAGGGUAAAGUCUCCACCCCCUUUUAAGUCUCCUGAGCCAAUCACCCCUCAAAGGGUGAAGUCUCCAACAGGUCUGAAGUCUCCUGAGCCAGUUACCUCCCCUCUUAGGGUUAAAUCCCCUACAGGAAUGAAGUCCCCUGAACCAGUCACCUCACCUCAGAGAGUGAAAUCCCCACCAUCAAUUAAAUCUCCUGAGCCGAUCAUGUCACCUAAAAGAGUUAAAUCACCUCUUACAGUGAAAUCACCAACCCCAUCAAAGGAAGCACCACCAAAGGUCAUUCAGCAACUUAAAGCUGAAGCAUUUGAAGACAAAAUUAAGAUGGUCUGUGUUGCUGAAACCUCUGUGACAGAAGUUGUGUGGUACAAGGAUAGCAAAAGACUGAGUCAAAGUAGUCAUUACCAGAUUCACACAUCUUCUGAUGGAACUUGCUGUCUAUAUAUAUCUGAUGUUUCUGAGAGCGACCAAGGUGAAUACUUCUGUGAAAUUAUUGGUGAAGGAGGAGCAGUUUCAAGAACAUCAUUUUCUUUUGUUGGUCAAGUGUUUCAAGCCAUCUACACAAAAGUAACUGCAUUUGUGGCUACACAUAAGGUUAUUCAAGAAUCUGUGUCCUCUCAAAUACAUGGGGGAGCUGAAAUGCUUCUAAAAAGGGAGAGUGCCGCUGCUAGCAGCAUGCACGAAAGUUUCACUUCAGAAUCUGUCCACAUGGAGAGCACAAUGCAAGAGGCAUCCUUCAGCAGUUCCACAAUGGCUGAGAUGAAAUUUGAAACUAUGUCAAUGUCUAGCAUGUCCUCUGUGACAUCAGAGUCAGUAUAUGCCAUGAGCUCAAGCAGUAUAAUGUCAAGUCACUCACAUGUUGAGGGAUCCUCAAUUAGAGCUACCCUGCUCAGUGGUCAAGGCUUAGCUCCAAGAAUUGAAGCUCUUCCUGAAGAUAUCAGCAUUGAAACUGGAAAGGUUCUAACUGUGACUUGUGCUUUCUCUGGAGAGCCAGCACCUCGUAUUGAGUGGUCGCGUGGUGGAAAGACUCUGCCUGGUGUGGAAGAGAGCAGUAGGUUCCACAUUGAGACCACAGAGGACCUGACCACGCUCAUUAUCACCGGUGUGAAAGAGAGUGAUGCUGGGGCAUAUACCCUCAAACUUUCCAAUGAGCAUGGAUCUGAUAUGGCAACUGUUACAAUCAGCAUUCGAUCGAAGUAAAAGUAAUUUCUACCCCCUUCCUUCACUAAGUGACUUUGUAUUUAUUAAAUGAAUGGACAAAAAUAAAUAAAUAAGUACCAGGAUAACUAUUCCUGUAAAUAUAAACUAUUUUUAUACCAAACUUGACAUACAUUUAUGCCAAACUAGACUAAAGUCUAAAGUUAUUAUAAAAUGUGCCAUAUUGGAUAAUUAUGACUUAGGAUUUUUUCCAUUUUUCUGUGGCAUGUACAUAAUGUAAAUAGCCGAAUUUAACGGUUAUGGAAAAUGUAUGAAUUGUUAUUUAUGACAAUAUUAACUGAAACAAAUGGAACUAUAUGUUUAUCAGGAGAAAGUUUCACAUGGAACGAAUACCCUGUUAAACCUGAAACUAAACUCUGUGCCUCAACAAUAAGUUGAAGUCUUAAGAUUGCCUCAACAGGUAGAGAGGCUCCCUGUUGAUGUUACACUAAAUCUGAGAGACAAAGUUAUAUCUGCAUGUUUACAUGUGCAGUGAUAUUAUUACCAUGCUCUUAUGCAUUGUUACUUGAAUAUAAGACCUUGCGUGCUGUUUGCAUUUUACCCUCAUGUAAGCGGGACAACUAGGCCUUGUGUUCAGACUGACUAAGUCAUACCACCAUUUCAAAGACAUGCUCAUUGUGCGAGCGGCCUGCACUUUGAGCUAAAAUGUUUAAUGUGCUCUGUGUCUGACAAGGGACUGCUUGAAUAAACUUUGAAAAAUAACAUCACCUGGCCAAUAAAGAAAGUAUAUCUUGUACUCCCUUGCAGAAGCAGAGCCUCCUCUUGGAGGAUUGCUUUGAUGCAUUGUGUGUUUGAGUGUUAGCUUUAGAAUUCACCUUUUCAGUUGUUGGGCAAACCCCAAGAAAUUGUGCUGCAGCAAUAACACCUGCUGUGCAAAAAAAAAGAAAAAUGGUUUAAAAUUUAAAUGCUUAGCAAUUUGGUUUGAUUUACUGUAGAAUUGUAGUAGUAUAUAUAUAUGCAACCUCCUUGAGUAUUAUUUAUUCAAUAAAGCAUGUUCUCAGCACUA